Molecule: messenger RNA, 92248 nt
Organism: Podarcis lilfordi (Lilford's wall lizard)
Lineage: Eukaryota; Metazoa; Chordata; Lepidosauria; Squamata; Lacertidae
Source: the annotation of a GenBank genome assembly
AGAGCGGCUGCUCAGACUCUGUGCAAGGUGGGGAGGGAGGUAACCAAGCAAGCACGCGCGCGCCUCGCUUGCGCGAUACCAGCCACAGAACCGGCUCCAUCCGAGCCUUUUGCGCGUAGGGAAGAACCGGGUGGAGAGGAAGGAAUAUCCGAUCGCUAAGCAGGGAGACUGCUGCUGCUGCUACAAUCUGCAACAUUCACAAAGGAGGUUGGAGAGGGGAGGAGGGCAAAACUCCAGGAACUGAAAGCAACAACAAAAGCAAGCCGGGUUUUUCCCCCCAGCCCCCAGCAAAACGAGCAAGCCACCCGCAAACUCCUUUGCAGAAGGGCGCAGCAGACUCCUGGGAAGCAAAAAAAGAAGGAGAAAGAAAUUGGCGAAACACGACAUGGGCGCUAGCCAGUUCCACCUUUGCAGACCCGCAGGACGCAAGAGCCAGCUUGGGAGGCAGAAAGCGCUCCUGCUGGCAUGCGCCCUGUGGAUUUCCCUCUGCGCCCCGAGAUGCGCGGCUUUCAACCUGGACACGAAAUUUCUGAUCCACAAGAAAGGCAAGACCCCGGACAGCUACUUCGGACUCUCCGUGGCUCUGCACCAUCACAUGGACGGGCAACGAUACCUGUAAGUGAAAAUAGCGUUGGGACGGGGAGCGUGCAGUAUUGUGAGAGGCGCCCUUUUCUCCGGAGCCUCCCACUCUCUUUCUGAACUUGAGGUUCAGACUGGAGGCAUAAAAUCCGUUGCAGUAGUUAAGAGGGGAGCAGGCAUUCGAAUCACACAGAGCUGUCCGGCAAGCAGGGAUCUGAGAUUUAGAGAGUUGUCCGAUAUUUAAGCUGACAUCCCUUUUUGUUCCUCCCUCAGGAAGCCCCAUCUGAACUCUGUGGGACUUACUUUUGAGUAGACCUAUCUAGGGUGUUAUACCGAGAGGCACACUCUUUUUUUCCUGCCCAUUUUUGCCUAGAACAACAGGUUGGCAAAGCCCCCAAUUCUGCGCUCAUUCCCCCUCCUUGCCGCCAACAAAGUUUGGCAGUUCCCCAAUCUGCUUUUAAUUAAAUGUCAUAUUCUUUGUUCCUUCUCUUGGGAAUGGAGAUCUAGCAUAUUUUUGUGGUCUCUGGUUAGCAAAAGAGACUCUUAUAAUAAGUGUCUGUGAACUAAUGGAGAAGUUACUUGCAUCUACUCCCCACCCACCCAAGCAUGCUGCAAUUCACAUCUGUUUGUGCCAUUCAGCUUGUCAGCUUUUUGGAUUUAGCUGGAAUUCAUCUGUUCCUGAACUCGAUGCCUGUUUGCGUGUGUGUUCGAGAGCAAUUUAUGCCCUAUUGUGUUGGGGUUGUACCACAUGUGGCCUGGUGCGUCUAACAUCAAUUGGCCCUUUCCUUCCAAAGCGAGAUGUUGACUGAAACCAGGGAAGCGGCUGCAAAUGUGAUGGUUAAUGCUGUUUGUUGACAGAAAAUAUAUUCAGGGUCACUGAAUAUUGGUGGCCACCGGUAACACAAGACUGGCGGUUGCCAACGUGCUGCUUGUGGGUGCCUAUGAAGGUUUUUCCUGGUUGCCCGAAGGGUUUUUUCCACACAAAUUAGGCUUGUAAGAAGCAUUCCAUUAUAGCCAAUAUCAUGGGUUGCAGAGUGUGCUUGGUUGUGGUUUGCAGAUAUGUCCACAGACCCAGAAAGAUGGCAACUCCUGCAGUUAAAUUCAAGUCUACCCAGUGGCACAUUGCAACCUAAUCAGAAAAUGCAGUGUUAGAAACUCAAAUAUAUGAGCUAGGCUCCAAAUAGCUUCUUAAACCAAGGUUACAGUUGCUAGAACAGAAUGUCUAGUUUGGGGGUAAGACGGCUCUUUUUUUACAAAUGAUGGACAACUGACGGUGAUGGAUUCUCAGUUAAACAUCUGGCUAGUUCAGAUGACCACCUUGAGCUAGGUUAAGAGCUCUGAGAACUUAGGGAAGAAAAGUCACUUUAUCCAGGGACAGUUCACAUGUACAGUGGCACCUCGGGUUACAGACGCUUCAUGUUACAGACGCUUCAUGUUACAGACUCCACUAACACAGAAAUCGUACCUCGGGUUAAGAACUUUGCUUCAGGAUGAGAAGAGAAAUCGCGUGGCGGCACGGUAGCAGCAGCGGGAGGCCCCAUGAGCUAAAGUGGUAUCUCAGGAUAAGAACAGUUUCAGGUUAAGAACGGACCUCCAGAACAAAUUAAGUUCUUAACCCACUGUAUACCUGUUCCAAACUCUUUUUCUUAACAAUGACUUCUGCUGCUCAGGCUGCUCAGGCUGCACAGAAAACGCAUUUUGGUUCCAAAAAUUCAUUCUGAUUGUGCAGAUAAUAUAUAACUGAUAGAAUUCUACAGGAUGGGAGCAUGAGUGUGUGAAAACAGUCCAGAUUCAAUGAUCCCCAGGCAUGCACCUUCCAGAUGGUGGAGAUGCUAUUUUAUGUGAAUCGCCCUGAGACCUUCAGGUAUAGGGUGGUAGAUAUAAAUUAAAUAAAUAAAUGAUAAAAAUGUCAGGUGCCAUCCUGGCACCCUGGCAUGUCGCAAGUGGUCAAAAGCCAGGUGCAAAAUGCUCCUGGCGCCUGGCUAAUUUCGAACACCGACAGCACGUCGAGAUACCUUACUGGGGAAUAGUGCAACUUUCCUGCAAAAUACCCUUGAGCAGAAUAAAAAGGGCAAAUCAAAACUUAAGGUAAAGGUAAAGGGACCCCUGAGCAUUAGGUCCAAUCGUGACCAACUCUGGUGUUGCGGCGCUCAUCUCGCUUUAUUGGCUGAGGGAGCCGGUGGACAGCUUCCGGGUCAUGUGGCCAGCAUGACUAAGCCGCUUCUGGCGAACCAGAGCAGCGCACGGAAACGCCAUUUACCUUCCCGCCAGAGUGGUACCUAUUUAUCUACUUGCACUGGUGUGCUUUCGAACUGCUAGGUGGGCAGGAGCAGGGACCGAGCAAUGGGAGCUCACUCUGUCGCGGGGAUCCGAACCGCCGACCUUCUGAUCGGCAAGUCCUAGGCUCUGUGGUUUAACCCACAGCGCCACACAUAGGGACAAAUCCUUACCGUCCCAAACCUGCUUAAUUCAGAGCAGUGCAGUUUUGUCUGGGAUAUGCAUGUGAGGCCGAGGCUCCCUUAGUACUCAGUGUGCGUUUCCCUGGAUGAGGCUCACUUCUUAUGCCAGUGGCAGCAGAUAACAGGUGCCAACCAAACCAAUUCAACAUGUAGGUCACUCUGUUGGUUCACGAGAAGCCUUUUGAAACCUUAUCCAGCAAGGAUGCAGCACUAAAUAUUUAGUAUGUAUACCAUACCUUCUUCUUUUUCAAUGGCAUCAAAUGGUUGCUGGAAUGCUUUUAUUUCUUCUAAGGAAUUUAUAUCCCACUCAGUAUUUAUUUAAGUAAAAAGAAAUCCAAGAAACUUCAUUUUUUUAAUUUUAAAAAAUCCCUAAAAUAUUUAAUGCUAUUAUUUCCAUUUAUAUGCCAUUUUUUUCCUAUGUAAAUUUGCACAAACACAACAGUACCUCUGCUCAGAGAACUGCCCUGGUUGCCCAUUUGCAAUUGGGCCCAAUUAAAGGUGUUACAACAACAACAACAAAUUAUUAUUAUUAUUAUUAUUAUUAUUAUUAUUAUUAUUAUUUGUGCCCCGCCCAUUUGGCUGGGUUUCCCCAGCCACUCGGGGCAGCUCCCAAGAGAAUAUUAAAAACACGAUCAAACAUUAAACUUCCCUAAACAGGGCUGCCUUCAGAUGUCUUCUAAAAGUCAGAUAGUUGUUUAUUUCCUUGACAUCUGAUGGGAGGGCAUUCCACAGGGCGGGCGCCACUACCGAGAAGGCCCUCUGCCUGGUUCCCUACAAUCUCACUUCUUGCAGCAAGGGAACUGCCAGAAGGCCCUCGGAGCUGGACCUCAGUGUCUGGGCUGAAUGAUGGGGGUGGAGACACUCCUUAAAGCCCUUAACAGCUUGGGACCAAUUUACUUGUGAGAUUGCUUUACCCCAUAUAGGCCCAUACGACCGCUUCAGUCUGCAGAACUGGCAGUGUUACAGGUACCACAUAAUACUGAUUCUGAACUUCUUGUUGGCACCCAUCUAAAUAAAUCCAUACGCAUUGGAACUCCCUGCCUCUUGACAUCAGCCAGUCACCUUCGCUGCUCUUUUCAACACCUGCUUAAAAUAUUUUUUUUCUAGGCAAGCCUACCCAGACAGGCAGAAAUAAUAAUAAUAAUAAUAAUAAUAAUAAUAAUAAUAAUAAUUAAUACCCCGCCCAUCUGGCUGGGCUUCCCCAGCCACUCUGGGCAGCUUCCAAAAAAAAUAUUAAAAUACAGUAGUCCAUCAAACAUUAAAAGCUUCCCUAAACAGGGCUGCCUUCAGAUGUCUUCUAAAAGUCUGGUAGUUAUUGUUCUCUUUGACAUCUGGUGGGAGGGCGUUCCACAGAGCGGGCGCCACUACCGAGAAGGCCCUCUGCCUGGUUCCCUGUAACUUGGCUUCUCACAUUGAGGGAACCGCCAGAAGGCCCUUGGAGCUGGACCUCAGUGGAGGUGGAGAUGCUCCUUCAGGUAUACUGGACCAAGGCGGUUUAGGGCUUUAAAGGUCAGGACCAACACUUUGAAUUCUGCUCAGAAACGUACUGGGAGCCAAUGUAGGUCUUUCAAGACCGGUGUUAUAUGGUGAAAUCACCAUUGAAACAUCUCAGUCGAUACCAGCUGGUUAAAACAUAUGUGCUCCACCAGGAAUCUGGUGGCGUUGUUGACGGGGGCAAGUUCUGUCAAGAUGGGCAGUUUAGAAUGCAUAGAUGAUCUCUGGCUCUGCUGGUGUUAAGAGACCAGCCUGGCUUAGCCAAAGAUACACCAGCACAACUUAAUAAUAAUAAUGUUAUUAUUUAUACCCCCACCCGUCUGGCUGAGCCGAGGCCAGCGCAAGAUGCCCAAAAUGGACAUUCUGGGGGCGUGGUUUGGGCAGCACCGGGGGUGACUCUUAGGUCAAAUCCUAAGCUUGUUCUGCUCAUUCAGAUGAUUGGCAGCCCUGCCUAAAACCCUAUUUUAAAGGCAUGUUUCCCCUCUUCCCGGCUUAGGCAGAGCAGCUGCAGCGGUUCCACAGCUGAACGGGAUUUGGCUCUGGUGUACCUUUAGGGCAGUUUAACUUACGCUGGCUUGUAUUACGCCAAGCUUCUUGUGUGCAUAGGAUUGCUUCUUAUGUCUGGUCCACACUUCUCAAUGUGAGGAGUUGUGGGGAGACUCCUGAAAUGGGUAGUUAUAAAAUAUAUUUAAAAUAAUAAUAUUUAUUUAUUUACCGCUCGUAGUUACUCAAAACUCUUAAGCGGUUUACAACACAGGUUAAAACACCUUAAGUAAACAGCAAACACCAAAACAAAAAGGAGGGAAUUUAUACAUUCGAUGAAACGUAACUCAAUAGAGAAUCCUCGUCGGUGUCAAAAUAAACAUUGCCGCAUAAAAAAAUCAGCUGCAAAAAAAAAAAUGCGAGGAAAAUCCUUAGUAAAAGGACUAAAUUCAAGCAUCCUCUAAAGAUCAGGCAGCAAAAUAAUUUAAAAUGAAAAUGAGCUAAAAAGUAUAAAUUUCAGCUUUUUAAAAAACGACGUCAAAAACCCCCAAACCUGAUUCGCAAUGAAGCAAAAGAAAACCGACUUAUUCUUCCCCACCGCCAUACAUCAAUCCAUCACCCCAUGAAAAUCACGAAGAAAACUUUGGCUUAGAAUCAGUUUGAUUCCCUCCCCCUCUUUCUUUUUCCUUUCUCCUCCUGUGAUCCUCAUGUUUUAAUGUUGUAUUUUAAUCUUUUUUAAAAAUUGUAUUUUAAUCAACUUGUUUUUAUUAUUGGUUGUUAGCUGCCCUGAGCCCGGUCUUGGCUGGGGAGGGCGGGGUAUAAAUAAAAAUUUAUUAUUAUUAUUAUUGUUAUUUAAAACAGCCACUGUUAAGAGCCAUUAAAAAAAAAUACACUGGGGCAAGAGAGAUAUCAGCCUAGCGGCUCAAAAGCAAGCUGCAAUGGAAUAAUACAAGCAGGAUAGCUCAGUUGGUUAGAGCGUGGUGCCAUUAAGGCCAAGGUUGCAGGUUCGAUGCCCGUAUGGAACAGCUGCAUAUUCCUGCGUUCCGGGGGGUUGGACUAGAUGAUCCUCAGGGUCCCUUCCAAUUCUGUGAUUCUAUAUGAAGGGGCACGUGCUGGAUUUCCAACAGCCAUCCCCUUGGGGCAUGUGAAUUGGAGGCUCUUGGCUCUGUUGUCUCCUCCUUUUUUGCACGUGGCACACACUGGCCUGCUUUAUCCCUUUGAGUUUGUUCUUCAAAGCACAUGCCUAGUCUUGCAGAUGCUUCCCUGUGGUUUCCGCCUCCUCCUUCACUCACGCUGCCUGUCUGCCAUGCAGAGAGAGUCACCUGGGUGGGAUGCAGGUACCUAGUGAAUUGGUAUUUUAGGGCUGUUUGAGGAGCAGCUGAUCUAAGGUUCUGAUCCUACGUUUACUUACCGGGUUUGGGGCGGGGGGGGGGGAUGGAGGAGAAAUUUGAGUCAGUACACCUUUAAAGCCAGAUCUAGCAGAUCCAUGCUUUCUGAAACAAUACGAGAACCGGAACGCAGCUCAUCUUUGAAACGUACAUUUGUCUGAAUUUUGCGGUGCAGUUUUCCAGCCAAAAGUAUACAAAAGCGCAUAUGAUAGUGUGCCUGAGAAUGAGGAUAUUAGAUACAGCAGCACAUUCUAUUCAGGAAAAAUCGCUUGCAAAAAUGGGCACAUCAGUCUAAACUGCUGAUGUUCAUUAGCAGAAGUCUGCGCUAAAACACUAAUGACUUUUCCCUUCAAUGGAAAAUUUCUGCAAAUAUGUGGAGAACCCAAAAUGAAAAUUUGAAAAAUGAGAAACUGAGAGAACGGAAAUGGAUAGAUCCUUCCAGCCCUACCUGGGAGUAAGGCUUGUUAAACUCAGUGGGACUUACUUCUGAGUAGUGGUUUCUUCUUGAAACAAUGUUGAGCUGAAUGGACCAGUGAUUUAAAGCAGUUUUCUCUGCCCUUACGAUAUGAAACACUGCACAGUAAAGUAUUGUAUUAAUUCUCUCUACAUGGCUGGCAAACCUUACUGACUAUCUGAGGCUGGCAUUGUAAAAUCUGAAUUUUUCCUCCAGCCUUCCUAAGCAGUCUGUCCCUCUGGCUUUUGUUACCUGUCACCUACAUAUUGCGUGUUUGUGUGUCUGUGUGUGUAAAUACACUUACAAAGCACUGAGAGAAAUUCCAGCCAUGUGCAAAAGGUUAAAUGGAAAGGUAUUGCCCUAAUGCACAAAGUACCUAUGCAAAGGUGAUGGUGGAAAGCGAAAUCAAUGGAAAUUCUUCCCCCACAGAAGUCUAUUUUCAUAUGCAUUAAUUAUGCUUUUGUCUCACGUGGCUCGGCUCAGGAUCAUCCAGGGAGCUUCAUGGCUCAGAAAGAUUCAGAUCUGAGGCUUUGCGGUCCUUAACUGAUCCACUUGCUGUCUGGCAUGCUGUUUCCAAAUCAUUUCUGGAAAACCCCAAGCGGUUGUAGUUCCAGGAGCCCUAGAGCACAGCACCCUCCCUCUCCCUAUAGCCCGACUCCCUUUCCUUCUAACUCUGGGUGUAGACAUCACUGUCUCCAAGAGGGAAGAAGCAGGCAAAUAAGCAACAAUUGCUCCUACUACCACUCACUUACCGUAUUGGCCCGAAUAUAAGCCACACCCACAAAUAAGCCACACCUUUAAAAUUCAAAAGGGGGGUGGAGGAAAAAAGACAAUACCCAAAUAUAAGCCACUCCCUUAAAAUUGGGUUACAGGCUGAAAGUUGCUGCGGUUGGUAGAAUUUUAACCUGGAGCCAAUUUAAGCCUUUGAUUUUCCAAGCCCGCAAAAGUUACUGUAAAAUCGCUGAAAUUGCAAAUCGCUAUUCAAUUGGCUACAAUUCUGCAGGCACUCACACCCGUAAACGGCACAUGAACAGUCUUAAGCUCGCAAAUCGACAAUAAAACAUUUACCGUAUGUCUGUUUCAGCAGCGAUAUCGUAAAAAGGCCAAUUUUUGUAAGGUCAUGAAUUUAAACCGCACUUUAACUUUUCACGGUUGGAAUUUUUUUUUUGGGGGGGGGGAGUGAGGCUUAUAUUCAAGCCAAUACGGUAACUUCAUGAAAGUUCAGCAGCAGUUUAGUGGACAUUUCCCCUAACUGACACACAAUUGUAUGCAAUUUUGCUUAAGACAAGCAUUUCUGCAAGGCGAUUUCCCCGAAUGUGAUGCAUAUUUUUUUUGCAUGUCCUCGUCACUAGUAUACACAUCUAGGGUUGCCAUAUGUCCUCUUUUUCCAGGACACGUCCUCCUUUUCAUGGGUAGAGUCGUCAUAGCGAUCAAUAGUUAAAAGUUGAAGUUGGCCCAGGUGUCCUCUUUUUUGCUCUUCAAAAUAUGGCAACCCUAUUUUCUUUCACACUUCCCCAUGGCAAACACACCUCUGUACUUACUAGUUUGCUGGAAAACUACAUUGCAAAAUUCAGACAGGUGUGAAUUUUGAAAGACAGCCGUGGUUCAGGCCUCGUAGUGUUUCAGGAAGAGUGAAUUGUGUAGUUUUGCCUUUAAACGUGGACCAUAUUGAAUUGCUCCCCACUCCCUAGUGGAACAACCUUGAGUCUUUUCUGAUUUUGAUUUGAUAUGCCUUCCUCCCCACCAGCCAAUUUGAAUGUUUUGACCCAGAGCGAUGGCCCAAGAGUAUUUCUUAGGCCCAAGAGUAUCUCUUCAUCCAGACCCGACUGUGAAUUGUUCAUUUACAAACAGAGGCCUAUCCUAGCCCAGACUCAUCCUCAAGGGUCAAGGUGUGAGGUUCCCAUGGACCUGUUAACAUUCUUGUAGUUCUUUGUUGGAUUGGAUAAAUUCUACGGUGCUUUACAAAAGACCUUUUCAAACCACCGGAUUUUUCCUCUUGAUUAACUAACUCUCUCUCUUAGCUCAGGCCUCCGUUCCCAUGGAGACGUGUAUUAUGUUGUUUAAGAGGCAGGGUUUUUUCCACACACCCCCUUCCUUACUUAGCCUUGGUAUAAAUCACGGCUACUUGCACUAAUUCUAAAUGUACUGAUCUUCUAGAUUGCGUUUCAGCCGGAGAUCUGUUUGUGUUCUUCUGCUCUUACUGGGGCUGCGCAAGGAUGGGUGAAUCUGUCUGUUUCUGGGUUUUUUUUUUCCAUUUUCCCAAUCUUAAAUUCAGCUUUCCACAUUUGCACAUAGGUUGGCAAUUUUUUUUGCAAAAGGAUUUCUCUUCAUAGGCACAUUCUUGUAGGCAAUUUUGCCUGAAAUAAACCUUUCGGGAAAGAGAUUCCCCUUACUAGAAUGCAUGAAAAUGUAUUUUAUUUUCAGUAAUAUAUGUCUUUUUAGGUGCCCUUUGCCAGGGCCGGCCCACACAUGAGGUAACAUGAAGCAACUGCCUCAGGCGGCAGGAUCCACAGGGUCAGCAGAACCCAAUGUAGAUCUUUAUUCCACCUCCACCCCCAUUCCUGAUGUAGAUCUUCACUCACCCCUUCUUCCCCAGCAGGGAGUGGGGACGCCAUUUUCUGGUUUACCUCAGGUGCCAAAAUGUCUUGGGCUAGCCCUGCCCUUUACGCUAGCAUAGCUAGUUCCUGGACCCACUUCUAAGCUGAACAUACAUUUGGGGACCUAUUUCUUAACCUUUUACCACAUAUUUGCAUGAUGGUAGCACUCCUGUUGUGACUCACCGUGGAUCAGGCCGCAAUCCAGUAGUUGAAGACGAGCACGCUAGUAAGUGCAGUGCACUUUCUUUGGCUAGAGAACUGCAAUUCAAAAUUCAGAGAAGUGCCAAUCUCAAAAAAUGGCUGCGUUUUGGUUUGCAUAUUGUUUCAGAAAGAGAAAAUUAGGUAAGUUCGCUUUUAAAGGCGAUCUAAAUCUAUGCCAUAUUUGGUGGGGAGUCCUGUUCCUCUUAGGGAUGUGGGUGGCGCUGUGGGUAAAACUUCAGUCCCUAGGACUUGCCGAUCGCAUGGUCGGCGGUUCGAAUCCCCAUGGCGGGGUGAGCUCCCGUCGUUCGGUCCCAGCUCCUGCCCACCUAGCAGUUCGAAAGCACCCCUAAGUGCAAGUAGAUAAAUAGGUACCGCUUUAUAGCGGGAAGGUAAACGGCGUUUCCGUGUGCUGCGCUGGUGCUGGCUCGCCAGAGCAGCUUCGUCACGCUGGCCACAUGACCCGGAAGUGUCUCUGGACAGCGCUGGCCCCCGGCCUCUUAAGUGAGAUGGGCGCACAACCCUAGAGUCGGACACGACUGGCCCGUACGGGCAGGGGUACCUUUACCUUUACCUGUUCCUCUGCCUUUAAUAGUGGUCUUCCAGGCAAGCAUUUAAUAAAGCUUUUCCUGAUGAUAUUAUUAUUAUUGUUAUUAUUAUUAUUAUUAUUAGUAGUAGUAGUACUUUGUCCAUAUGCCUGGGUUGCCCCAGCCACUCUGGGCAGCUUCCAACAUAAACAAACAUCAACAGAACAGAACAUUACAAGCGCCUUGAUACAGGGCAGCCUUCAGAUGUCUACAGGCAAUCGUAUAAUUAUUUAUCUCUUUGACAUCUGAUGGAAGGGCUUUCAUGGGGCGAGAAGGCCCUUUGCCUGGUUCCCUGUAACUUUGCUUCUCACAGUGAGGGAACCUCAGUGUCUGGGCUGAACGAUGGGGGUGGAGACGCUCCUUCAGGUAUACAGGACCGAGGCCGUUUAAGGCUUUAGAGGUCAGCAUCAACACUUUGAAAUUGUGCUCAGAAACAAACUGGGAGGGGGAAGAUUGAGAAAGACGUCACCAAUUUCUGUGCAUCAGGUGUUAAGAAGAUCUGAAAAAGAAAGAAAAAUUGGCAACCCUGUUUAUUAGACAUCUGGCAUUUAGAGAGCGGGACAUUUCCUCCGUGCACUUAUUCUGAAUCAGUCUGGUAGCAGUUUAAUUGUGCAAAGUGCUCCAUGGCCAUAAUUUCUUUCGGCUUUGAGACUCUGUUCCAGUUUUGCAUAGGAAGCUACCUUAUAUCAAACCAGACCAUUAGUCAGCCCUGCUCAAGAUUGCCUGCUGCCCUCUCCAGGUUUUCAGACUGGGUUCCCAACUCCAUCCUGGAGACUGAAUCUGGGGCCUUCUGCAUUCAAAGCAGCGGUGUGAGGUGAAAUUUUUCGUAGGGGAACAGUUAGGGACAGAAGCACCAGCUUGCAAGGGUGAUGGGGGAGAGGUUGACAUCAUGUGUGUGAUGUUUCGAUGUCCUGACAUCAGAAGUAUGAGCUUCAAACCUUCCUCCCUAUAAUAAUAAUAUUGGGCGACUCCCAACAGAAUAUUAAAAACACGAUAAAACAUCAAACAUUAGAAACUUCCCUAAAGAGGGCUGCCUUCAGAUGUCUUCUAAAAGUCAGGUAGUUGUUUAUUUCCUUGACAUCUGAUGGGAGGGCAUUCCACAGGGCGGGUGCCACCACCGAGAAGGCCCUCUGCCUGGUUCUCUGUAACCUCACUUCUUGCAGUGAGGGAACCACCAGAAGGCCCUCGGAGCUGGACCUCAGUGUCUGGGCUGAACGAUGGGGGUGGAGAUGCUCCUUCAGGUAUACUGGGCUGAGGCCAUUUAAGGCUCCGUAAGCUGGGCAAAAGCUUCCUGGGCUUUGGGAAGGAGAAGGCAGGGCUCCGAUAGGAUGCUGGAGUCCCCUGUCUCCUUCCCAAAGCCAGGUGGGCACUGGGAAGGUGGUGGGAGGGCUCAUGGACCCAUGGGAGCAUCGCACCUCCCUCCCUAAGACGGACAGAAGCUUUUCAGGGCUUUGGGAAAGUGGCACCAGGGGACAUUUAUGGGGCUAGCCUAGUCCCCCUAGUCCACUGACCGCACACCACUGGUUCAAAGGCAUGUGUUCUACUACUGAUCUGUGAACUUUCUCGAAAGGGAUGGAGCAGUGCGGCUGGACAUUCAUGGCUUGCUCAAAACACGUGGGUUGUUAUUGAAUCUGUUGCUGCUGCUGUGUAGUUCCAGGAUUAAGGCAUGAAAUGGUCAAUGAGGAGCUUGCAGCCUUCUGGAUUUUGCUGGCUAAACAUUGUCCAUGUUGUCUAAUGCUGAUGGGAGUUGAGAAGCCCAACAACAUCCAGAGAGCCUCAGGUUCCCCAUCCCCGGUUCAGAGCACACAAAAUCCUGACAGCACUUCUGAGCAUAUGCGAAGCGCCUUUCUGAGGCCACUGAAGCAAGACAGCCGGGCUCUGUGCAUCUGGAAUGAGCAACGAAGCCUUCCAAAGCACAUGGCAAGACUUCUAAAGAGCUGCGAGCUCCGGUCACCUCUCGGACGAGGGUUUUGCAAUAGGCCUUGUUUGCUCACGCUGCGGUACCUACUUAAAAAAUAACAAACAUAUUAACACCACCAGGGCAAAAACAGUGGGAGAGCGGGGGGGGGGAUGAGAGGAGAGCCAGACUUCUUGGCUUUCACAUUUCUGAGACAGCUGGAGGGUCUCCCUUGCUCUCCUACCCAUUUGACAAGGAUGUCUUGUGCCCUGGAGAGGAUUUCUGACAGCAGCAGCUGCACGGCUCGGAAAGCAUCUGUGGAGACAUUCCAAAGAUUCAUUUGCAAAGCUCUUGAUGAAGUUGAGGGCUUCUCUGUCGAAGGCAAUGGGCAAAUCUGGUUUCCCCCCCUUGUUUUUCCUCCAAGAACAGCAGACCCCCCACCCUUACCCCACAGCCUUUAGGUGAAAAGGGGGGGGGGAAGAGGCAGCUGUGUGGAACAUGUGUCUGCAUGUGCAAACACUGUGAGAAAGUUUGGGGAUUUGAUCUGCGAGCGGUGUUUUAGGAAAGGGUCAGCCCCAGAGUUUAAUUUCACCCAAAGCUGACCCUUGAAGUCAAUUUUGAAUGCACGGGGGUUUUGCUUUCUCCUAAAAAUGCACAGCAAAGGGGCUUAGAACCCUAGAAUCAUAGACUUAUAGAGGGACCCUGAGGGUCAACUCAUUCAACACCCCCCCCCCCGUGGCACCUCUAAAGGCUUACACAUUUAUUGGAAUCCAUCCUUUACUAAAGGACUAGCGACAAGGGAUAUUUUGAUGACAGUUAAAAAUGAUGGACCUAACCUAUAGCUAAGGAUAGGGGGAGAAAUGUGAUUCCGUUCCUAUUUAACAGAACCAUAGAAUCAUAAAAUUGUAGAGUUGGAAGAGUCGUCUAGUCCAACCCCCCAGCAAUGCAAACUUAGCCCAUUCACGCUUCCCAAAACAACGUUCAAAUUGAAACACAUAGGGCAUCCUUUGAAUUUUGCACUUCUCUGAAUUUUGUAAUGCCCUUCUCCAGCCAAAAGUAUCGUGCGUGUAUAAGUUAGUGCAAUGGGUGCCUCUAAAUGCAUGUAACUGGUGAAAUAACAUACAAAAGCGCAUUUCGUUUGGGGAAAUUGCUUUGCAAAAAAGAAGAAGUGCAUAUCAAGAGCAAUUCACUGACGAAUUUUGAUGAGGACUUUACAAAACAAAACAGAGUAUCAAACAGAUGUGGAGAUGUGCAGAACUGAAUGUGAGACUGGAGAAAUGAGAAACUGAGAGGAAGGGAAGCGGACAUUUCUGCCCUUCCCUACUGAGCAUGCUCUGGCAACCAGGUGAUUGCUGGGAGAUGAAGUUCCUUCUGGGUAUUCGUAAAGGACUCUCCCCACCCUUGAGAAAUGUAAAGUCCAAAGGGUAAGUAGGUUUGUUUGCAGAGUGCUGCUCUGCAUCUGUCCUCUGCUCCCUCCCCCCACCCACUCCACAAAUAAUGCCUUUUCACCUUUGAGAAAGGGGUAAGGAUGCUUUCUAAAGGCAGAUCUUCCCUCAAGCCAGGGCCGGCCCACCCAUGAGACAAAGUGAGGCAAGCACCUCAGGUGGCAAGAUCCGCAGGGGUAGCAGAUUUGACCUUCAAAUAAUGCAUCGCCGGCUGCUAUCGCUGCCAUGGCAGCGGCAAUAUCUGCAGUCCACUCCUUGGAGGACAGAUCUACUGUCUCUUGGGCAGUCCCCCCCCCCCAGUGGCAUAGCAUGGAUUGCCAGCACCCGGGGCCACACAGAGGGGGUGGGAGGGAAGUAGAUGGAGUACCCAUGGACAUUCAACUGCCUAAUGGCGCUUGCGUCACCCAGGAGAUCACAGCCACAGAGAUGAGAAAAGAAGAGUCGUUCCGUUGUCUGGAGAGGUCACUUCCUGGUCCGCAUGGAGAAGCUGUUUUCAAUGGAGCCCAGUGACAGAAGCAUGCAGCUAUAUUGAGGCAGCACUGGGCGUUGAAAUUUUGUGCCCCCUAACAAUUUUGAGCCUGGGGCAACCGUCCCUGUGCCCCCAUGAUAUGCCUCCUCCCCAGUUUUGCAUCUACAAAGGCCUCUUGAUGAACAGAAGGUGCUGCUGGUCUCCUCCUACCCCAAGGGAGAAAACGUCAAGGGCUUCUCUUGGGGGUCUCCUGGGAUCUGCAGCCACCUGGUUUGAUUCAGAGCAGUACCCCCUCCCAGUGAUAGCCUUUGAUUCCCUCUUCAGCCAUUUGGUAAGGAUGAUCUGACCCCCCCUCCUCUAUUGUUCCCGAUGUAGAUAUUUAUUCCCCCUUGUUCCUGAUGUAGAUCUUCCCUCAACCUUUUCCACUGGUGGGCAGGGUUCGCCUCAGGUGCCAAAAUGUCUUGGGCUGGCCCUGCCUACACCUGUGUGCCCAGGUGCGUGACUGGUGCACGUGUCUUCGACUGGACCAAGUGAAUGGAGAUCCAUUGUGCGCAUUUUUUAAGAUAGCUAUCCUGAAUUCUGAACCUCGAAGCAGAAUAAGGUUGGGCGAUAUAUCAAUAUAUCGUCCAAAACCGGUUUGAAGUCAUGAUACCGCUUUCAUAAUUUUUGACCUGACAGUAUAUCGCAAAUCAUGACAUGUGCAUGUGUGCAUGCGCUAUGCAAAAAUCACAAUGUGGGAAAAACCGUGAAGCCAACCAAUGCCUCUACAUAACUCCAUCCUUAUUUCAGACAUCAUGCUAUAUCAGUAUAUCGCAAUAUUCAGUUGGUGAUCUAUCGUGAUGUUUAAAACCAGGUAUCACCCAGCCCCUAAACUUGAAAUCCUCCACUUUUUGCACAGAUUCCUGAAAAUUUCAGCUUUUGCAUACAGCAGGUCAGGAGCAACACCCAUAACCUCUCUGGCACUAUAUAAGGCAGGAAUUCAAAAUCUCUGGUGCUUCAGAUGUUGUUGGACAGUGAUGAAUGGAGUUCUAAUGCAGGGCAAAUGGUUCCUCUCCUCUGGUAUGAUGAGUAUCUUGAUUUCCUGUUCUAUACAGCACAGAGCACAUUGGGGCUGCUGAUUAAACAAGGGGGUACAGUUCAAAAAUGGGGGGGGCAGCACAAAUUUGCAGAGGCUGUGGCUUUUGCAGCAUGUCUAUGCAAAACCAUGCCAACUUUAAAGGUUACUCAGUAAACACAUGAGACGUAACCGGCUGAGUUUUUAGAUAAAUAAGAUAUACUAUUCAUAGUAUCAAAUUGUAAAUUUCAACAGAAGUAACUGUUUAACAAACGAACAAAGCAGAAGACCCAGUGGAUCAGAUCAUUCUACAGUCAGUUCAUGCAUAAGGUCCAUCCAUGUAAUGGUGUCUAUUCCACCUGUCUGUUCAUAAAGUCCAAACCAUCCACAUGAAAGGUUGUUACAGUUCCACAAAAUCCUUUCACAAAGUCUAAGACAAGGAUUUCCGGAAUACUGGCCUUGCUUCGUCGUCCUGGGCUUCAUCAGUAAUUAAAGCUCAUAUGUGAUAUUACAGGACAGUGGAUCUUAUGGCAUAUUAGUAGCUGCAGUAUGCUUUAUGUGAGUAUGCUUUACGUGACCAUAGGUUUGUUUGUUGUAGCUUUAAAGGCUAGACAUUAUUGUAAGGGGAAGCUUUUACGAGCGAGGAUGGGACCGCGUGGCGGCCUGCAUGACUGCAGAGCUUUCUUCUCCCUUCCAAAAACAUUUAUAGCUCCUGUAGCAGCAGCAAUUGUUGGAUAACUUUAGGAAGCACAUCUUGGGCUCCUUUGAGAAGAUGUUUGCACUGACCUUUGCAAAACUGACAGAAACUUUCUGCUGAUUAAUUUUUUUUAAAAGUUGCAUCCUUCCUUGUUACGCUUCUUGGAAGGGGUCCCAGGUCAGAGAACAAAACAAAGGGAACAGGUGUUGGGGGUGGGGCUUCUUCAAUGCAGCUUUGGAUUAAUGAUAAAAGCUGAUAAAUGGGUGACUUUUUUUAGUUGCUGUGAUUCCUGGAAAGAAAGCUUUGAAGAGAGACUCCCUCUCCCCAAAUCACCACCACAAUGCUUUCCUCCUUAAGAAGGAGACUAGAUUAGGGUUUUAGGAUGACAGGGGAGGGAAGCCUUGAUCAAAGUUCAGGUGUGCUGGCUAAAAUUUUGAAAUUCAAGAGGCUUAGCUGGCCUUGAAAGCUUCCCCCAGGUUGGGAUAUCUGAAUCUAUUCCUUUCGCUUUGGAACUGGUUUCUUUUUAACCCAUAAUUCCGUUCUGUUUCUGCAUGAAUCUGUGAUUUAUUUCUUUUGUUUAAAAACCCUCUUCAAAUGCAUAUUCAAAUGCUGCUUUUGCUGCAUUUGAGCCAUCAACACCUGAGCAACAUUCACAGAGGUGUGAAAUCAGAUGGGAUAGCUAGGUUUUCCAGUCGCGCAUUAGUCCGUGACAUGCAGAUCGGUGUGUGUGUGUGUGUGUGUGUGUGUGCGCGCAGGAAUUUGCAAAUAUCAAGUUUCUUAACCCUCCCAACAGAAACAUCUACCCUGCACAUCUCCUUGCCUUUUUCUCAUGACUAUGAAUCACUGCUUGCCCUUUGCAUCCCUUCUUCUUCUUUUAAAUAUUUUUUAUUAAUUUUUUAACAACAAGAACAACAAAUGUCGUAAUUCCAAAACAGGAGCUGUAAAACACCCAAAUUGGAAUGUUCACAAUAGUAGGAUCCACAAUAACCAAUUUGGUGUUCAGUCAAUAUAAUAUACACAAUAAUAAAAAGGAUUGCAGCAAAGUACUCAAACUACAAAUAAUAUAUGCUAAAUCACUAACAUAGUACAUAUAUUUAGUGCAUAGUGCUAAACAUAGUACAGCCCUCAACCAAUCUGGAGGGCACCACGUUGGCAAAGGCUGCCAUAGUAUCUCUCCCCUCCAUUAUUACCCAGGACCCCCCACCAGCCUUGAUAUGGCCCAGUUUCUUGACUGCUCAGUUGGGCCACUGUUUCAUGUCAAUUUCACAUCCGUGCUGCGGCAAAACAGACAGCACAUCUAGCUGUUUGAAAGUGGCAUUGACCUCGUCGUAAAUCUCGCUGGCUUCUUUUGACGCAGAAUAUUAGAUUUAGGUUUGUUCCAUUUGUAGCUUCGAAUAUGAGCCAGGGUUUCAGUAGUCCUUUUGCAACACACACCUGGUUUGUCUUAAUUAAAGCAGCGGAGGGGAGCUUCGACCAACUUCAGCUACUAAGCCCUGACAAAGCUCACCUUGGCUGGACUCAACAGCCCAUACUGUUGUGCUUUUGCACUUUUGUACCUUUGCUUAUCUUAAUUUAUUUAUGGCGCAAUCUAGCCAAGGUGAAGAGCUCUUCUUCCCCCAGUUUUCAAGGAGAGAUUUAAACCUGCACGUUAAGAGGAUUAAAAAAUGCUUAUCUUUGGACAGUUCACGCGCUUGCAGAGCAGCUCUUGCAAAACAUACCAAGUCAGCUUAUCAGCUGGAUCUACCAUUUUCUGCACAUGUACAUGGGCAAAUGACUUGGAGUGCUCCAAUAUCUUAUUUUGGAGGAGGAGGAGUAAUUAAUUAAUUAUUAUUAUUAUUAUUAUUAUUAAUACCCUGUCCAUCUGGCUGGGUUUCCCCCAGCCACUCUGGGCAACUCCCAAAAUAUUAAAAACACGAUAAAACAUCAAACAUUAAAAACUUCCCUAAACAGAUGUCUUUUAAAAGUCAGAUAGCUGUUUAUUUCCUUGACAUCUGAUGGGAGGGCAUUCCACAGGGUGGGCAUCACUACCGAGAAGGCCCUCUGCCUGGUUCCCUGUAGCCUCACUUCUCGCAGUGAGGGAACCGCCAGAAGGCCCUUGGCGCUGGACCUCAGUGUCCGGGCUGAACAAUGGGGGUGCAGAUGCUCCUUCAGGUAUACUGGGCCAAGGCGGUGUAGGACUUUAAAGGUCAGCACCAGCACUUUUAAUUGUGCUCAGAAAUGUACUGAAAGCCAAUGUAGGUCUUUCAGGACCAGUGUUAUAUGGCCUCAGUGACUGCUCCCAGUCACCAAUCUAGCUGCCGCAUUGUGUUUUCCUUGAAGUAUGUCGCAGAAGUUGCACACCUUUUCUUGAAAAUGAAGCAGCCCUUCUGCUUUCAGUGUUCCUAAAUGCAUAGCUUUGGAGCAUACAGAAACACUCCUCCUUGGUGUUCUCCUCGUGCGCUUUCUCCGGAGUGACCCCAGGAGCCAAUCCUUGGUGGCUGACUCUCUUUUCACUCUGACUGGCUCUAAUCAGCACAAACGGCGAGAGGGCUUACUCUCAGUGGCGAAAAGGAUCCCCUUCCUUGCUCAUUGGGCGGCACUUAGAUGCUGGAGACAGUGGCGUAUCGGUGGUUGUCUGUCUCCGGGGCAGGCGCACACCAGACAAGGGGCGCCAGCCCAGGCCUUGCUGCUGAUGCCACUGGAGCAACCCCACUGCCACCACAGCAAAGUGGGGCAGUGGUGAGCCACCUCCCUGCCUGUGCAGGGGGGAGCUCGGCGGACAGAGAGGAGCACCAGGCCAGGACACGCUGGGGGCGCCUGGUUCAUGCCCCCUCAAAAAAUGUGCACUGUGGGCUACACACACACCCGAUGCACACAUGGAUGUGCACACAAACGCACACCAAUGCUAUGCCCCCUGACUAGAGACUGGGACCCUGCUAGAGAAAUAGUCAUGGGUGUUGACCCCAGGCAACCCCGAACCGCUGCACUUAUGGAACCAUCCCUAAUGCUUGGCGUGUUUAAUGAUAUAUGCAAAUGUCUUGAGGUAGAAGCUCAAUGUGUGUGGGGUUCUAAGAAGGUAGACACAAUAAUAACUUUUCUUAACGUCCCUCCAAAAUCUGUUUGACCCACUCCCUCUCCCUAACAAAUCUUCCCAUCCUCAAAUCCUCGCUCAUCUUGCUUAGUAAAUAUACAUAUAUUCGGUCUGGUGCUGUUUAGUUUACUUGAGUUUAUUUAUAUGUCAGUUUUCUCCUUUGGAAUGUGCUCAAAGGCGCUCGCCGUCGACCUCAAAUAAACAUCCACCCAGCGUUUGGAAAACAAUUCAAUUAACAAUUCAUAAUAGCAUGUCAAACAAAUGGAAAUGAAGUCAUCAAUUCAAUAAACAUACCAUAAAUGUAAUAUUUACAAGGAUGACAUACAGUCCACUGCCUCAUUUUAUUUUUUUUAGUUCAUGUUUACCUCGCUUUGCCUCCAUGGGGUUCAAAGAGACGUAUGUGCCCCUUCAUUUUAUUCUCACAACAACCCUGCGAGUAGAAUAGACUGAGAGAUAAUGAGUGGACCCGGUAAGCUUUGAAGCUCUAAUUUGUACUUUAUUAAUAUUUAGCAAUCAGCUACAAAACUAAGAUCCAAAUUAGCAGCAAUAAAAUAAAAUAAAGUAGCAAAGCCAACCCUUACUGCUGUUGCUGGUUUGGGGAUCCUUCAGCAGCCUGGAUUUAAACACAGUUUGGGAUCUUGCGAGGUGAGGGUCACACUGGGCUAAAUCAGGCCUCUCCAAUCCUGGUGUCCCUCCAAAUGUUUUGGACCACAACUCCCACCAGUCAGCUAGAUGGUUCUCAGCUGGCUCCCUCAACACUCUUCCAAGGAGGCAUUUCAUCAGAUCCUGUUGGUGUUCCAGCCCAGUGCAGGUGGUCUGCCAAUUAUCCUGGUAGCAUUCCCAUUAAUCCGCCAUGAUCCAAUUGCAGGACUCAACGGCCAGCUGGCAUGUUGUCAGGCAGUAUCAAGCAGAGACCCUGAUUCUUGAGGGAGUUCAUGCAGGGACACGACAGUUCCACCAGUGAUGAGGAAUCUUCCCGUCUCAUUCGGAAAAUCAUUGUGUCAGGUGUGCAUGCAGGAGCCAGGCCCUGUGACCAAUAGGACUUUGCAGGACUGGGGCCUUCCUAAGUUUAUUCUGAAGAGGCAAGGCGCGGCCGCACAGGUGAGGCCGCUUGGUAACUCGCUGCACCUGGUGGCAAGAGCUGGGAAGGGAUAGAAGGUCAGCAUUUCCCUUUGGCUCUUUGCCACAGCAACACGCUUCCUGCCUUGCUGACUUUGGCUUCUUGCUUCCUGAUCCUUGAACCUCGGCUUCUUGACUCCUUGCUUCCUGACCCUCGGACUCUUGGCUUCUCGACUCCCGGCUCUCUGACCCCCAGACUCUUGGCUCCUUGACUCCUGGGUUCUGGACCCCCGUUCCUGCUCCCACCCCACCAUCUUGUCCCCGGUCCUGACAUCCCCCGCCGGGACUUUGAUCGCCUGUGAACGGGACUGUGAAACCUUGGUUCUUCCAGACAUCUGAAUGUGGCCCUUGGUGAUGGGGCCAAGACAACAGGUCAGCAGGAAAGCAUGGAUCUUGGGUAGAAAUAGGAAGUGGCCUUGCAAGAAGCAGAUAACUGGUCCACCGAGCUCAGCAUUGUCUGUAACCGGAGUGAGGAACCUCAGGCAGUAUGUGGUCCUCAGAUGUUGUUGGACUGGAACUCCCAUCAUCCCUAGUUCGCAGGACCAGUGGUCAGGUAUGAUGGCAGUUAUAGUCCACCUGGAGACCCAAAUUUGAGGAACAUUGUCCUCCAUCUCUGGUCUGCAUAUGGUACGGCUGGUGGUAUCAUCCCAAAGAUUCAGCCAGAACCUUUCCAAAUGUACCUGGAGAUGCCAGGGAUCAAAUCUCUGCAAAGCAUCAAAGUGCAUGCUCUACUACUCAACUAUGACCCAACCCAGUUGUUUUAAGUCACAAAACUUGUUAGGCUUGGAGCACCAUUGGCAGCUGAUACCCAUUGGGACUGGUGGGGUAGGAAGCACGGAUCCCAACAGCAGGUGGCGCUGGAAGGAAAAGAAGAGUUUGGAUUUGAUAUCCCGCUUUAUCACUACCCUGAGGAGUCUCAAAGCAGCUCACAAUCUCCUUUUCCCUUCCUCCCCCACAACAAACACUCUGUGAGGUGAGUGGGGCUGAGAGACUUCAGAGAAGUGUGACUAGCUCAAGGUCACCCAGCAGCUGCAUGUGGAGGAGCGGGGAAGCGAACCCGGUUCACCAGAUUACGAGUCCACCGCUCUUAACCACUACACCACACUGGCUCUAGAGCCAAUGGUGGGCGGAACCAACUAAUUCUAUUUUUGCCCCCAUUCUCCUGCAGUACAAGGAGAACACUGAGGCUGAGGGCAAGGAAGCAGACAGCCGCAGCCACUCUCUGAACCUGUUGUAAGCAAGAAAACAGGUGGUCUUAGAGGAAUCAAGAUGGAAGUUGGUUGGGCAGCACCUCAUUUGUCCUAAUGGACUGACCUCCACUGCCUUGCAGCUCCUUUGCCGGCUGUCAGUCUUCCGGGGAAUCGGCUGCCUCCCAUGGGGCAACACAGAAUCAGAUAAACAAUAUGAGUUCUUACCAAGCAAUUGAUUCAGUAAUUCACAGAGAAUGAUGAAGGAAAGCAGCCUUCCUAAAAAUGGCGUUGCUCCAGCUGAGCUCCUUUCCCCUCCCUUCCUAGCAACAGCACUUCCCAUUACGGUGACCACCAGGGGCUAAUUGUCUCUGAGUCCUUUGCUCUUCCACUUUCAACGCACGCCGGGUUCUGGGAGAAGGGGGGUCAGAAAUGCUCUCCCCAGUGAUGACAUGUCAGCUGGCUGCUCAACCUCUGUCUCCCCAUUCUCUUCUCCCAACACCUCCUGUUCACCUGUUUCUGAGCAAUGACCUUCCUCAAACCACAGCUGUAAUUCAGUACAGUGGUACCUCGGGUUACAGACGCUUCAAGUUACAGACUCUGCUAACCCAGAAAUAGUACCUUGGGUUAAAAACUUUACCUAAGGAUGAGAACAGAAAUCGCGCAGAGGCGGCAGCGGGAGGCCCUAUUAGCUAAAAUGGUACCUCAGGUUAAGAACAGUUUCAGGUUCAGAACGGACCUCCAGAACAAAUUAAGUUCUUAACCCGAGGUACCACUGUACUGCCUUCCUCUUCUCUGGGAAGUUCAGGAGGAGGGGCGUCGGUCUCCACCAUUCCUCCUCAGUCUUGUCCCCCUCAGUCCAGUCCCUGACACCGGCUUUCUGGGAAUGUCUUCUUCCUUUUACAGUCAUGCCUCAGGUUACAGACGCUUCAGGUUGCAUUUUUUUUGGGUUACGGACUGCCGAAACCCGGAAGUACCAGAACGGGUUACUUCCAGGUUUCAGCGGUCAUGCAUGCACAGAAGCACUAAAUCGUGCUUUGCGCAGAAGUGCCGAAUCGCAACCCGCACUUGCGCAGACACGCCGCUGUGGGUUGCGAACGCUGUGGGUUGUGAACAUGCAUCCCACACGGAUCAUGUUCGCAACCCGAGUGUCCACUGUAUGUUUCUUUACUGUGCUUCCUCCCUGCUUGGAAGUUCUAGGUAAUGGUUUCUUUCUGACCUGUGAGCUCACCUGCUUGCACAUGCCUGGGGAAACAGGUAUCAUUCCACUUCAUUACUCUUAGGCUCCUUAUUCAUCAUCCUGACACACAGCACAGCACAGGCGCCAGGCAAGAAUGCUUCCAGCGUCAUGCUCCUUGGCAACCGCCGUGAGGCUCUUGGCUCAGAACUGCAGCGUCAGCUGCUGCUUAUCAUUGCAGGGUAGCAACGCGAGCCGCUGGCACAGGUACCUGUUGAAUUGGCCGGAGAUUACCCAUUUUACGUCAGUACCCAAAGCCAGGCUUUGCCGAGUGGCAGGGCCACAUCCACAGAGCACGCCAGCCGGGUGUCGAAGGGGACAGGCAAAUUGCUGUACACACCUGGAGCCCGUUCGGGGGCUGCCCCCAGUGUGAAUCUCGCCCAUGCUACUUCCACCUGCCUGGAUUUUUUGGGUGGGUGGAGCACCCCAACACAAAGAUGCUCCAAGGAAAACCCCGGAGACAAAUUCCCACUUGGCAACACUUGCAAUAAGUCUUCCACCUUUAUGUGUUAGCGCAAAGGAUACUGGGGCCCAGCUCCGAGGGCCUUCUGGCAGUUCCCUCCCUGCGAGAAGUGAGGUGACAGGGAACCAGGCAGAGGGCCUACUUGGUAGUGGCGCCCUCCCUGUGGAACAGCCUCCCAUCAGAUGUCAAGGAAAUAAACAACUAUCUGACUUUUAGAAGACAUCUGAAGGUAGUCCUGUUUGGCGAAGUUUUUAAUGUUUGAUGUUUUAUCGUGUUUUCAAUAUUCUGUUGGGAGCCACCCGGAGUGGCCGGGGAAACCCAGCCAGAUGGGUGGGGUAUAAAUAAUAGAUUAUUAUUAAUUAUUAUAAAGGGGGGUUGCUAAUAUGGCGCCCUGAGUGAGGACAACAUUUGGCACUCCCACCCCCAACCACACUAAAUAUUUCUUAUUUUUACAAAAAUUUUGUUACAGUUGCUGUUUAAAUGAAUCUUCUCAGUAGGUAACCGUACAAAUAUAGGUAUUAUUAUUAUUAUUAUUAUUAUUAUUAUAUUUUGUGCUCCCUCGGCUCAGCGCCCUGCCCGCCCUGCCCUAAAUACAGUGCUAUAAUGACUUUGUGAGGGACUCCCUCAUAAAGGGACUGUGUAUUAAUUCAUUCUCUUCAAAAUGUGGUGAGCCAGUCCUGUUGAAUUUUGAAAGGCCUUUCCUUUCAUCUAGCAAUCUACCCAUCUCUGCAUCCGUCUAUCUCAAGUUUCACAUAGCUUGGCCUUUGCUUCCUGAGGAAAUCACAACCAAACCUGCCACAAAUUUAAAGCUCUCCAGAGUGCCUAAGCAUUAGUAUCAAAGAAUCAUUAGUAUCAAAGAAGCAUUAGAAUCAAAGAAGCAAUGCAGGAAUCUCAGCUAAAGCACCCGUGGCAGAUGGCCACCCAACCUCUGCUUAAAAACCUCCAAAGAGUCCACAACCUCCCAAGGGAGACCGUCCCACUGUCAAACAGCUCCUACUGCCAGAAAGUUCUUCCUGAAAUCUCCUUUCUUGUAACUUGAAGCCAUUGGUUCGAGUCCUACCCUCCAGAGCAGGAGAAAACAAGCCUGUUCCCUCUUCCACUUACGUCCCUUAAGAUAUUUGAAGAUAACUAUAAUAUCUCCAUAUUAGAGUAGGACCACCACCUGCGUAGGGCGCGUGACCAGGGUAAAGGUGUAUGCAGCUGUACAUGAUUUCAGCAUUGAGCCUUGUACUUGCUGUGGUUUGGCCAGACACACGCAUGUGGGUUAGAGAGAGAUGCACAAACCUUUCACUUGCAUCCUCUGGUCUCUCACUGCAUCUUCCCGCUUCCUUUCUUGAUGUGCUGCAGCAAGCCACAGAACUCUACAGUUGAGUGUAGUUUCUCAUUAUGAGCAAAUUGGGGAGCAGGGGCAGGCACAUGCUGUGGUUGCCAUGUCAGAACACAGCAUCUUAAACCACUGUCUGAAAACCUUUUUGAAGGGUCUGGCUCAUUCUAAGCCCAAUAAUACAGUCGUACCUUGGAUCCAGAAUGCAUUGCGAGUCGAACGUUUUGGCUCCUGAACGCCGCUAAACCAGAAGUGAGUGUUCCGGUUUGUGAACGUUCUUUGGAACCUGAACAUCUAACGGGGCUUCCACAGCUUCCGAUUGGCUGCAGGAGCUUUCUGCAGCCAAUCGGAAGCUGCGCCUUGGUUUUCCGAAUGUUUUGGAAGUGGAACGGACUUUGGGAACAGAUUCUGUUUGACUUCUGAGGCCUCGGGUUACAUACGCUUCAGGUUACAGACUCCGCUAAUCCAGAAAUAGUACCUCGGGUUAAGAACUUUGCUUCAGGAUGAGAACAGAAAUCGUGCUGCGGCGGCACAGCAGCAGCAGCAGGAGACCCCAUUAGCUAAAGUGGUGCUUCAGGUUAAGAACAGUUUCAGGUUAAGAACGGACCUCCGGAAUGAAUUAAGUACUUAACCUGAGGUACCACUGUAAUAGCAACAACAAUAUUAAUUUUAUUAUUUAUACCCACUCAUCUGGCUGGGUUUCCCCAACCACUCUGGGAGGCUUACAACAUAUCUAAAAACAUAAUAAAAACAUCAGUCCUAUAAAACUUCCCUAAAUAGGGCUGCCUUCAGAUUAACAAUAAUAAUUUAUAACAAUAAUGGUAACCAGGGCAGGCUCCAGAAGGUGGACAUUUGCCCAGGCCCUAAGACCAGUAGAAACUCGAUUGUCCUAACAGUCCUUUUCAAAUUGCAUAGGGAAUACAGGAAGAUCAGAUGCAGCCUCAGAGAUUUCUCAGUUUGCCUGUCCCACCUCUUCCAGAUUUAGGGGAGCGCUGGGCACCCCCAAAAUCUUGGAGCCAGGACUGCCAAUAACCAUUAUUUUCCAACUUGGAUAUAACCAGAGGCACUGCUAGUAGUUAAAAUAUUUAAAAUACCUAGUUAUUUAAAAUAUUUGGGCUAUGGUCCUAUAGACAGAAAUUUACAUCUAUUUGUAUAAAUUAGCAUAUGCAAAGCUUAUGCAAAUUUAAAAGAGUAGAAUUUAAACUUCGCAGAAGCCAAACCCACAAAAAUCCCAUUCAAGUCACCCCAGAGAAAGUCUUCCUUUAAUUUUUCACCACACCCUAGAUCAAUUCCUUUUCAAUUAAUUCUCUCCUAAUUAAUUUCCUAAUAGGUCCUGCUUCAGAUCAGCUCCCCUUCAGCUACCUGUUGUCACCACCACCAAAUCAUCUAUAGAAAAAGCCAUGUGAAAUUAAUUUAUUUUCCUCCAAAUUAAUAUCCCACCAGCAACCCAGAUCUCUCUCCCUGUCUUUCACAUACACCUCAUUCAAUUAUCCCCAAAGGCAUUAGCAACCCAGAACAACUUGAUAAGCUUCAAAAAAUAUUUCUGCAUUUUGCCCACCCUGGCGACAGCCCUGUAAACCACGGUCAGUUGAAGGCGUUUGUGGUUAACUAUAGUGCACUGAGAAAGGAGGAAGGGGUUGGUGUGCCCAAGCAAAAGGCUCGUUCAUAUUUUGAUAUAUUAAGACAAUUUUCUGAAUGCAUCAAUGUCUUCUCCUCUGGAUCAGCCAUGGAGAAAAAUAUUGAAGCUUCCAUGUACAGCAGUGAGUGGCCAAGAAUGAAGAUAUCAUUAAUCUCUCCCCCCCCCCGCCUUCUUUACUAAAGCAGUUUUCUCAAUACUUAAAAUUUAUUCUACAGUGGUACCUUGGGUUACAUACGCUUCAGGUUACAGACUUUGCUAAUCCACAAAUAGUGCUUCAGCUUAAGAACUUUGCUUCAGGAUGAGAACAGAAAUUGUGCUCCGGCGGCACAGCGGCAGCAGCAGGAGGCCCCAUUAGCUAAAGUGGUGCUUCAGGUUAAGAACAGUUUCAGGUUAAGAACGGACCUCCAGAACGAAUUAAGUACUUAAACCGAGAUACCACUGUACUACUUAAUAUUUCUAAGGAAAAAAAUGAGGGUGGGGUAAGUUGCACGACUUCUGAGCUCUUGGGCGCCCCUACAAACCAAGUGAGUAACAGCUCACAGAUGAAUAGAGACUUUGGUGGCUGGUUAUGAGAGUUCAUGUGUGUGUUAGGGAGGGAGAGAACUGUCCAUUUCCGUUUCUCAUUUCCCCCCAAUCUUAAAUUCAGUUCUCCUCACUCCUGUAGCAAUUCACUAUAAAAAACAAACAAACAAUAAAUUGUCCUGAAAAUUCACCAGCGUUUUAGGGUGAAUUUCUCCUAGAAUUCAAGGCUGGAUCUAGACAGAAAGAAGCAUUUCAGGAAAACACAUUGUAAACCAGGCUUGCUCAACCUCGGCCCUCCAGAUGUUUUGGGACUACAACUCCCACCAUCCCUGACCACUGGUCCUGCUAGCUAGGGAUCAUGGGAGUUGUAGGCCAAAUACAUCUGGAGGGCCGAGUUUGAAGAAGCCUGUUGUAAACUUUGUAUGAGAAAUCGCGUUGGCAAAAGCGGAACUCCACUGUGCCGUCUGAGGUCACAGUGUUAUAAUGCAUCUACAACAUAUAACAUGCUUUUACCAAUCUAGCUGAGUCCCAGGUUUGUAUACAAUUCUGCCUAAUAUGCACUCUCUCUUUUUUCGCAAAGCCAUUUCCCCUAAAAUAAUGCAUUUCUGUGUGUUAUUUUCACAAACACAUGCAUUUUAAUGCACACUUUGCAGUGAUAUAUAUGCAUUUUUGCACAUGUAGAGAACUGCAUUGCAAAAUUCAGAGGAGCGUGAAUUUCAGAGUUGAUGUAUUGUUUCAGAAAGUGUGGAUCUGGCAGAUUUGCCUUUCAGUAGGAACUGGACUGAAUUUCUCUCCCAUCCCAUGUGUGUGCCAGACACACAGAGAAGGUCAUUCCCAUUUUGACCAAUGAAAAACUGAGGCUGCAAAGAAGCAAUUUGCCCAAGGCCACCUUGCAAGUCCUUGACAGAGAUGGCAUUUGAAAACAGGUCCUUCCCGUACUACCAGACAUCAUGUACACUCAGACUGGUGGGACACGCUGCCUUCCCCUAGCAAUAGAUUUCGCAGAUUGAGGAUGGGGAAAACAUGAAUCUUCUUGCCAUUGUGGUGGGGACAUUUGGACCCCCUCUCUCAACCCACAAACAAAUAGGGGCAGGGGUUGUGAUUCAGAAAGGCUGCUGGGUAGACCUAGUCCACUUUGUACCUGCACAGCUUAAGAUCUCCCUUACAUCACAUUCCCUUUGUUCUUCGGUCUUGCCCCUUCGGUCUGAACCGUGGGUGGUCCAGCUGGACAAGGAGUGCAAAGCCAAAAAGGCACAGAGUUCUCUGGGAAGGAGUUAACGUGGAAUGAAGCCAGCCUGCUGGUGCCAGCAGCCCAGAGCUGUUAAUCUGGGGAAAGGAGGGAGCAACUUGGCUUUCCCUCGCUUUAGACCUUCACAAGCAAGAGGAGCCUCUGUUAUCUCUUCUGUGUUGAGCAUUGCCUCCCUCACCGUGAAGGUUCACUUCCUUUCCUUUUUUUAAAAAAACCAAUAAUUUUUUACAAAUAUAAAAUGAUAACAAUCCAAACUAUAUAUCCAUGUUUAGAGAUUCCUGCGAAUCUCCAGACUUCCUGCCUUCCCCUCCAUGGAUCCUAUUGUACACCUUCUCAGCUGCAUAUUAUUUCAUAAUCCAUGUUUUAUAUCUAUCCAUAUUGUCCAUAAUAUACAGUCAAACCUCAUGUUACGUUUGCUUCAGGUUGCGCGUUUUCAGCUUGCGUCCCGGAAGUAACGGAACAGGUUACUUCCGGGUUCUGCUGCUCGCGCAUGCGCAGAUGGUCAAAAUGCCGUCACGUGCAUGCACAGAUGCAGACGCAGCGAAUCAUGACACGCGCACACGCAGACACACAGACACGAGUUGCAUUCUGUUCAGGUUGCGAACAGGCUUCCAGAACGGAUCCUGUUCGCAACCAGAGGUACCACUGUAUUUGCUACAUUACAAGUGUUAUUAGAAUCCUGCUAAUGUUUUCAUCUGCUUACAGUGGUCUCCUAGAUAAAUUGUAAUCUCCCCCCUCAAUUCUUUAUUGAAGUUUUUAUCUUCUUGGUUCCUGAGCUUUCUGGUCAGUUUUGCCAUUUCAGCAUAGGCCAACAGCUUGGUUUGCUAUUCCUCUCUGGUUGGGACUUUAUCUCCUUUCCAUCUCUGGGCUAGUAACACCCUUUUGGUUGUCGUUGCAUACAUAAAAAUUUCACCUCCAAGCAGUUCGCCACCUAGCAGCUGAGGUUUAGCAAAGUACAGACGAGCUGAAAAUAGCCUUGCAAAAUUGCUUUGUUUUGAUCUGUCAUGUUUGAAAGCUACUGAAGCUGCUGAUGGGAGGUGACUUCAACCCAGCUUUCUGCAUGGCUAGGACUGCAAGCAGCUUCCCCAUGGGGAACGCAGCCUCAAAACCAAAUCUCUCCCUGCCUCUCUCCUGACAUCAGUCAUGGGACAGGUGGGCAUGGUUUGGCAAUAUGGCCUUGUGGACCACGUUGGGCCAUGUGCCUGGUCAAAUUUCUUUUCUUUUCUUUUAUUCAUUUAUUGCCUUUUUAUCUCACCUUUCCUUCCAAGGAGAUCUAGGCAGUGUGCACAGUUCUCCUCCUCCCCAUUUCCUCCUCACAACAACCUUGUGAGGUAGGUUAGGCCGAGAGAUGGUGACUGGCCCAAGGUCAUCCAGUGAGCUUCAUGGCUGUGCGGGGAUUCGAACCCUGGUCUCCCAGGUGAUAGCUCAGCACUCCAAAUAUUAUGCCACACAGGCCGCAGGCUGGGGGUUCCCCACCUCUGCCCUAAACAGAGCUAGGCAAGAGACCUUGUAGAGGUACUGACUGGCCUGAUGUAUAAUAAUAAUAAUAAUAAUAAUAAUAAUAAUAAUAAUUUAUUAUUUAUACCCCGCCCAUCUGGCUAGGCUUCCCCAGCCACUCCAACAAAAUAUUAAAAUACAGUAAUGCAUCAAACAUUAAAAGCUUCCCUAAACAGGGCUGCCUUCAGAUGUUUUCUAAAGGUCUGGUAGUUGUUGUUCCCUUUGACAUCUGGUGGGAAGGCGUUCCACAGGGCGAGUGCCACUGCCAAGAAGGCCCUCUGCCUGGUUCCCUGUAACUUGGCUUCUUUCAGCGAGGGAAUCGCCAGAAGGCCCUCAGCGCUGGACCUCAGUGUCCACGUAGAACGAUGGGAGUGGAGAUGCCCCUUCAGAUAUACUGGACCGAGGCCAUUUAGGGCUUUAAAGGUCAGCACCAACACUUUGAAUUGUGCUCAGAAAUAUACAGGGAGCCAAUGUAGGUCUUUCAAGACCUGUGUUAUGUUGUCUUGGCGGCUGCUCCCAGUCACCAGUCUAGCUGCCGCAUUCUGGAUUAGUUGUAGUUUCUGGGUCACCUUCAAAGGUAAGGCCUCUUCCCAUCUCCCUACCUCAGAGCAUCUGGGAUUGGGGUCCAGGCAGAAGCGGCUGCUUUCAGGAGAACCUGAAGACUCCUCUCUCUCCACAAACUGAGCCCUGUUUUAACUAGACUGCCCAGCCUCAAAAGGGAUUAUCCUAGGCAGGAUUUUGGGUCUCAUUCAAUAGAGAUCUGAAGGUUUAAAUACCUGAUAGACACAGCUGGUGCCCCAAGAAAUCUAGCAGGCCUCCUGUUUUUCAACCUCCUUACCCUCGUUCAUGAGGGACGCAGGUGGCGCUGUGGGUUAAACCACAGAGCCUAGGACUUGCCGAUCAGAAGGUUGGUGGUUUGAAUCCCCGUGAUGGGGUGAGCUCCCGUUGCUCGGUCCCUGCUCCUGCCAACCUAGCAGUUCGAAAGCACAUCAAAGUGCAAGUAGAUAAAUAGGUACCACUCCGGCGGGAAGGUAAACAGCAUUUCCGUGCGCUGCUCUGGUUCGCCAGAAGCAGCUUAGUCAUGCUGGCCACAUGACCCGGAAGCUGUACGCCGGCUCCCUGGGCCAAUAAAGUGAGAUGAGCACCGCAACCCCAGAGUCAGUCACGACUGGACCUAAUGGUCAGGGGUCCCUUUACCUUUUACCCUCGUGCAUGCCAUGCCCACGUCCCAGGGCAGGACUUGGUGUAUGGAUCAAUGAGAGUCAAGAGUGCAAGAAGGACUCUGCUAGGACUUGGGCACCAGUUUCUCCUCUGUCCAAUUUGUCUUGUCCUGAAAACGGGUGCGGGGAGAAUUGAGGGGAAGAAGCAGUGCUGAACUGCUGCCCUAAGGGUUCUUCAAGUCCUGGAAAGAGACUGAGCUCUCAUCCUUCUGGUCUGCUGGCAAAGAAGGGGCUUUCCCUGCUCCUGUGGGUGGACUAAGGAAGGUUCUCUUCGCUGCUUUCUAUCCAAUUAAAGUGGCAGCGUUGAGCCUGCCCUGCUCUCCCUUUCCAGUCUCCUGCCUGUAAUCUCCGUUCGAUCUUUCCUCCGUUCCUCCUUAGCCAGCCAGAGCCAAGCUGCCUCUUUAAGCAGAUGGGUUAAUGGGAAAUGACAUUUGCCCAGAGUUUGGCUCUCUGAAUGCCCGCCAUCUCUCCCUCCCUCUCUUUCUCUCUCUCUCGACGCAACUCCCUGGCUGUGUUUACACUUGGCUUCUCUGGCACCAGUGCGGAUCCCUUUUGGACUAGCUUUACAAUCUCUGCCACUGCUGGCGCCAGGGGAAGAGGUGCCCAUGAGGGGCACACAGGACAUCCUCCCCCCUCUCUCCUUCCUCCAGUCUGUCCUCCUGGUGCAUUUUUGUGAGCGCUGAGCAAAACUUUGCCUAAAGUCAGGAGAGUAGAAACAUAUAUACUGUACAAAUUUGAAGGUGACGGUGGUGGAAAUGAGAGCAUGUAAGUAACCUAGACAGCAUCUUAAAAAGCAGAGACAUCACCUUGCCAACAAAGGUCCGUAUAGUUAAAGCUAUGGUUUUCCAGGUAGUGAUGUAUGGAAGUGAGAGCUGGAUCAUAAAGAAGGCUGAUUGCCGAAGAAUUAUGGUGCUGGAGGAGACUCUUGAGAGUCCCAUGGACUGCAAGAAGAUCAAACCUAUCCAUUCUGAAGGAAAUCAGCCCUGAGUGCUCACUGGAAGGACAGAUCCUGAAGCUGAGACUCCAGUACUUUGGCCACCUCAUGAGAAGAGAAGACCCCUGGAAAAGACCCUGAUGUUGGGAAAGAUGGAGGGCACAAGGAGAAGGGGAUGACAGAGGACGAGAUGGUUGGACAGUGUUCUCGAAGCUACCAGCAUGACUUUGACCAAACUGCGGGAGGUAGUGGAAGAUAGGAGUGCAUGGCAUGCUCUGGUCCAUGGGGUCACGAAGAGUCAGACACAACUAAACAACUAAACAACAACAAAAGUAACCACACGCUGAACGUAAUGCAAAAUCACACCCUAAUUCAAAAAAAGGACAAGCAGAGAGAAGUGAAUUUUGGAAGAGUAGGACAUCUCUGUCCCCAGCCCCCCGAAGACCACAGUGCAUUCAAGAGGCUGCAGGGAGGCUGGAGGGAAAAUUCAAUUGCCUUGUGCACCUUCACAACUCUCCAUCACUGCUCCUGGCUUAUAUCAUUACAUCCACUUAUAGCUUUCCUUUCCUGUGUGUGUGAGGGGGGAGGUUCUCUCCACGGGGCAGUGCAUUCAAAGAAAAGGAAGAAAUCUCACACCUUGCCAAGCUCAGGCAUUCUGCAAGAUUAUGAUCUUGUGUGCUGGAUUUUAAAUUCCAUAGCAUCAGAGGCAGUGCAAUGGGACCUAAAGGCCAUCUCAGUGCACUCCCUGUUAGGAAGCAGGACUACACACACACACACCACCUGCACUGUACUUUUAAAGCACUAUGAGGUCACUUCAUACAGUCGUGGCUGUUAAGUUGUGGGCGAACAUAUCAGACGACACAGCGAUUCUUCAGACAGUUCUUGUUUAUUCACAGGCCAGAACAGAACUGAAAUGAAGGGUUCAGCCAACCUGCUUAUAUAGAGCUCAACUACAAAGCAACAGUAACAACUUUCUGUAACUAUCCAAUAACUGAACGUCACUUUCAAUUCCUUAUUUGCAUAUGUGGACCUGAGUGAAAACUACAGUAUCCCCCUGCUGGCCCAGGGUGAGAACUCCAGUACAUAACAGUGGCUCCCCCAAAGAAUUCUGGGAAGUGCAGUUUGUUGAGGGUGCUGAGAAUUGUUAGAUGACCCCUAUCCCCACUCCCGGAGCUACAGUUCCCAUAGUGGUUUAACAACCAACCCCUGUUCCCAGGGAACCAUAGUUCUGCGGGGGCAUCAGGCUGCCUCGGUGGGGCAAAUGGGGAGCAGAGCUUGCCCCACCAGCUCUGCAGCAACAGCCCAGCCCCACCAGCCCUCCUCCCCCUCUGUAGCCAUUCCACCAGGCUGCCUCAGUGGUAAGCAGGCCUCUUUCCAUCAGCUUUGCCGAAAGCUGUGUCAGGUACCUCCUACCCCUGAACUGAGCCAUUUGGCCAAUAGAAGAACAACGGCUUAGGAAUCGGUGCCUGAGUUUGAGGUUUUCCUCCUUCCUCCGUGUCCCUUUCCCCUUGUGUGUGUGUCUGUCUGUCUGUUUGUUUUAAGCCUGUAGGCAGGGACUGUCUUCUUCACAUUGUAAGCCACUCUACGUAUAAGUGCCUUUUUGGCUGACUGGUGGGUUACAAAUGCUCUAAGUAUCUAAAUAAGUUGGGAUGCAGAAUGAGAAAUUCUAAAUGUGGCGCUAGCAGCGUGGACCCUGGGGGCUAUUUUCUUACAGUGCUGCAAGCGAGCGGCACUGUGUCUGUUGUGAAUUAGCCACCCCGAAGCCUGUCUCCUGAUUUAGCACCAGGGAAUUUUAUUGAUGGGAAAUCCAUUUUAUCCUGUUCUUUGUCUUUUAGCUGUAGCAACCCUCAGUAGUGAAAGUGGAAGGAGAGAGGGUCGGUUUUAGCUGACUGCCGACAAAUUUCCAGACACUAAGGAGUUUGUUAGGAGGUAUCCCAGGAGCUGCGACUUAGAAGAGGGCUUGUCGUUGUCUUUUGCACUGGGCCUAGAUUCCCCUGCUCCUCUCACCCCUUUUCAAAUGUACAAACUUUUUUUUAAAAAAAAUGCUCAUAGCUGGCCUUGAUGCAAACCACAGCACCCUAGCGUGUAAAGCAGAAACUAGGGUUGGUGGGAGUCAUUUAGUACGGUGGUUAUAAGGUUGAACUAAGACCUGAGUAUAGGGAUGCGGGUGGAGCUGUAGGUUAAACCACAGAGCCUAGGACUUGCCAAUCAGAAGGUCGGCGGUUCAAAUCCCCGCAACGGGGUGAGCUCCCAUUGCUCGGUCCCUGCUCCUGCCAACCUAGCAGUUUGAAAGCACAUCAAAGUGCAAGUAGAUAAAUAGGUACCGCUCUGGCGGGAAGGUAAACGGCGUUUCCGUGCGCUGCUCUGGUUCGCCAGAAGCGGCUUAGUCAUGCUGGCCGCAUGACCCGGAAGUCAUACGCUGGCUCCCUCAGCCAAUAAAGCGAGAUGAGCGCUGCAACCCCAGAGUCGGCCACGACUGGACCUAAUGGUCAGGGGUCCCUUUACCUUUACCUUAAGACCUGAGUGACCCACGUUCAAAUCUCUCACUUGGCCAUGAAGCUCACUGGGUGAGUGUGGACCAGUUGCCACCUCUCAGCCCAACCUACCUCACAAGGUUGUUGUGGGGAUUAAAGGAGGAGGAGAAUCAUGCACAGACACCCAAAAAGCCCCCAAAUUUAGAGGGCACCUGGUGGGUGAAGGCAGCUCUGGAGAAUGCCACAGGGCUUCCCUCUUUCUUUCUUUUUCUUUUUAAAAUUUGAUUAUUGUUACUUGACACCCAUACACAAUCUUAAGUACACGUACAAAGAAAAGGUAAAACUGAUAAUGAUAGUAAUAACAGCCUUAAAUAAUUAUACCAUUAAAUAUUGAUUUAAACUUGUACUUGUGCAUGCUCUUUUCUUAUAAUUUCUAGCUAAACAAAAAUAAACCAAAGUAAAAAUCCAAUUAACCAAAUUAUAUCAAAACAGACUUCCCGUCAUUUCCCGAUGUAAGUUACAACAUUGAAUGUACUUAUCCUUCUUACCUUACUCUUAUUAUAAUUUCUAGUACUUUCUUAUAACAUAUCGUACCAUUUUUCCUUCUUUAAUAGUAUUUGAUUUACACAAGGGUCAUUCAAAUGCUGCCAUAGAUGUUACAUCGUUGUUAUAUUUUUGUAGGUAUUUCUUGAACACAUCCCAUUUUUGCGUAAAUGAUUGUUUUGUAUUUCCCCUUAACCUAUUUGUCAAUUGAGCCAUUUCUGCGUAGUCUAAUAACUUAUUCUGCCAUUCCCUUACUCUUGGUACUUUCCCCCCUUUCCAGUUCAAUGCAAUUAGUGCGUGGAAGCUUGGGGCUCCAUUCUGGGUUAAGCUGACAUUUGAGGCCUCCGUUGUACUUCCUCAGCCCCCUCCUUCGUUUGCAAGUCUCUCUGAGAUGCACAAAAAGCCACAUUUUUGACCCCGCAGCCACAGAAGCCCAAGGGCUGCUGAUAUAUAAACAGAGGCAGGAGGAGGAGGAGAAAAAGUCCCGCUCCCUAAUUCUGGCCUUGGGAGUUUCACCUCCCUCCCCCUUCUUCCUCUUCCUUAACAGGGUGGGUUGGUACUAUUGCUAGCACUCGCUCAAAGCCAUUGUGUUUUGUCCCAAUGACUUCCUUGUCAUGCCAGUUGGACUUCCCGGAGCUGCCAGAUUGAUUGAGAGCAGAAAGCUGGGCUUGCCGAGAGACCAAAGGCUUAAUAAAAAGAUACUAUGCCCACUUAUAGUACAGUGGUACCUCGGGUUAAGUACUUAAUUCGUUCCAGAGGUGUGUUCUUAACCUGAAACUGUUCUUAACCUGAGGUACCCCUUUAGCUAAUGGGGCCUCCUGCUGCCACCACGCAAUUUCUGUUCUCAUCCUGAAGCAAAGUUCUUAACCCGAGGUACUAUUUCUGGGUUAGCGGAGUCUGUCAGCUGAAGUGUAUGUAACCCGAGGUACCACUGUACUCUGGCAAACAAGUGGUUAUUUCCCGAUCCCAACUAAAAUACAACCCUAACGUUUCAAGCUGCUCUCGCAUGUGCCGAAUAUUACUUUGUGUCCAGUCUGCUGGAUGCAAGCCAUGAUCAAUUGCCACAUUCUCUGCAGGUAAUCCAAAUGCAUCCCAUCCCAUUGGAUUUAUCACCCCGGUUGAGAGUCACAGGACUGUCUCACGCAGCACCUAGCCUACACCAAGCCACUUUGGGGAGAUUCAGGGGCAAGGCUGCUUCAUGCUGUCAGUCAGGAUAUAGAACUGUAGGCUAGGUGCUGCGUAGGACAGUCAUGUGACUCUCAACCAGGGUGAUAAAUCCAAUGGGAUGGGAUGUAUUUGGAUUGUUGUUGUUGUUUCGUCAUUUAGUCGUGUCCAACUCUUUGUGACCCCAUGAAGCAGAGCACGCCAGGCACUCCUGUCUUCCACUGCCUCCCGCAGCUUGGUCAAACUCAUGCUGGUAGCUUCGACAACACUGUCCAACCAUCUCGUCCUCUGGCGUCCCCUUCUCCUUGUGCCCUCCAUCUUUCCCAACAUCAGGGUCUUUUCCAGGGAGUCUUCUCUUCUCAUGAGGUGGCCAAAGUAUUGGAGCCUCAGCUUCAGGAUCUGUCCUUCCAGUGAGCACUCAGGGCUGAUUUCCUUCAGAAUGGAUAGGUUUGAUCUUCUUGCAGUCCAUGGGACUCUCAAAAGUCUCCUCCAGCACCAGAAUUCAAAAGCAUCAAUUCUUUGGCGAUCAGUCUUCUUUAUGGUCCAGCUCUCACUUCCAUACAUCACUACUGGGAAAACCAGAGCUUUAUCGAUUACCUGCAGAGAAUGCGGCAAUUGAUCAUGGCUUGCAUCCAGCAGACUGGACACAAAGUAAUAUUCAGCACAUGCAAAAGCAGCUUGAAGUGUUAGGCUUGUAUUUUAGUUGGGAUCGGGAAAUAACCACUUGUUUUUCAGAGUACUAUAAGUGGACAUAGUAUCUUUUUAUUAAGCUUUAUGAAGCGGGGUUAGCCUAUGAAAAUGAGAGACCAAAGGCAGCUGCAGGAUCUCUCCCUGCAAGUGAGCACCAGCCCUGGCCAAACCGCCCUGCUCUGGGGGGGGGGGUCUUCCUCUCUCAGUAGACUUUGGUGAGGUUAUCCGGCACCGGAAAGCAACAGUGUUUUAAGAAAUACCGGGGCGAGAGGAGAGGGCCUAUGGUGUUUUAAAUUUCUCACAGCACCUUGGGGAGGUGGCAACUAGCUGACGGGAGCGAGCAGAAGUGACUCUCUUUAGCGCUAAAUCAGAACAAAUGACAGUCCAUGGAAAGCCUGCUUGUUGUUCCAAUUAAGCGCUAAACCACAGUUGCAGCAGUCUGCGGUGCAACUUGAUGUUGCAGGUUCCACCUGCCCUUCAGUGUGUUCCCUUUGCAGCAGUUGUCCUGCAUUGCUUUCAAUACUGAGAUUCCACCAAGGCGUCUGUUUUCUUGGCUAAAGAUGUGAAUGGGGUGAAGAAGGGAGUUCAUAUGCUCCCAGCAGUUCCCAGUGAAAUGGCACACAGUGUUGCGCUGGGCGAUAUGUCAUCCAAAACCGGUUUGAAGUCCAUAUCGUGAGAUCGGUUUUUGACCUAGCAAUAUAUUGCGAAUCCUGAUGUGAGUAUAUGUGUGCGUGCUCUGCAAAAAUCAUGACCUGGGGGAAAACCAUGAAGCCAGCCGAUGUCUCUACAAUAUCUCCAUCCAAUCUGAGACCAGGGUGAAGAGUCGGUGGAAGAAGAUUGGAAGAAAUUUAAAGACUACUUACAGAAAUAUUGUAAAAUUAAUGAAUGUUAGAAUGAUGUCAGAAUGAAGUUAAGUGGUUUUAGCAGCAAUGUCAUAAAGGUGUAUGCAAAAAUGGAUGGUUAAUAGGUGAGAAUCUAAAGCUAUAAUAUAUUAAGUUAAAGGACUAAGACAAAAACAAAGAGGGAAAGGAAUUGCUGAAUUAACCAAUUGAACUGGAAUACAAAAAAGGGAGGUGAGAGGAGGUCAUGGAAGUAAGGAAAUGAAAUGUAAGAUACGGAAGGAUUAAUUUGUUUUUAAGUGUUUUUUCUAAAAAAAAAAUUAUACUUUGUAUUUUGUAUGUUUUUUCUCUUUUUUUCCUAUAUUUUCCCUUGUCUCUUUUAUUUUUAACUAUGUAAUUUUUUGUUUCUGAAAUUUUAAUAAAUAUCAUUUUUUUAAAAAAAAUGCAAUAGCUCCAUCCUUACUAGAGACAUUGUGAUAUAUCGGCUCAUCACGGGGUUUAGCUGGUGGUGUUGAAAACCAGAUACCGCCCAGUCGUAACUGUGUGUCCCAUUAAUGUUCCUGCAUGAGCAGGAAACGAAAACAAAACAAGCGAGGAGAUUUAACUGCUAGAGACCUGGGAUGAGAGGGAUACACUCAGAAGAACAGCAAAUGAAGCAACUUGUGCUAACAACUUUUAAUUAGCUAUCUUACAAAGCAAAACUGAUACAGUGGUACUUCGGGUUACAAACCCCUCGGAUUACAAACACUUUGGGUUACAGACUCCGCUAACCCGGAAGUAGUACCUCGGGUUAAGAACUUUGCCCCAGAAUGAGAACAGAAAUCACUCGGUGGCGGCAGCAGGAGGCCCCAUUAGCUAAAGUGGUACCUUGAAGGGAAGUUCUCAGUACCUCAGGUUAAGAACAGUUUCAGGUUAAGAACAGACCUCCGGAACGAAUUAAGUUCGUAACCAGAGGUGUCACUGUAUUCUGUUUGGAGCUGCCCAGAGUGGCUGGGGAAACCCAGCAAGAUGGGCAGGGUAUAAUUAAAUUAAAUUAUUAUUAUUAUUAUUAUUAUUAUUAUUAUUAUUAUUAUAUCCAUGCUUCCACUUGUCCUGCUGCAUUUCCCCUGGGGGAGAACCGUUGUUUAGCGCUCAAUUGGAGCAAAGCGCACGGGCUUGACCUCCGUGAUUGAGGAAGCCAGCACCACAUGAAGUGCAAUUAUGACAGCAGCACAUCGCAUGGUGUGUUCACGUCCCUCGCAUGUGAUGCACAACGUGCGGGUGUGCAUGCCGCAUGGCUUGCGGGCAUGAUGCGACCAGGCUGAACGGCACACAUGAGUGACGUGAGCAUGCCACGUGAUGUCCUUGCACCAGGCGCACAUGUCACUGCAGAACAUUGAGGGGGCCCGGUCCCCUCCUUCAAAUUCUGGGGGCCCUUUUCCCUGGGCAAGCAGACAACCAGCAAAAAUAUGGUCGAGCCCUUAGAGGGCGGCAGGGGAAGGAGACCGGUUCAAAUGUCCACCUGGCUCACCUUGGGGACGUUGCAUUUUUUCAGCCUCACUCAAAUCUCUCUGCCUAAACCACAGGCCUGCUUGGAGCUUGAAAGGAGUGACACCGCCACCGCCACACAGGCACACACACACACAACCUUCUUGGAGGAAGGGCGUGACAGAAAUGUGAAAGGGUGUGAAAGAAGUGUGACAAAGGGCGCUUCCUGUCUGUCACGUCCCAGAGCUCAAUAGCAGAACAAUUUGUCUUAAUAAAACAGUUUGUCUUGGCACGGGGUCCGUUUCGACAUCAAAGGAUCCCAGCCUGGUGACGGCCAUCUUCGAGGGAGGGGCCCAUAGUUUGGUGGCAGCAGAGCAUAUGCUCGGCAUUGCAGAAUGUCCUGGGUUUGAAUUCUGCCAUCUUCGGGCAGGGCUGAGAAUUAUCCCUGCCUAAGACCCCGGAGAGUCAGUGGUGGACCUAGUUGGGAAAUGGGUCUGAUUUGGUAUGAAACCAAAUGCUCCUGUUCUAUUCAAACACCUGCAUUUUUUAUUUUAUUUUUAAGCAAUAUAUGCUUUUGAACUGCUAGGUUGGCAGGAGCUGGACGGCGCUCACCCCAUCAUGGGGAUUCAAACCGCAGACCUUCCAAUCAGCAAGUCCAAGAGGCUCAGCGGCUUAGACCACAGCGCCACCCGCGUCCAGCAUCUGAACACUACACUUCUGUUGAUGCAGCCUAGAAUGGCAUUAACUCUUUUUUGCUGCUGCUGCUGCUGCUGCAUCAAACUGUUGACUCGUGUUCAGAUUCUGGUUAACUAAGACCCCAAGAUCCUUUCCACAUGUACUACAGUCGUACCUCAGAAGUCAGACGAAAUACAUUCUGGAAAUCCAUUCGACUUCCAAAACGUUCGGAAAACCAAGGCACGGCUUCCGAUUGGCUGCAGGAAGCUCUUGCAGCCAAUCGGAAGCCAUGGAAGCCGCGUCAGACGUUUGGGUUCCAAAGAACGUUCACAAACCAGAACACUCAUUUUGCGGCGUUUGGGAGCCAAAAAGUUUGACUUGCAAGGCAUUCGGGAUCCAAGGUACGACUGUACUACUAAUUGUGGUGCAAACGGAUUUGAACCUCCCCCCCAAUGCACUUCAAAGGGCUGCACCUGUGCUCCCCUCCCAGGUGUAGGAAGCAGCAGUUUUAGCACUGAGCAAUACGCUGGGCAGACGUGUGAUAAAAUUUUGCCUUACAGGCACUCUCUCUUACACACACACACAGUCAGGAUAUAAGACAGUAGAUUACUAAGCGCUGGCAGGAGCAGGAGGGGAAGUUGCCGCUUGCAAAUGAUUCACAGAUUGAGUCAGGACAGGUGAGAGAUGCCUGCCGCUCAGCUUCCGUUUCUUACCCAUUCAUUGUUGGGGGGCUAGGCUGGCUGGAUGUGGCAUCCCUGCGGGAAGCUGAAAAGCAUGCUUCAUCUGAUGACUCAUGUACCUUUUAUCUGGGAGGCAAAAUAUUUCCCGCACAAAUCACAUCUCUCGCGCACAAAGAGUACAAUGAUUCACAGAGGCAGCAUCCGUAUGUCAAGAGGUUUCUUGGCAAAGCUUGCCAGAGCCAUGCGGGGGUGGGGGCUGAGGUCUGGAUUAAUCCAAGGGCAUGGGCUUCCCUGCCCUUCUUAGGUUUUGCCCUCUCUUUUACACGAUCCUCUUUUUAUACGUGCAGCUUGAGUGCAUAUCAUGAUCUCAGUUUCAUGAUUAUGACCUGGCAAUAAUAUUGUGCAUCGUAAUAGCUGGUUUUGUUGUUGUUGUUUAGUCGUUUAGUCGUGUCCGACUCUUCGUGACCCCAUGGACCAGAGCACGCCAGGCACUCCUGUCUUCCACUGCCUCCCGCAGUUUGGUCAAACUCAUGCUGGUAGCUUCGAGAACACUGUCCAACCAUCUUGUCCUGUGUCGUCUCCUUCUCCUUGUGCCCUUAAUCUUCCCCAACAUCAGGGUCUUUUCCAGGGAGUUUUCUCUUCUCAUGAGGUGGCCAAAUUAUUGGAGUCUCAGCUUCAGGAUCUGUCCUUCCAGUGAGCACUCAGGGCUGAUUUCCUUCAGAAUGGAUAGGUUUGAUCUUCUUGCAGUCCAUGGGACUCUCAAGAGUCUCCUCCAGCACCAUAAUUCAAAAGCGUCAAUUCUUCGGCGAUCAGCCUUCUUUAUGGUCCAGCUCUCAAUAGCUGGUUUAGCUGGUGAUAUAUCACAAUGUUGAAAACCAGAUAUCGUUCAGAUAUUGUUGGGCACUGAGCAGGUUCCUUUCCCAUCGCAGUGAGAGCAUCAUCCCUCUGUCUUUGCUCCAGCUCCCCAAUACUCUCUGCCUCCACUUUCUAGUCUAGCCCUUCAGUUCUAAUCUCUCACAUGUGAGGACUGGCAAAAAAACCCAACACUCUUUCAAUCUGUAGAGGUGGCCAUUUGUACAAAUAUCUCAGCCCAUCUUCUGCCCCAUCAGCUCCACAUGACCUUAGGAGCAAGUCCACGAAUUACUAAGGAAUUUCUAAGGAAAGGCUGGUUCGUAUCCCAAAUAAGGGGAUGUUUCCUAAACAGAAAACAGUGGUGAUGGUAUUUUCCAGGUUUUUGAGGUGGUGACAUCAGAAAUCCUUAUUUGGCAACUUUCCUACACUACCUGUUUCAACAAGUCAGGAAUAGCUCAGUCAGUAGAGCGUAAGGCUCUUAAUCUCAGGGUUGUGGGUUCGAGCCCCACGUUGAGCAAAAGAUUCCUGCAUUGCAGGGGGUUGGACUAGAUGACCCUGGUGAUCCCUUCCAACUCUAUGAUUUUGUUAAUGCCUAUUUUGUCCUUGUAGAUGCAGGUUGGCAGUAGGUACUGAACCUGUACCUGAUAAUGGAGCAUCUAGUUGUACCUAUUUAGCUGGCAAUAUAUUUUGCUCAGUUUGGCAUGCAAACCAGGCUGUUGAGCUCCACAGUUAAACGAUGCCCUGGGAGAAUAAAUACUUCUUGCUUAUACAGUGGUAAAGGUAAAGGGACCCCUGACCAUUAGGUCCAGUCGUGGCCGACUCUGGGGUUGCGGUGCUCAUCUCACUUUAUUGGCCGAGGGAGCCGGCGUACAGCUUCCAGGUCAUGUGGCCAGCAUGACUAAGCCACUCUGGCAAACCAGAGUAGCGCACGGAAACACCAUUUACCUUCCCGUCGGAGCGGUACCUAUUUAUCUACUUGCACUUGACAUGCUUUCGAACUGCUAGGUUGGCAGGAGCAGGGACCGAGCAACGGGAGCUCACCCCGUUGCGGGGAUUUGAACCGCUGACCUUCUGAUCGGCAAGUCCUAGGCUCUGUAGUUUAACCCACAGUGCCACCUGCGUCCCUGAGCAGCCUGGUAGCCCUCCCCUAAAUCUCCCUCCGCAGGGAGCCCCAACCAUUUGGGAUCCAUUUGGAAAUGUGAAAUGAGGCAUGCAGCUGGCAGGGAAGGGGUAGAAAAUCGAUUCAUUCCAUGUUUGCCCUUUCAGAAACAAUACAAGAAUGAAAAUUCAGGUUGUCAUGAGAAAUUUGCACUUCCCCAAAUUUUGCAAUGUGCUUUUCCAACCAAGUGUGUACACAGAUGCAUAUACCAGGACGAAAGUUGCAUUGAUAUACAUGUUAGUGGAAACAACAGACAAAGAUCCAUUGUAUGAAGGACAAUUGCUUUGCAGAAAUGGGUCUAUCAGGAGAAACCUGCACUAAAAUGCUAGUGAAUUUUCACGAGGAUUUCCAAAAAAAUUGCAAACUCAUUCAGAAAUGCGGAAGACUGAACCUAAGGUUGGGAAAAUGAGAAAUUGAGGGGAACCAGAACCCCAGUGGCUGGUCAUGAAGUGGGUGCUAUGGGAGUUUGGUAAGGACUAGUAACUUGCUCAAGAAAUUGAGUACAGUGGAACCUCGGUUUUUGAACGUAAUCCAUUCCGGAAGACUGUUUAUGUUCUGAAAUGUUCAAAAUCCGAGGCCCAAAGGGUGGUUUGCAAAUCUAAUAGAAAAAAAUGAGAAAAAUACAGUGGUACCUCAGCGGAAGCCGUUCGACUUCCAAGGCGCGUUCGAAAAUGGAAGCAUUUACUUCUGGGUUUUCUGCGUUUGGAAACCGAAAUGUUAGCCAACAGAGACAUUUGAAAACUGAGGUAGCACUGUACAAGGCAGAGCCCCAAAUACCAGCGCAUAUUUUUGGCCCAUACAUAGCACACUAAAAUGCUAAUUCUACAUCCAAACUCUCCUUUACCUGUGCAACCUCAUGUACCAGUUCAUACCCUCUCUAGUUCAUGCACAUACAUUCCAUCCAUCCAUGAAUUUUGUGCUUAAUGUUUUCCUCCCGCCUGCCACCUGCCACUGUGAAAUGGUCCCUUGGUGCGGUUUUUUUUUUUUGCUUUCUUUCCCCUGUCUAGCGUGAGAGGCGCCUUGCCCACAACACUGAAAAAAUACAGCUGUGUUUUUAGAGUGCGGUGGAACGCACACCCCAGCUGCCUCUGUGCCAGGAUAGGAGUAAUAUUUUGCUGGAAUGGAAGAAGCCUCUCCUCACAGGGGACUAGCUACUUUGACAGGCUAGCUGAUGCCGCUGUAGUUUCAUGCCUGAUCAAAUUAGAUAUGAGUUUAAAGAUUGAGGUGGGCAACCUCUGUCCCAUGGGCCAAAUACAGCCCUCCAAGACGUCUCCCUCUGGUACCUCAGGACUCUCCUCAACAGCCUCCCCUCAGUUACAUCUCUUACCAUUCCUGCUUCUCACCCUCCGUGAAUGUUUUUUUGCCUGACUGGAAUGUGGGUUGCUUUUAGAGCUGAUGUGUUUUCAAUUUUGCGUUAGGGUUAAUUUUUUUUACUUCCGUUACGAGCCACCUGGAGCUUUACCAAAGAUCAGGAGGGAUUAAAAUGUUCUUUUUAAAAACAAAUGCGGGGAGGAAGGAAGAGCAGGCAAAGCGUGCUGCUCCAAAUGGAGGCGGUUUGGAGGUCAAGUUGCUGGUGCGAAGUGGUAUUUGAUUUCCAAAAUAAGAAGUGCUGAGUUUCAACUUGCUUGGAAGUUCCGCUUUCUGAGCCGGGUGCUCUUUCCUGGAAACACCAGUCACGGAUCAGCAAGGAGGGAAAGGCACUCUGCUCAUACCCAAAAACACUUUCGUCUCUCUCAAAACAUGAACUGAGGUGGAAUAGACCUAGCAUUAAAAAAAACCCCUGAGAUUUUGUUGUGAUGAGCAGUUGCCCAAACUAGGCCCCACAGUGACCAGGUGUCUGGAGAAACCAUUUUAUGACUCUCCCUGGUUCAGCCACAGGGCUCUGGAAAAAGACAAACUUCUGCAUCAUGGACUGCCUUUCCUUGCAAGUUUUUAAAGCAGAGGCUGAACGGCCAUGCGGCAGGGAUGUUAUUUUCCAUUUAAUAUUAUACAUUCACAUCAUCAUUAUCCACUUUACUGCCCUGGCUCUCUAGAGCCUAUCAACUUCCUUCCCUCCCGCCUCAUAGCUUUUGAAAGGAACCUUUAUAUCAUUGCAUUUUGUACGUUUUCCAGUUCUAAUUACACUCAUUACAGAAUGGAUCAAAAUUUAAAUAAAUAUAGAAAGAGAAAAUUUCUCACUACAGGUCUUCACCUGCUCAGUCACCUGCUAGUGAUGUUAAUUGCUUACAAUAAUCAAUAAUCAGAUAUCAUAUAAAUUUAUAUAAUAAUAAUAAUUUAUUAUUUAUACCCCACCCAUCUGGCUGAGUUUCCUCAGCCACUCUGGAUGGCUCCCAAUCGAGUGUUAAAAACAAUACAGCAUUAAAUAUUAAAAACCUCCCUAAACAGGGCUGCCUUCAGAUGUCUUUUAAAGAUAGGAUAACUGCUUAUUUCCUUCACAUCUGAAGGGAGGGCGUUCCACAGGGCGGGCGCCACUACCGAGAAGGCCCUCUGCCUGGUGCCCUGUAACCUCACUUCUCGCAAUGAGGGAACCGCCAGAAGGCCCUCGGCGCUGGACCUCAGUGUCUGGGCAGAACGAUGUGGGUGGAGACGCUCCUUCAGGUAUACAGGACUGAGGCCUUUUAGGGCUUUAAAGGUCAGCACCAACACUUGGAAUUGUGCUCGGAAAUGUACUGGGAGCCAAUGCAGAUCUCUCAGGACCGGUGUUCUAUGGUCUCAGCGGCCACUCCCAGUCACCAGUCUAGCUGCCGCAUUCUGGAUUAAUUGCAGUUUCUGGGUCACCUUCAAAGGCAGCGCAUUGCAGUAGUCCAAGUGGGUGAUAACUAGGGAGAUAAUUUACUCCAAUCCUUUUGGAAUACUUGAUCGUGCUGGUUUUGGAUUUUUUCUAUCAGCUUCCCCAGUUCUGCAAAGUCCAUCAUCUUCAUCUGCCACUCUUCUUUCGUCGUUACUUUUUGUUGUUUCCAUUUUGGGGCUAAAAGAAUUCUUGCCGCAGUUGUUGCAUACAUAAACGGUCUUUUAUCUUCCCAUGGUAUCGCUUCACCCACUAUACCCAGUAAAAAGACUUCUGGUUUUUUAACAAAAGUGGUUUCUUUAAAAGUAUUUUGUUAAAAAACCCAACUCUACAAUUCUAUGAUUCUGUGAAGUAUUUUUCCCCACGACGGGAAUGAGCACACCAUCUCUUCCAAAUUACGUUGCAGCUGUGGUUUCUCAUUGUGAGCAAGUGCUCUCCUUCCACCGACUCUAAUUCAACAUUAUUAUUUAUUCUCCCUUUCUUCAGGCUGCUUGCUGGAGCUCCUCGCGAUACGGCUACAGGGAUGGAGAACGCCACGCGAAUGGGUGCUAUGUAUGCUUGCCCUCUGACAGCGGCCACUGAUGACUGCGAGAGGGUGGACAUCAAGGUGAAAAGUACGUGGGCAUGUGCAAAGGAGAGCCCCUCACUAGGGCAGGUUGCAAAGUUUCGGGAAGGACAGAGGGACUGGGCUAGAGAUCUCAUGGUGCAUCCACAAUCUGUUAGAUUGCAGAGUGAGGUGUUUUUUGGGCUCUCACCACCCGCAGGAAAGACAGCACAAACUCUUCUGUCUCUAAUUUUGGAGAGCCUUUAUUAGGAGAAGGACCAACCCGAAUGUCGCAGAACUGUGGCUAGCUUUUGGUUCUCCAUCAGGCAAAAUGUUCUAGGAUGAGGAGACUAGGAAAAGUUUUUUAAAAAAGAGGACAGAGAAAAGUACAGAAAUUAGACCGGAUGUUGUAGCUGUGAGAUCAGCUUGUAGACUCAGUUCCAAGAUGGACGUUGCAGAUUGGCUAUACAGAAUGGGUGGAGAUGGCUGGUGUAAUAGGCAAAAAGGGUAAAUUGAAGGCAAUUGGUAUCAUAUUAGAUAUUGUUUGGAGAGAUGCAACUCUCAAAAUGUAAAGGGCAGAAGAGGGCUUUCUCUGUGGCAGCCCACGAACAGGGGGGCUCACUCCCUGUAGAAGUGCACCUGACAUCAUCAUUAUCCAACUUUUAUCUCUUCACCCCGGCCUUUGACAGAUGAAAACUAUUUUUUGGUGAAAUGAUUUCCUUUUAUGGAAAUGGUUAAUUAAUGUAUUGUUUUUGUAUUUACUGUUGUUUUUAUUUGGUUUUAAACUGCAUUACUGGUGACGUUGUAACCUACACUGAGACUUUCGAGUGAAAUAUGAGUACUAAAUCUAAUAAAAUGAUGGUGAAGAAGAAGAUCAUGAUGAUGAUGAUGAUGAUGAUGCUGGAUAUAUUUUUCAGCUACAGUCUUUCCACAUAGGGAAGGCUUCUGUUCCCCAUUUAUAUAGCAAGCAUCUCAGGUACCUCGCAGGGAAGUUGUGAGGGCAAAUGCAAAGCAAACAUCAUCAUCAUCAUCAUCAUCAUUAUUAUUAUUAUUAUUAUUACUGGAUUAUAUAUUAUGUAUUAUGAGUACUCUCAUUAUUCCUACUACUAUAUUGUUAUUAUUAUACUAUCAUCAUCAUUGUGAUUAGUUAUUAUUAUUAUUUUCUGGAAAAAAUGUUUAGGGGUAUGAGUACCCCUGCAUCCCCCCAGAAAAAAAGCCCUGAUUAUUAUUAUUGCAAAUGAAGUGAUAAACAGCAAGCGCUGAUUAUUCCUCUGCUGGUUCCUGUUAGGUUUCCAGAUGAAACUUGCUUGAAGCUGCUUAUCAAUUAUCAGGAUAUCUCUUUGCUCUGUAGUGCCUACAGCUUUGAUUACUGGUUUCAAACAAGAUCCAUUCAUAUGUGAUUUUUAUCUUCCUUCCUUCUUUCCUUCCUUCCUUCUCUCCUCUUAUAUACUGCUUCUAUUCCAGAACAACUUCCAAGCGGUCUAUAACUAUUAAAUUAAUCCAUAAUUAAACUAUACAAUAGUAUCUGUCUUUCCGCAGCUAUGAAAACUGCAUCCCGUUUUGUGUGUGAAGCCUAGGUCUGAAGAACUUGUAGCCCUUCAGAUGUUGGACCACAGCUUCUAUGCUGGCUUAGGGAGGUUGGAAUCCCUGCAACAUCUGGGCGGCCACAGAUUCCCCACCUGUGCCUUAAAGGACCUGGCAAUAAUCCUUUGCAUAUUUAUGGGGGAGGAAGUCCUAUGCCACUCAACGGGACUUACUUCUGAGUAGGCAUGCAUAGGAUUGCAUGGCAGGGGUGUUUGGAACAUGGUGGGAAGGUGGAUCGUGUCCUAACUGCAUUUCUCCCUCUUUCUUUUGCCCCUCUGUUCUCCCCGCAGGCGACCCACACAGUAAUAUUGUCGAAGACAUGUGGCUGGGGGUGACGAUAGCAAGCCAGAGAGCGUCUUCUGGGAGAGUGAUGGUGAGUAGUUUGUAUUUAUGGGGCAGGGAGCAUUUCCAUGGCAGGGAUGAGGAACCCGGUGCUGCCUGGAUGUUGUGGAGCUGCUUCUUCUUUGGUGAUCACUUGUAGCCGAUUAAGAUUGUCUUCCAUGAACACGGUUUUAAAAGUGAGUCUGUAAGUGACUGUGGAGGCCAAUUCUGGAUCCACACGUCCUUCCACAGUGGGGACAUAGGUUUCUGGGCAGGAGUUGAUCACGGUGAGGGUUUGCCAAAUGUGCCUUCCUCUUAGAGCGUUUCUCCCUUUUUUCCUGAGUUCAAGCAUCUUCAAAGCCCAUGACACCUUUGGUAAAGGCUGUUCUCCAAUUGGAGCGCUUGCAGGCCAGUGUUUUCCAGUUGUCGGUGUUUAUACUACAUUUUUAAAAGAUUUGCCUUGAGAGAGUCUUUAAAACUCUUUUGUUGACCUCCAGCAUUACACUUACCAUUUUUGAGUUCGGAAUAGAGCAGUUGCUUUGGAAGACGAUAAUCAGGUAUCUCCACAGCAUGACCAGUCCAAAGAAGUUGAAUUUUGACACUGGUGAUCUUUCCUUCUUCCAGUACACUUCCUAGGUGAUGUGCAAAAUACCAUCCAUCUGUUAAAAUGCUGCUAGGAUGGCAUGCCCAGUCCAAGGUGGGUCAGAAGCUUUUGGCAAAACUACAUGUUACACUUGGCAUGAGGCUGUCACCCCAAAAUGGCCCGCCAAAUCCAGUUCCUUUCCUCUCCCCUGUUAAAAUGAUGGAUGACCCCUACCGGCAUUCAUUUUUCUCCCAUAUUUGCUCCAUUGCCUUGGUUCUCAUGGGCUUUAUAGCUCUAAGGGCGGAUUCAAAAUGGUAACACUGUUUUCAGAGUUGGCUCCUAUGAUAGAAUCAUAGGCUAUAACAUCCAUGACAGAGGGCCAUGGGAUGUCUGCACAUUCGUGGCUGAAGACGGGAGAUGGCACAUCAACUUCAUGAAAUAUUCUUCGCAUUGAUUUUAAAUUGCAUUUUAAAAAAAUAUUGUAUUGUACAGUGGUACCUCUGGUUACAUACGCUUCAGGUUACAUACGCUUCAGGUUACACACUCUGCUAACCCAGAAAUAGUACCUCGGGUUAAGAACUUUGCUUCAGGAUGAGAACAGAAAUCGUGCUCCGGCUGCGCAGCAGCAGCAGGAGGCCCCAUUAGCUAAAGUGGUACCUCAGGUUAAGAACAGUUUCAGGUUAAGAAUGGACCUUCGGAACGAAUUAAGUACUUAACCCGAGGUACCACUGUAUUUCUUUUCUUUUCUUAAUUUUAAUUUUUAUUAUUAGUUUUAUUAAAUAUUACAAGGUAAAUAGAAUAGAAAAAUAAAAACAAAGUCCAUACAUAACAAUAUAAACACAACCAUCUACAUAUUUACCAAAUGCAGACUAAAGAAGAAAAAGAAAAAAGAAAGAGGGAAAAAGAAAGAAAAAAUAACUACUUUUCAUAAUCAAUAGUACCAAAUUUAUACUUUAAACAUUACAUUUUUAAAAUCCUAGUUACCGUAGUUAAAAUAUUAUAAAAGACUUCCACCGCAUUUACCACAUGUCUCUUAAUUUCUAGUUCACCUUUACAUCUGUUCUUCAGUCACUUCCUUUCCUUAAGUUCUUUCACAGGCCAUCAAUUCUUUGUAUUCUUUAUAUUCUUCACAAGGUUAGUCUAAGCACAACCAAACUUUUGUAUUUGAGCCCUGCUUGCGUAAAUAUCUGUUUAGAGAAUCCCAUAAAGAUAAAAUAAUAAUAAUAAUAAUCAUAAUAAUAAUAAUAAUAAUAAUAAUAUUGUAUUUCAUUGUAUUGCGGUAUACAACAUAUAUACAAUGCUGCACAAUAUACAUGAAAUAAAAGAUACAACCAUAAUACAACUAAAAAUAAUACAGCAACUAAGUGCAUUACAAAUUCCACAAGAGGUGGGAAAAUCAAUAAGUGGACCACCAAGACCCUCUGUAAUUUCCAAGUGGUCUGAGUGGGGGAGUUUGGGAACCAGUGGGUCGGACCCACUAAGAACCCCACUUUUCUUUCCUGCUCCUUCCCAAAUAUUGCAAGCAGGAAAAAGCUGCCUCUAUGCACAUCCAUAAGAUCUUCAGAAACCUGCUACUAACUGGCCCUCCGUUUCCUGGUACAUCUUAGAUAACAUCCUCUCGACUUCUGCCCCAAAGCCCUUCGCAUCCUUGAAUCUCUCCCGGUAGCUAUUUUGAUCCUCUGCGACAUCAGCGCCUUUAAAUGGUUUAAAAACAAGCAUAAAACCCCCCACCAAUCUCCACUGGCAUUUGCUGAAAUUCAAGAAAUAGCUUUGGGCAGUGGCAGCCAGACGGCCAGGCACCUUGGAGAUCAGAAUGCAGGUGCCAGUUCUUUUUUGCUUUAUAAGAAAAUGCCAGCGGUAAUUCCUUUUCGGGUGGGUUUAAGUUUCUUGAGAAGCUUGCUGCUUCUGUUCCAUUCCUUUCCCUGGCUUAUUGGAGACUAGUUUUGUCAUCCGCUGUCUCCAUUGUGGUCCCUUGCAGCUAAUUUUAUCCUAGGUUAGGCCAGAAAUUUGUUUUCCUUGCCAAUCACAGGUCCCAGAAUACUCAAUGCUAUGAAGGUUAAAGUUUCUCUGAGCAUGUACAGAGUGCUCUUGACAGCAUCGUGGAAUUAGAAAGCAUGCAGCGAAGAGCUUAAUUUGAGCACAGGGUGCAGUCAGAAUUAGCCUGUUUGCAAUACCAGCCGUCAGCCUGGUAACAUACAAUGAGAGAAGAGAGAACCUGUAAGCAUGCGCAGAGUGUCUAUCCCUCACACAGCCAGCUCAGGAUGGGAGUUGGAAGUGAUGGCCAGAGCCGUUCGAUGGUCGGAUUCCCUUGGAAGGUAGUGGGCUCUGGAGCUGCAAAUAAUAAUAAUAAUAAUAAUAAUUAUAAUUAUAAUAAUUAUAAUACAUUUUAUUUAUACCCCGCCCUCCCCAGCCAAGGCCAGGCUCAGGGCAGCUAACAACCAAUAAUAAAAACAAGUUGAAUGAAUACAACUUAAAAACAAGAUUAAAAUACAUUAAAGCAUUAAAACAUUUAAAUGACUGUCAGACUUUCGAAAGCUGGUAUCACUGAAUCAAGUUCAUAAAUUUGUUAGAUUAAUUAAACUAAUGUCAAGGCUUCAGAGAAUCCUAUCCCUUCCCACAGUGGGAUGCCAAGAAGCAAAAACAACAAGAGGAGUUCUUACCAAGUGGUUUAUUCAAUAGUCACAGAGAGAGACAAAGGAAUGCAGUCUCUCUUAGAUAAUGCUGUUGCUCCAAGUAAAGUCCCACCCCCUCCAUCUCACCUAAUCUACAUCACCCUUGUGUUGGUUGAUCUGUGUUUUCUGCCUCUGAGCUUUCUCUUCUACUACCCUCAAUGCCCUGCUGGUCCUGGGAGAAGGGGGGUCAGGAAUGUUCUCCAAGGACACUGAGUCUGUCGGCUGACUCUCCCCUGGUGCCUUUUCUUCCUCCUGUUCCUCUUCCAAUAUUUCCAAGCUCCUCCCCUCUGCAGCCUCUGAACUAUGCCCUUCGGCAAACCGCUGUUCUAAAUCUAUACUGUCCUCGUCUUCCCAGGAAGUUGCAGGAAGAGGAGGGGAGGGCAGGUCCCACCAUUCCUCCUCAAUCUAGCCCCUGACAACUAAAUACAGUGUUACCUCGGGUUACAUACACUUCAGGUUACAUACGCUUCAGGUUAAAGACUCUGCUAACCCAGAAAUAGUACCUCAGGUUAAGAACUUUGCUUCAGGAUGAGAACAGAAAUCGUGCUCCGACGGCGCAGCAGCAGCAGGAGGCCCCAUUAGCUAAAGUGGUGCUUCAGGUUAAGAACAGUUUCAGGUUAAGAACGGACCUCCGGAACGAAUUAAGUACUUAACCCGAGGUACCACUGUAGUUUUAAUUGAAUUCUGAAUAAAUGUGCAAUUGCCACAUUUUUCCGUGUAUAAGACUUGGUUUCCCCCCCUAAAAAAUAGUGUCAAAAUUUAGGGGGCGUCUUAUACACGGAUAGAGUCUCUCUCCCCCCCCCAUUUUCUUAAAUCUGAGUCCCCCAAACUAGGGGGCAUCUUAUACAUGGGGGCGUCUUACAGACGAAAAAAUACAGUAAUUGCUCCUGCUUUGAAUUUCGUUGUGUCGUUAUCUUCUUUAGUGAGUCGCACAAACGGCUGUUCUGAAUGAUGCUCUUUAUAGGGUAGGGGCCACUGGGAAUGAAUUUAGGGAACUAAGGGCAUGGUGACCCAAAAAUGUUUGGGAACCUUAGGCUAUGGAAAGGUUUUCAGUGCUAAAGCUGAGUAUGCACGGACCAUGCAUACAUAUCUCCAAAGAACCUGGAAUCAUGGGUAUGGCAUACCCUCCAACCGUCCCUAUUUUCCUGGGACAUUUCCAGAAUUACAGGAGCCAUCCAGGCUUCUGAUUUGAUCCCAGAAUGUCCUGGGGAUGAGCUAGAGUGCCGUGUGAGCUAGAGUGCAGCAGUGCCGUGAUCUUGCAUGAGCCAGCUUACUCGCAUGGCACCGACAGAAACACAUCCCAAUUGCCGUCAGGAGAAUGAUGAAGGCUAUGGAAUGGACUUAGAAAGGCAGAAAGUGUCAGGAGUUCAGCCUACACUCAAGUAGGACCCUGGCAAAGAUACAUGCCCGACUGGCAUGUUCUCUCCCUCCUGGUUGAUCGUUUUCGGGAGCUUCAAGAGCUUUCUUCAGCCCGAACAUCACAGCGACCGAUGCCAACCGACACCGGCACACUUAGGGAUCCACAGAGUUUGCACAACUUGCGUGACAGACCUCAGCAACUCAGCAUUUUGGCUAAUCUACUUUAUUUACAUAUAAACACACAUGGAGCACUGCAACAUGGCUCCCUCUCUCUCUAGCAUCAGACAAAAAGAGAAGAACAAAGGACAAUAGACCCACUUCACAGAACACAGUAACACAAUCUUCGUCACUUCCCACUCUGUGGAGUUCAAACAUAUACUGUCAUGUGAAUAACAACAAUCCCAUGACUGCAAUCAUGGAGCAGGAAUUCUAACAGAAAGCGUGCCUUCAAGGAAAGGCCAGAGCCUCACCCCACCCCACCCCGUUUCGGUGCAAACUAAAGCCUUGUCUCCUUGACUUUGCUAGGCUUGUGCCCACCGGUACACCCGAGUCUUGUGGGCUGGCAACGAGGACCAGAGGCGCAUGGUUGGGAAAUGCUACGUCCACGGAAACAACCUCCAGCUGCAGGAGCAGGAUGAAUGGCAGCAUUUCCACAACGAGAUGUGCAACACCAACAGCGACUCGGACGUAACGGGCAUGUGUCAGAUGGGCAUCAGCGGCGGCUUCACCGCCAACAGCAUUUAUUUCGGAGCCCCCGGUGCUUUCAACUGGCAAGGUUUGUGACACUUCCUCAGCCCUUCCUUCCUGUGUCGCCAUGUAAAUAUGUGGCUUAAUGGGUUAAUUCAGCCAGAGACGAAACCAAGCAGGUGGGAAAUUGCCAAAAGCACAUUAAUUCGCAGGCCAUAUACAGUCAUACCUCAGAAGUCGGACAGGAUCCCUUCCGGAAGUCUGUUUGAUUUCCGAAACGUUUGACUUCCAAAGCGCAGCUUCUGAUUGGCUGCUGGAAGCCAAUCACCCCACACCUUGCAGAGAUGGGCCGACGCUGCCAACGGGCCCUGCACCCCUUGGCAACAUCCAAAGGCCCUGAUCCACUAGGUGCCGGGGUGGAUUGCACCCUGUGCCUUGCAGAGUCAAGCCCAGGCUGCCAAUGGGCCCAGCAGUGGCAGCAGCAACAAGCAGCUCUGGCUUGCCCAGACCUACCCAUUGCUAUUCCACCACUGCACUUGCCUGACCUGGGGGUUCUGGAUCACAGGCUCUACUGGUCAAAGUAGAGCCCUCUCCCACCAGAAACAAACCAGGACUGCUCCAAGAAAACGCACGUUUGUGAUUGGCUAGGCAGAUAGCCAGCCAUUUGGGGGGGGACAUUUCCCCCCCUUCACUUCUCACUUCCCUCUAUGGCCCCCUGACCUUGUGCUAUAGCCCCCCAUUUACACAUUUUUCACCUGUGGCCCCCUUGGAAUAUCCUGGGGGGCCCCAGGGGUCCAUAUGGGUGGGGAACACUGAACUAGACUGUUUUUUGGACUACAGUUCCCGUCAUCCCUGACCACUGGUCCUGCCAGCUAGAAACAAUGGGAGUUGUAGUCCAAAAAACGGCUGGAGACCCAGGUUUGGGAAACUCUGAACUAGAGAUUUUUUUAAAAAAGAGAGAGAGAGAGAGAGAGAGAGAGAGAAGCAGACAAACUGAAACGGACAGAAUCGCCCAUCCCUAAAUAAGCCCCGUCCCAUCGCAUCUCUUCCUUGUGGUCAAUGACCGGUGUUAAAUAAGCCCCAUUAAAUUUAGUGGGAUUUACUUCUGGGUGGACGAGGUCAGGAAUGCAGCCUUACCUGGUAAACUAAAUGAUGAAAUAAAAGCGGCCGAGCAGAGCCCAGUUGAGGGGAAGACAUGCACUCUCCUUUUCUUCUGUGAUUAGAGCCCCUGAACCUCUUUGUCUGUGUUGAGUUAAAAUGUCGCAACUUUUCUCUUUCUGGCAUAGGAACCGAUUACAUGAUCCUUCGAGGGGACCGGGAAUGGGACCAGCAAGAUUACUCGUAUCCAGAUCAGAAGUACAGCUACAGCUAUUUGGGUAACUGCAACCAAUACGGUUUUUCCUGGUCCGCUGCCCUGUUUGCCUGCCUACAUCUCCCUUCUUUCCUCCUCGCAUACAAACAUGGUGAUAGGAUCACACACACACCCCAACCUAGCUAAGAUUUCUUAACGCAGGAGUUUCCUGCAGCCAAUCAGAAGCCGUGCUUUGGUUUCUGAACAUUUUGGAAGUCAAACAGACUUUCGGAAUAGAUUCUAUUUGACUUCCAAGGCGUAGGACUGGAAGACAGUGAGUGAGAAUUAUGCUUUUGGAAAGCGGGUGAUCAGGAUAAGAAGGAACUCAUGCGCUUCCCCUCGUAUCCAUAGGCUACACAGUCGAAGCAAGAACUGAGGUUCUGCGCAAAAACGAGACCACCUUAGUCAGUGGGGCCCCUCGGUUUAACCACACGGGAGCCGUCUUCCUGAUGGCAGCAGACAGCGGCACGACUCUUCAGGGGAAACUCAUUAUCUUCGGGGAGCAAGUGGGCUCCUAUUUUGGCAGUUCCAUUGCUCUGGCUGACCUCAACAAUGACGGGUGAGUCUGCUGGCCGGCAAAGCCAAUGGGAAGCAAUGUCUCAUUUGCCCAACAGAGGGGCUGUGAUCACACCUCUCUCUCUCUCUCUCUCUCUCUCUCUCUCUCUCUUCCUAUCGGUAGGUGGCAGGAUUUGAUUGUCGGAGCACCCUACUACUUUGACCGGAAAGAGGAGAAGGGUGGGGCCGUCUACGUGUACAUGAACCUGGGGGGAACGUUCCACAGCAGCCCCAACAUCACCCUGACAGGGCCCAGCAGCUCUGCCUUUGGCCUGGCCGUGGCCAACAUCGGAGACGUCGAUAAGGAUGAUUUCCAAGGUGGGGGGGGGGCUUCCUCCUUCGACUGUUGCCCCCAUGCAUACAUUACUGGAAAUGCAUUCUGUUAGGGGACAUUGCUUUGAAACAAUGUGUAUUUUGGGGGAAAAUGCAAAUAAAAUGUAUUUAUACAGUGGUACGGUGGCGCUGUGGACUAAACCACAGAGCCUAGGGCUUGCCGAUCAGAAGGUUGGCGGUUCGAAUCCCCACGAUGGGGUGAGCUCCCGUUGCUCGGUCCCUGCUCCUGCCAACCUAGCAGUUCGAAAGCACGUCAAAGUGCAAGUAGAUAAAUAGGUACCGCUCCGGCGGGAAGGUAAAUGGCAUUUCUGUGCGCUGCUCUGGUUCGCCAGAAGCGGCUUAGUCAUGCUGGCCACAUGACCUGGAAGCUGUACGCCAGAUCCCUCAGCCAAUAAAGCGAGAUGAGCGCCGCAACCCUAGAGUCAGCCACGACUGGACCUAAUGGUCAGGGGUCCCUUUACCUUUACUUUUUACCUUGGUUCUCAAACUUAAUCCGUUCCAGGAGUCCAUUCGACUCCCAAAACAAUUCGGAAACCAAGGCGCGGCUUCUGAUUGGCUGCAGGAGCUACCUGCACUCAAGCAGAAGCAGCAUCAGAUGUCUGGCUUCCGGAAAACAUUGGCAAACUGGAACACUUAUUUCUGGGUCUGCGGCAUUUGGGAGCCCAAUUGUUCGGUGACUAAGCCAUUGGGGAACCAAGGUACCACUGUAAUUAGAAGGGAAUCAUGGACAUGGAGAACUGUAAUCAUAGAGAAAAGGUUUAGCUUAGCCCUUUCUCUGCCGUUCUCAUUUUCUACCCCCAGAAAGAGUUCAUGAAGUGGUGUUUGGUUGUUGUUUUUUUGGCUUAAGGAGAACAAAGUUCUGCAGUUUGGAGGCUGUUGCUGGUAAUGGGAGAUUUUAGUGAGAUUUGUUUUGAAGAGUGACUAUAGCAGGCACAGGGAAACUCGGCCCUCAGGCCUGGGACUACAACUCCCAUCAUCCCUAGCUAACAGGACCAGUGGUCAGGGAUGAUGGGAAUUGUAGUCUCAAAACAUCUGGCGGGCCGAGUUUGCCUAUGCCUGGACUAUAGGUUUGUUUUAGAUGCCUCCUUUGGAAAGCCGGCGAACGAGUCCACCUGACCCUUAUCCUCCCUCCUUUCCUCCAUAGAUAUCGCAGUUGGAGCUCCUUUUGAAGGUUCGGGGAAGGUCUACAUCUACCACAGUGGUGCAGGAGGGCUUAUUGAUAAGCCCCAGCAGGUAAGCUCACUUUGCUUAUUCCUCUUCAUCAUUUUUUCCCUCCACGCUUGGCAAGGAAACUUCCUCUGAUCGCAUGCAAUGCCUUCCUCACAUUUUGCAGCUAAUGCAGCAAGCCUGGAGGCAUUAGGAAGUCAGGGACUGGGUUUCAGCAGAGCGUGGCCCCACAACAUGGAUCCACUGGGGGUGGGGCUGCACUUCUAGGCUAAGUGCCCAUUAUGGACAUGCACCAUCACCAGCUACAGAAGGGUCAUAGCUCAGCGGUAGAGGACAUGUUUUGCAUGCAGAAGGCUGUGAGUUCAAUUCCCGGCAUCUCCAGAUAGGCCUGGAAAAUAAGAACAAUAUACAGUGGUACCUUGGGUUACAUACACUUCAGGUUACAUACGCUUCAGGUUACAGACUCCACUAACCCAGAAAUAGUACCUCAGGUUAAAAACUUUGCUUCAGGAUGAGAACAGAAAUUGUGCUCUGGCGGCGCGGCGACAGCAGGAGGUCCCAUUAGCUAAAGUGAUGCUUCAUGUUAAGAACAGUUUCAGCUUAAGAACGGACCUCCGGAACGAAUUAAGUACUUAACCCGAGGUACCACUAUAUAUUUUUGUACCCCACACAUCUGACUGUGUUGCACCAACCACUCUGGAUGGCUUCCAACAGAAUAUACAAAAACACAACCUGUGUUUAAACAAAAACCCUGUCUAAUAUUCUGGAGAGCUGUUGAUGUAGACCACUGUUGUUCAGUGUUGGGUCCCCAGAUGCUGUUGGACUACAACUCCCAUCAUCCUUCACUAAGCUGGCUGGGGUUGUUGGGAGUUGUAGUCCAACAGGGUGUGGAUGAAGAACACUGGCUGCAGGCACUCUCUGUUCGAAAGCAAGGUAUAGCCUGGUGACAUCAGUGGCAGUCCUGCUCUCUCCCACACCAGCCCAACAUGCUUGGCCAAGGCACCACCAACCUUGAGGCACAGCUCACAACAUAGAUCUUUCUCCUUUUGAUGGCUGCCCUUCCUCAUUUGCUCAUCCUCUGCAGGUUAUCAGCGGCGAAGACGUCGGACCCGGAAUCAAGACCUUUGGCUACUCCUUCAGCGGCGGAAUGGAUGUGGAUGGGAACUCCUACCCCGAUCUCUUGGUGGGCACACUCUCAGAAAAUAUCCUACUGCUCAGGUGAGAGGAGACUUAAAGAGGGACAGUUAAUGUACCCCUGAGGGUCUGUAGAAUUCUUUUCCCUCAUGGCUGACUUGUCCAAAGCCACUGCUGAUAACUGGGACUAUUGGGGCUUUUAUUAUUAUUGUGUAUUAAUAUCCACCUUCCUUCUGUGAGGAUGUCAGAAUGGCAUGCAUAUUGCGGCUUAAUACUAAUACUAAUACUAAUACUAAUACUAAUACUAAUAAUAAUAUUUUGUUGGGCAGCUUCCAACAAAAUAUUAAAAUACAGUAAUGCAUCAAAUGUUAAAAGCUUCCCUAAACAGGGCUGCCUUCAGAUGUCUUCUAAAAGUCUGGUAGUUGUUGUUCUCUUUGACAUCUGGUGGGAGGGCAUUCCACAGGACGGGUGCCACUACCGAGAAGGCCCUCUGCCUGGUUCCCUGUAACUUGGCAGUGAGGGAACCACCAGGAGGCCCUCGGCGCUGAACCUCAGUGUCUGGGCUGAACGAUGGGGGUGGAGACGCUCCUUCAGAUAUACUGGACCGAGGCCAUUUAAGGCUUUAAAGGUCAGCACCAACACUCAAUGAGGUGAGCUUCUUUUUUACUAUUUCCACUAAAACAGUCAUUGCAUUUUAUAUGCAUUAUUGCACACACGAUUGUACGUACUAUAGGGACGUGAGUGGCGCUGUGGUCUAAACCACUGAGCCUCUUGGGCUUGCCGAUCGGAAGGUCGGCAGUUCGAAUCCCCGCAACGGGGUGAGCUCCCGUUGCUCUAUCCCAGCUCCUGCCAACCUAGCAGUUCAAAAGCACACCAGUUCAAGUAGAUAAAUGGUACCUCUGCAGCGGGAAGGUAAACAGCGUUUCCAUGCACCAGAAGCGGUUUAGUCCUGCUGGCCACAUGACCCGGAAAGCUGUCUACAGACAAAUGCCGGUUCCCUCGGCCUAAAAGUGGGACGAGCGCCGCAACCCCUUUGACUGGACUUAACCUUCCAGGGGUCCUUUGCCUUUACCUUUUUACCUUAUGUAUGAUAUUAUGCAUGGAUACAUUCCAGGUUUUCCUAAAGUAACCAGCAUAUAAACAGAUAUGUACUAGCACCACUUAGAAGCCAAACAAAAAACAAAACAAAACAAAAUAAAAUAAAAAAUAACUGUAUUAAAAAUACUUACGUUUUGCUACUUAUAUCAUUUUGCCAAAAGUAUAUAGUACUGCAUGGGACUUGAUAUUUGUUAUACUGUAUAUACUAUAUACGUUUAUAAUAUUUGCAUAUAGUUAAUCAGGCUGCUUUUUAAAACACUUGCCGAUGUGCAAACUUCAAGUUACAAGAAAGGAGAUUUUGACGAAACAUCAAGAAAAACUUUCUGACAGUAGGAGCUGUUUGACAGUGGAAUGCAGACUCUCCUUCCUUGGAAGUUUUUAAGCAGAGGUUGGGUGGCCAUCUGUCAUGGAUGCUUUAGCUGAAAUUCCUGAAUUUCAGGGGGGUUGGACUUGAUGACCCUCGGGUUCCCUUCCAAUGCUACAGUCCUACGAUUCUGUAAGCAGGUGCUUGAUGCAAAUGGCAGUCCAGUGCAACCAAAGCUCAGUUAGUUCAGAACCACCAAAUUCCAUGUAAAAUGGACUCCGCCUCUAUCCAUAUGAACCUACCUGGACCCUGAGAUCAUCUUCUUCGUGUGGCUCCUCCUCAAGAGGUAUGGAGGGCGGCAACACAAGGACAGGGCCUUCUCUGCAGUGGCUCCCUGUCUGUGGAAUGCUCUCCCCAGGGAAGUUCACCUGGCGCCUUCAUUGUACACCUUUAGGUGCCAGGCAAAAACAUUCCUUUUUAACCAGGCCUUUGCUUGAUCUGAUUUACAUCCUAUGCCCUUUUAAGAUGUGUUUUGUUGGGGGGGGCUAUUGGGUUGUUGUUUUAAUUUUUGUUGUGUAUUUUGUGGUUUUAUAUCUUGAUUUUAUUCUGUGAACCACCCUGAGACCUCCGGAUAUAUGGCAGUAAAGGUAAAGGUAAAGGGACCCCUGACCAUUAGGUCCAGUUGUGACCGACUCUGGGGUUGCGGUGCUCAUCUCACUGAGGGAGCUGGCAUACAGCUUCCGGGUCAUGUGGCCAGCAUGACAAAUCCGCUUCUGGCAAACCAGAGCAGUGCACAGAAACGCCGUUUACCUUCCUGCCAGAGUGGUACCUAUUUAUCUACUUGCACUUUGAUGUGCUUUCGAACUGCUUGGUGGGCAGGAGCAGGGACCGAGCAACGGGAGCUCACCCCGUCGCAGGGAUUCGAACCGCCGACCUUCUGAUCGGCAAGUCCUAGGCUCUGUGGUUUAACCCACAGCACCACCCGCGUCCCUAUAGGGCAGUACAUGAAUUCAAUUAAUAAUAAUAAUAAUAUCCUUAAACAGUACUCCACUAAUUUCCCUUUUUUCUCAUUAUCUCUCUGCAGAGCCCGUCCGGUGAUCAACAUCUUAGACAAGUCGUUCACGGUUACCCCGACCACAUUGGACCCAAACAGCUGUACCGAAGACUCUUGGUAAAAGCUUCCUUCUAUGUUCUCUCCUCACAGUUCUUUCUCCUCACCCGCCUGCCCGGGUUCCAGGGCUCUUUGAAAGGCGUGUGACGGCAGAAAUGCGAUGGAACUGGCUAUAUUUAGCCUAAGGAAAGGAAGAUGAAAGGGGAGCACGCUGCCAAUUUUCAGCUUGUUUAAGGGGAUGUCGGAAAGAAUCAGGAGAACAAUUGUUUGCCCUCCCCGCCGAUUGCGGGACAAGAAGUAGGAGUGUUUACACAAGAAAGGGCGGGAUUCAGAUUAAAUGUGAAUGAAGAAAACAUCUGUCACUAAGAGCAGUAUAGCGCACCGGAGCAAGCUUUAUAGAGAUGUGGCAGAGUCGCCUCCUUUGGAUGAUUUCAAUAAUUAAUAAUAAUAAUAAUUAAUAAAUUGUAUACUACCCUUUAUCUGAAGAUCACAGUCGACAACAUAAAAAUACAAAAUGAGAACACAAAAUACGUAAUAAAGCAAAAACAAACCAAUAACACCCUCUGUCCCACAAACACAUUUAAAAUAUAAUAAUAAUAAUAAUAAUAAUAAUAAUAAUAAUUAAUAAUAAUUUAUACCCCGCCCACCUGGCUGGGUUUCCCCACCCAUUAUGGGCAGCUCCCAACAGAAUUGUUGAUGAUGAUGAUGAUGAUAAUAAUAAUAGUAAAGCGAUAAAACAUCAAACAUUAAAAACUUCCCUGAACAUAACUUGUUCAAUCAGCCAAAGGCCUGGUUAUAGAGAAACAUUUUUGCCUGGCACCUAAAGAUAUGUAAUGAUGGAAAGAGGGGAUGAAUUGUGGAAUAAUAAUAAUAAUAAUAAUAAUAAUAAUAAUGGAGUUCCCUCUCCUGCGGGGGGAAACUCCUGCUCUUUCAAAGAAAACUCCAUGCCCCCAAAAUGCCACUUGCCGCUCAUGAAAAUUAAUCACUGUCCUAUAACAAGAGCAUCCGAGGAAUGCAUUUCAAUACAAAACAUCUUUAGGAUGCCAUUGUACGCUGGGCGUUUAGAGUAGAGCCUUCCAAGGCUGGUUGCUGUGGCUUCAGAAUAGGUUUGUGCUUCUGCGCCUCCCUUUAAAAAGUGAUCACUUCUCUGUUUUGGUUUGCCUGGAGGCAGUAACAAACUGAGAAGUGCUGGAUUCCUUCCUGAGAGUCACAACCGCGCCCCUUCUAAAAUAAUGCAAUAAUCUUAUGGUUAUAUAAUAAUAAUAAUAAUUUGUGAUGCAGUGCCACAAUAAAUGUGCUGCCUUUCAGAUAGAUGUGCUCAGUACCAGAUUUACGUAUAAGCUGAACAAGCUAUUAGCUGAGGGCCCCACACUCUUGGGGGCCCCCCCCAAAAAAAUAAAAGGAAAAAUAACUGGAUGUACAUUUCCAAAAUAUAAGAUAAAAAACAAGUAAAAUAAAACCUACAUACAGCAACAGUGUUUUGUGUUGUGUAGGCUCCUGUGGUGUAAGUAAUGGGCCCUGCCUGCUAGCCUGCUCCCUAAAAUAUCACUGCUUUGCUCCUUUCUGUAUAUAGGGUGCCCACAUUCUCCAUGGACUGGUUGCCUCGCAACAUGUGCAAAUGGCUUGAGAUACCUAUUAGGUCCAUAAAUUACCAUAUAGCAUAUACAGUGGUACCUCUAGUUACGAACUUAAUUCAUUCCGGAGGUCUGUUCUUAACCUGAAACUGUUCUUAACCAGAAGCAUGCUUUCGCUAAUGGGGCCUCUUGCUGCCUCUGCGCCACUGGCACACGAUUUCCGUUCUCAUCCUGGGGCAAAGUUCUCAACUCGAGGUAACUCUUCCAGGUUAGUGGAGUUUGUAACCUGAAGCGUUUGUAAUCUGAGGCAUUUAUAACUCGAGGUACCACUGUAUUCAACACACACAAAAACAGUGACAAUGUGUUGUUGACAAAGGACAGCUGGACAUAUAAAGGGCCCCAUUACCUUCAGUAGCUUCGGGUCUCAUCAAACCUAAUUCCGGCCCUGGAUGUGCUACUUUCUGCACGCAUACACGGGCAAAUGAUUUGGAGUGCUCCAGGAUCUGCUUUCGCAGUGACUUCAGUUGUGUUUGUGUCCCAUGAAACUGCAUCGUACGUAACAGAAGAUGCACAUCGCUCUUUUGAAACAAAAGCUUGUGUUUUCGGUGCUCCUAAAUGCUUAGCUUUGGAGGCUAGAGUGGCUGAAAAAACGGUCCCCUUUGAUGCUGCUGAUUGAAGGCUGGAGACAGGGACUCAUCAGGGACCAUGCGGCAGAAAUAGUCGCAGAUCUUUGACCCUCCACAAUCCCAGACCACUAAUAAUAAUAAUAAUAAUACCGUAGAUUCCGGCGUAUUAGGCGACUGGGCGUAUAAGACGAUCCCCAACUUUUGCUGUUCAGUUUUAGAGUUUUAGAGUUAUAGAGUUUGAGCACCUCCAGGGGCAGAGAACGCACCCCUCCGAUGCCUCAGCUGUUGUAGCAGCAGCAGCAGCCUGAGGCGAGGUGUUUGGCGGGCGGCCGGCUGAGUGCCGCGCUCGAAAGGACUUUCCGCGUCCGUGGGGAGGGAGGAGGAGCGACGGCAGAAGGGGCGCCUCUGCUCACUGGCUCCCUCUCCUUCUUUCCAACGCGUAUACCCGGCGUAUAAGACGAUCCCCAACUUUUGGGGUGAUUUUCCAGGGAUAAAAAGUCGUCUUGUAUGCCGGAACAUACGGUAAUAAUAAUUUAUUAUUUAUACCCCGCCCAUCUGGAUGGGCUUCCACAGCCACUCUGGGCAGCUUCCAACAAAAUAUUAAAAUACAGUAAUGCAUCAAACAUUAAAAGCUUCCCUAAACAGGGCUGCCUUCAGAUGUCUUCUAAAAGUCAGGUAGUUGUUUAUUUCCUUGACAUCUGAUGGGAGGGCGUUCCACAGGGCGGGUGCCACUACCAAGAAGGCCCUCUGCCUGGUUCCCUAUAACCUCACUUCUCACAGGGAGGGAACCGCCAGAAGGCCCUUGGCGCUGGACCUCAGUGUCCGGGCAGAACGAUGGGGGUGAAGACCCUGGUUCAGAUAUACUGGACCGAGGCCGUUUAGGGCUUUAAAGAUCAGCACCAACACUUUGAAUUGUGCUCGGAAAUGUACUGGGAGCCAAUGUAGGUCUUUCAUGACCGGUGUUAUGUGGUCUACACCCCUGCCUGGAGGAAUCUGUGUUUACUCCCAUCUCAUCCUGCUCCAAGACUUCCAGGUCAAUCACAUUUCUCUCUUUCUUUCUCUCUCCUUUCCCUCCCCACCUCCUCGACUAACAGCAUCAAGGUGCAGCUCUGCUUCUCCUAUUCCCAAAGCGCGGGAAACCCAACAUACAAGGAAACCAUAAGUGAGUAGAAGUUCCAUUUGAGAGGGAUUUUAUUUUUCAGGAGAGAAGUUCGGGGGCUCAUCCUCCGGCAGCUGCACAAGACCUGAACUUGAACUGUCGCUCCUAAAUGUAUGUGGGCAUUCUGGAUAUGCCCAGAGGCACCUUCCUCUUUCAGUCUUGCCUUUUCCCGAGUUCAGGUUAAACCGUUACCAGCACUGCUUCGGGAGGAAGAGCAGGGCAGAAAUCGAAUAGAUAGAUAAAUAAAUAAAUAUAUAAAUUGCACCCAGAGCUCAUUUUCUGUUCUGGGGCUUUCUCAGAACUUCAACUUGAACCCAGCCCUUACCAGGGGCUUAGGCCCAGAAUACAACAGCCGAGCUGAGGUGGAGGCAGGGCCGCCCCAUCCAGGAGGCAGAGUGAAGCAGAUGCCUCGGGCGGCAGAAUCCCAUAGGGCACCGACCCCGCGGGCCCCUGCUUCCAUUGGGGUCACGUGACAGUGAUGGCUGCGCCUUCCGGUGUGAUCUCAUGAGAGUUCUGCAAGAUCUCACGAGAUCUUGCCAGAAGCUGCCAAGUGACGGAGAAAAUAAUAAUUUCAUAAACUGUAUCGUUUUGGUUAUUCCGUUUUCUUUUCUACGGCUCACACUGAAAAGGCCUGUGCCUGCCUUCUUUUUACAGUACAGAACUAGUUGUUUUCAGGCACUGUAUGUAGCAAAUGUCCCUAACAGAACGCGGAAAAAACAUAAACUGUUAGAAUCUAUGGCGGCCGUUGUACGCAAGAGAAGGGAAUCGUCUAGGCAUGGUCGUUGUGAUUAAUCUUGAAUUGCCAACAAAAGAGGAUAGUGGGAGACAUUUAAUGAACAGAAAAAUGAGCCAAAGUCUUACUAAAGACAUUGAAAAAUGAUUUUAAUCACAGGAUGUUACGACCAGGGCUGAUCCUGCAGACUAAAAUGAUUUCGAUUGGUUCAGGAUGAUAACAUUGGGUGGCAACUGCCGAGAUUGCUGUAAUCCUUUGACUGAAAUGAAAUCACCAAGGGUGUAAGAAACAUUGCUUUGGAUGUGAUUCUUCACCGCCACCUCCUUAUUUUCGAGGCUGUCCCUCUGCCUGUUUGUAUUUCAAUAAAGGCUUCUAUUUUCACUUGGAGCCUGCAUCCUUUUCGAUUGGGUUUCUGGGAGGGAUACCUCCAGUCAAGGAACCCCUUUUUUAAUUUAUCCAACACACGCUCCCUUGGUAAGUGAGGAUUUGGCAGGAUGGGGGUUGGAGACGACGGGAGCCACAUUUUCCUGUUUUGCCUCAGGUGGCAAAGUGGGACAGGCUGCUUCUGGGUGGAGGGAGUGGGGUGCACAUGUGCCUCAGCUUGCCUGCUGAGUCUUGACAGUGCCUCCGGCCUGUUUUCCCCACCCUAUCACUUCCCCCUCCACAUCUCAUUUCAGAGUUGAACUACCUGGUGGAAGCUGAUCGGGACCGCCGUCCACCUCGAGUAUAUUUUGCCAGAACGCAGUCCGCUGUCUACAAGGGACAGUUUUCCAUGCCAAGGGAGAAGUGUCAGACCCUGGAAGUCCUCUUGCGGGUAAGGUGAGGGCAGUGGGCAAUUUAAGCGAUACAUUUGGAAGGCUGGGAGUGAGCGAAACAUGGCCUAAUAAUAAUAAUAAUAAUAAUUUAUUAUUUAUACCCCACCCAUCUGGCUGGGUUUCCGCAGCCACUCUGGGCUUAGUGGUGCGUUGCGCCAGGGCACCGGCCUCUCAGGGGCACCUCAGCAAGUGGGGGAGCUGCGUGCCUUUGCCAGUGCCCUCCCCUUUCCCUGCACGCCCACCAGCUGCACCCCGCCAACCAUAAGGCUAGCGGGCAUGCAGCUUCCCUCCCAAGCCUCCUCAGGAGGAGAUUGAUCCCCGCGGAGGCUUAGGAUGGAAGCUGUGCCUCGCCAACCAUAUGGGUGGCGGGCGCGCAGCUUCCCUCCCAAGCCUCUGUGAUGAUCUCUCUCCUCACGAGGAGGCUUGGGAGGGGCGCAACUUCACUCCCAAGCCUCUGUGGGGAUCGCUCUCUCUCAGCGGCAUGGGGGAGACUUGCGCCCCCCAAUGGCUGGCAGUGCGCAGCUACGGCCACCCUAACACUAUCCAUGGUAAUUUGGAGGCGCUGGGCGGAUAUUUGCACCCCGGCGCCGCAUCUGCUAAAGACGGCCUUGGAGAUGACCCUCUGAGCUUUCAAAUUCCUCGACAGAGUACAAUCACUCAGAACUGGGUGGAGGGCUUUCUGCAAUGAACUCUUCCCUUGCUCUGCAGGCUGAUAUGCGGGACAAGCUGCACCCCAUUGCGUUCUCCAUGAACUAUUCUCUUGCUGAGAAGCCCAUGAGGUUCCAGUUGGGCCUGCGCUCGCUCGAUGCGUUUCCCAUCUUGAACGAGGAUCAAUCCCGUGAGAAUCAGACUGAGGUGAGCGCCAUGCAGUAAUCCAAAGCAUUUCCCCUCCCCAAAACCGCCCUGCUUUGCGCAAGCUCAUUCGCUGUUGAAUUUCUUUGUCUCCUCCCCCCGCCUUCUGCCUUCUGCCUGAUUGCUCAGUGUGGCGGGACAGCUCGGUUUUCCCAUACUGUUCUUCUUUCUGCCCCUAGGAUCUCCCCACGUUCUGCUAAUUGCACCGACCUUUCAGUUAUGCCGCAGGCGCUGCUAUAUUUGCCAACAUUCUUUUUUUAAAAAAAUAUUUAUUUAUUUAAAUAAUACAGCAAAAACAGAACAUCAGCAGAAAAAAAGAAAUUUACAAAGAAAAAAAAACACAGUUCAAAAACAUUGAAAACAAAUACACUUGUACAGUAUUCCCCACCCACCCGCAGCUUCUCUCCGCCACAGUUCGACUUCUUUAAAUCUCUAUCUCCACAUUUAUCCUUGUAUUCUCCAAAUAUAUCGUUAUUUGUCCUUCUUUUAUCUCUUUUCUUUUCCACUUCACACAUAUACUUUACAUUUUGAUUGUAAGCAUAUUAGCAUAUCUUUCUUAGAACAAUACUUUAACAUAUAAUCUUCGAAACAUUUUCAUUCCUUUUAAAUUUUUAAUUUGACUGAUACCUUAUAAUUGAUGUGAGCUUUGCCAGUUCUAUUUGCCAACAUUCCUUUUGCUGGCUCCUUCCCCCUCAUCAGUUAGAAUGUCUGUGCAUAUUCCUAAAUUUGUUCCAGCAGCUUAAGCCGACUGCAGGUCAGGGUCUCUUGCAAACAGGUAACACAUGCACGCUAAGGUGAGUUAUGUGCAUGCACACACAUACGUACAAACGCAGACAAAUAUCUGUGAGAAAUUGUCUCCAGUUUCCCAUCAUCAGCCUUCGUAGAUCCAGCAUUCAGUUUGCCCUCUGGCACCAUCUGGUGGGAAAGCCUGUUCACCAUCAUUUUAAAGACAGAACAAAAUAACAUCCUGAAAAAUGAGUUGCGUGGGCUCAUGCAGGUGGACUAGCUUGCUUCGAUGCUGGCCUUUGUGGAGUCGUCAUGUGAUGACUUUGACAUGUGCUCGUGUUUUGUGUCAAAUAUGCCCAGCCAAAAUUUGGGAGACCCUUCGCAGCGCAAUAUUUAUUUUGUUUGGAUGGUUGAUAUCCCGCCAUUCAGUUGACUGAUCUUCAAGAUGGCUUGCAAGUUAUACGCCAGAUUUAUGUAUAAGCUAAACAAACUAUAGCUUAGGGCCCCACUCUCUUGGGAGCCCCCAAAAAAUGUAAAGGAAAAAAACCUGGAUGUACAUUUCCAAAAUAUAAGAUAAAAAACAAAUAAAAUAAAACCUACAUACAGCAACAGUGUUUUGUGUUGUGUAGGCUCCUAUGAUGUAAGUCAUGGGCCCCGCCUGCUAGCCUGCUCCCUAAAAUAUCACUGGUUUGCUCCUUUCUGUAUAUAGGGUGCCCACAUUCUCCAUGGACUGGUUGCAUGGCAACAUGGGCAAAUGGCUUUAGAUACCUAUUAGGUCCAUAAAUUACCAUAUAGCAUAUAUUCAACAGAAAAAACAGCGACAAUUUGUUGUUGACAGAGGACAUAGAAAGGGCCCCACUACCUUCAGUAGCUUAGGGCCUCAUCAAACCUCAAUCCAGCCCUGCUUGCAACAUAUCCCCAUUUACACCACCCACACAUCCCAGCAGCUCUUAGUUCUCUGGAUGUUUGAUGGGGUCAGAGUGGCCAUCACAACUGCUCUAGGUGAAUCCUGGCUUUGGAGAGACUGGCUGGCUUGCUCUGAAAUAACAUGGUGGUUUCAUUCACUGAUGCACCUCUCACCUCUGUGGCACACAUACAAACACUCUUACCUAAAGAUUGUGAAAUAGUUUUUGUUGACCUUUUGCAGGUUUGGAUGUAAUGGUUAAGCCAAGAUGCGGCUUAGCUCUGGGUAGUUCAGGGGCAGCAAUUUUUCCUCUCAGUCCCCAAACACCUGCUCUUCUCCUUUGUUCAUGCUUACUGAUGGUUUGGCUUAGUGUUAUGUGUGAACCAGGGAGCCAACCAGGGACUAAUCUACACCGGUCAGUUAAAACGUUAAAAUGCAUUAUAAAAAUGUGACACCAGAGUGUGCUGUGGAGCAGCGAUCGAUCAUCAAUGUAAAGUUGUAUUGAGAACUAGACUACUUUUUUUAAUAUACCGUUUUCCAGAUCAUUGUAGAUCCAGCCCAGGGUGGUAGAUCUGCAUGGGAAGCCUCUUACGCCAGCUGGUUAGAUCAGCCACACCAUGCCAGUGUGCCUUGUUCACAUAAAGCAAUGGAGCAAGUCGAAAUAUUAUGGUAUUACAAGUGGCACCUUGGUUGUCAAACUUAAUCCAUUCCGGGAGUCCGUUCGACUCCCGGAACCAUUCGAAAACCAAGGCGCGGCUUCUGAUUGGCUGCAGGAGCUUCCUGGACUCAGUUGUAAGCCGCAUCAAAUGUUUGGCUUCUGAAAAACGUUUGCAAACCAGAAUGCUCACUUCUGGGUAUGCGGCGAUCGGAAGACGAUUUGUUCAGGAGCCAGGCCGUUUGACAAGCAAGGUACCACUAUAUAGAGAUUAUUAUUAUUGUAUGUAUAGGUACUAGUUUGAUACUUUCUGUGGUAUACUGGUAUAUAAUUGCUGAUACAGAAAUUUUAAAAAAUCGACUAGAUUGUAACAAUAGCAACAACUCUACUGCUUUCAGAUUCAGUUCAAGAAGCAAUGUGGAACAGACAACAAAUGCAACAGCAACCUGAAGAUUAAGGCUGUCUUUUUAAAUGACCAGAACCAGAAGUUGCCCAGGUGAGAAAUACGUUCCCUUUACACCCUCACUGGCUCACCACUAGGGGCAGCAGCACGCAGACUUUGCACGUCUGACCUUCUUUCCCUGGCACCUCCAGAGAGAUAACUAGGAGGUGGGUGGAUGGACAGCCCUGCUCUGCCUCUGGCCACCCCCCCAUCUGUGCCAUCUCCCCCGAUACAGGCGGAAUGGGAUGCAGGUGUUGCAGUACAGCCGGGAUGUCAAGAAGCUGAACCUGGGCAUCAGCGUCACAAAUAUACCGUCGUCACCCACGAAUGGAGAAGAUGCUCAUGAGGCUUUUCUCAACAUCACGUUCCCGCCCUCUCUGCUGCCUUCCUCUGUUCGGCCGGUGAGAGACUCCCCCCCCCCUUUUUAUAUAAAAAUAAGAAUAUAUAUAUAUAUAAAAUUUUUCCUUAAAAAAUCAAUUAUAAAGCAAUACGUAAAGUGAUUCGAAAAGAGAAAAGGUACACAAAACACUGUAAAGAGUAAUAUAUAUAUAUAUAUAUAUAUGAAUAUAUACAAAGAUGCCCUAAUACAGGCAUAGGCAAACUGGGCCCUCCAGAUGUUUUGGGACUACAACUCCCAUCAUCCCUAGCUAACAGGACCAGUGGUGAGUGGCAUAGAAUAAUAGUAUUCAGCUGUUAGGUAGGUUCAUCUGGCAACCUGCUAAGGCCAUCCAAGGACUGGGAAGGAGGGUUUGGAUUGGGGUAAGUGGGGAAAACCUUGGACCUCUCAUACACUUCCCCAUCAUCCUUGGCCAUGGCUUGAUGGGUGUCAUGAAUGAGCCAGCUUCCAGGGAUGGUUUGCAGCCAGCUACCACAGAAAGGUUGCAGCCAGCUGAAGAAAGCAGCCAGGAACAGAGAGGGUUAACAGCCAUGCAGGAUGAGCAUCGGCUAGUGCCAACUCCACCAUCCCUUGGAAUGCCAGCUGAUAAGGGAAUGGCUGAGAGCAGGCUAGAACGCAUUCAAAGCUCUCAGGAAGAACAAACAGGCAGGAAAGAAACAGCCUCUCAGAGAAUGGGGAAGAGGCGGGUGCUGACCCACUGAGUCCAAGGUCUUGCUGAAUGGGAGGGCUGCAAGAUAGGAAGGAAAACAAAAGACGUAUGAAGCGAAAGUUCAGUUUCUUCUGGUCAUGCCGGAAGCAGUCUUCAGAAGGGUCAUCUUGAUUGAUGAUGGCGGAGGCUGUGUUAAAGCCGUCUGGGGCUGUUUGUUUUGACAAUAAAGCAUCCUUUUUAAUUAACUACGCUCACUGUGUUAUCAAGCUGGGAAAUGGACUCCUGACAAUGGGGCUGGUGGAAGUUGCCCCUGUCUGAGAGCAACAUUUGCUGCACCACAUCGAGUCUGCUUUUGUACAGAAGCGUCGAAAUGCCGACGAAAUAAGGCAAUAUUCAGCAAGGUGGCUUUUUCUUUCUUCAGAGCGGCGCCUGCAGGUUCGAGGAGACGGUGAUAUGUGAGCUUGGCAACCCUUUCAAAAUGGACCAGCGGGUGAGUUGUUUUGGGUCCAGGUGCUCCAGAAAGGCAAGGCUUCCGAGGUGGGAGAGCCGAACUGUGACAUCUCAUCCAGCACAAAAGAUGUGUUCAGGCCUUGGCCCCCUUAGUGACCCUUGGGACUUGGAAAUAACAAAGCACUGGAACCUUUGACCUGCUACCGGCCUGCAUUCACAUUUAAAGCGCUCUCUCGCCCACACAGAGAAUCCCAGGAACUGUGGUUUGCUAAGGGGGCUGGGGAAUCAUAGUUCUGUGAGGGGUAAACUAUGUUUCCUAGAAUCCUUUGAGUGGGAAGCCCUGUGCUCUAAAUAGGUGUUCAAUGUUUUCUCAAUGUAUGGUGUGGGUGUUCAUAUUUUCUGGGGUAAACAGGAAUCUUGGCGGGAGGGGUGUGUAUUGUGUGAGCGCAGCCCCAGUGUGCCAUUGAGGGAGGGCAGACAUAUGGUGCCAGAGUCAGAUCACAUGUAAUUAUUCCUCAGGAAUGAUCUUCGUAGACGGGGAAUAUGCAGAAGAAACAAUUUUGAGGAGAUAUGGAAGGUGUUUGUAGAAUUUGUACUGCUAAAACGGAAAGGGCUCAAACCAUCGCAAGAGGUGUUGAAAUUUUGGGAGGUUGGAUACUUACAAUGGAAUGGUCUCAGUGGUGGGGUGCACAUUUUUAUUCUUAUUUAUUUAUGUUUGGUUUUUUUAAAAGGAAUGGUUUCUGUUUGUUCAUGCAACAUUUUUGCACCUUACCCAGCUGAUAAAAAAAGCAAGUCAAAAAUCCAUAGUUAAAAACCUAUCAAAUCCCAUCAAAGUAUCACCCAUCAGUGGUAACAGAGUACUAUACCACACAAUGGGUAAAAUAAAAACAUUUUCCUUUUAUAUUUAAAGAGUGCUGCUGAGGGCGGGGUGGGGGGAGAUAAAUGAAUAUCUACUAAGAGGGAGUUCCAUAUGUAGGGUGUUGCUGCUGCAGUGUUAGGUUUAUAUCCCCUUAUUUGACCAGUAGCUGAAAUGCUGGUUCUUCUGAUUUUCUUCUGCAACCUGCAGCAAAGCAUGCUGGGUAACCAGCUUGUGCACUCUUGCCUCCUUUCCAGGCAGAGCUGACUAUCACGUUUGAAGUUACUGGAGUUACUCUAAAUACUCAAGAUGUCACCGUGCAGGUGGAGCCUUCCACGUGAGUCUUCUCCCUGGGGCUAAAUAGUUGUGGUUGGAAAUGGGAACGUGCAUCAGGAUGCCCAGUCAGUACUAGUGUACUUGGGUAUAGCAGUUCGAAAGCACGCCAGUGCAAGUAGAUAAAUAGGUACCACUGUGGUGGGAAGGUAAAUGGCGUUUCCGUGAGCUCUGGUUUCCGUCACGGUGUUCCGUUGCGCCAGAAGUGGUUUAGUUAUGCUGGCCACAUGACCCAGAAAGCUGUCUGUGGACAAACGCCGGCUCCCUCGGCCUGAAAGCGAGAUGAGUGCCACAACCCCAUAGUUGCCUUUGACUGGACUUAACUGUCCAGGGGUCCUUUACCUUCACCUUUACCUUUUACUUGAGUAUUGACUGAAGGGCUGCAGGGCCAGUCCACCCAUGUGGCAAGGUGAGGUGACCGCCUUGGGCAGCAAAAUCCACAUAAGCCACACAAGGAACGCGUCGCUCACUGUUGCUCCAUUGCUGUGGUGGCAGCGACGGCUUUGGUGCACUCCUUGGAGGCUGGAUCUGUCACCUCCUCGGCAACCCCCAAAAUACAGCAGAUUCUUGGAGAAUAGGAGGUGCUUCCAGUCUUCUCCUAAAUGGCAGGGGGUGUCCUCUGGGGUCUCCUAGGGUCUGCACCCACCUGACAUGAUUCAGGGUAGGUCCCUUUCCCUGCAACAACCUUUGAGUUCCACUCCAAACAUCUGGCAAGGUUGAGUUGAUUCCCCAACUUGUUCCCAAUGUAGCUCUUCACUCAAUCCUUCUUCCCUGGUGAGUAGGACGCCAUUUUGUGGUUUGCCUCAGGUGCUGCAAAGUCUUGGGCCAACCCUAGAAGGACUGGCGUGGGGAGGGACCUCUGUGUGGACUCACCCCACAUGGCCUGGGGCUUCUCGUGUGACUCUACUGAGGAGGGAAGGGGCGCUGUAUUUGUUGACUGUUAAGCAUCCCAUCUGAGAGGCUCCGACUGACCUCUCUGAACAAUGUCCUGUCUCUCAUAGGAUCAGCUAUCAAGAAGAUCUCGCACCCGUGUCGGCAGUCCUGUUGGUAGACUACACCAUUGAUGCUUCCUUGAGCAUGUGCGUAUCCACCGCGAUGUUUGACGUGGGUUUAGAAAAGAAGUGAUACAAUCAAACCUUGGUUGUGGAAUGUAAUCCAUUCCGGAAGACCGUUUGACUUCUGAAACAUUCGACAACCGAAAACUGAAAGCGGAAGCCACAAUACAAUAGGGAAACUCAAAAUGGAAGCCGUGUCUGACAUUCGGUUUCCGAAAAUCAUUAAAAAACCGGAGCAGUUACUUCCGGGUUUUGGGCGUUCAGGAGCCAAAACGUACAAUAACAGAGGCAUUCGGGAACCAAGGUUUGACUGUAUACAAAUGCCUCUCAAGAUGAGAUUCUAAAGCGGGAAGUGUGUUAUGCUGAGACUUCUCCCUCCUCAUAACAAAUCCAGGUAGCUUCCAGCCUGCCGCGAUUACCCAUGCCAUCAAACUUCGGACACACACACACACACACACAUGCAUAUAUAAGUUAUGUAGUUCUUCAUCUCCCUUGACAUCUGAUGGGAGGGUGUUCCACAGGGAGGAUGCCACUACCAAUAAGGCCCUCUGCCACUCUGGGCGGCUCCCAACAGAAUAUUAAAAACACGAUAAAACAUCAAACAUUAAGAACUUCCCUAAACACGGCUGUCUUCAGAUGUCUUCUAAAAGUCAGAUAGCUGUUUAUUUCCUUGACAUCUGAUGGGAGGGCGUUCCACAGGGCGGGUGCCACUACCAAGAAGGCCCUCUGCCUGGUUCCCUGCAGUGAGGGAACCACCUGAACGCCCUCAGUGCUAGACCUCAGUGUCUGGGUUGAACGAUGGGGGUGGAGACGCUCCUUCAGGUAUACUGGGCCAAGGCUGUUUAGGGCUUUAAAGGUCAGCACCAACACUUUGAAUUGUGCUCAGAAACGUACUGGGAGUCUACUUUUGACUCUCAUGGUUCCCAUAUUGUUUUAUGGAGUUGCUUGAGUUCCCAGGAUUCCACGAUUAGCAGAUUUGGUAGUCGAGUAGCCCUGACAGCAGUAUAAAUCUACAUUGCAGACGUUUCCUAAAUGAAUUCUAGUAGGUUGACUAAAUUAGGAAAGUGUGACCCGCUCAUCCAAGUUGUGAACAGAGCCCGGUUCCUCACUUUGUAAACUUUUCCAUCCUUCUCACCUCUCACUGUGUUCCUCUCUCCGUGGCAGAGUCAACCGUUGGCUCCAGACGCAUUUCAGUGGGACAGUCAUGGGCGAGUCAGCCAUGAAGCAUGAGGAAGACGUAGGCAGUCCCAUUGAAUUUGACUUCCAGGUAAGGAUCUUCCUUGAGAGGUGAGGCUAAUACUCUUAAAAAUUGAAGCAUAGACUCAUAAAGUUGGAAGGGACCACAAGGAUCAUCUAGUCCUGGAAUCUCAUGUUCUACCAACUGAGGUAUCCCAGAACUGCUUCUGAGUCUCUUGAUGGUUAAAAACCCACAUGGGCUUGCUUACUUGAGCUGGAUUCCAUACAGGGUCAUUGAUCCCUUGUCUAGAAAGUAACUAAGACACAGUCUAGGAUUGAAUCCAUCCCAAUGCGAUUUGUUAAUUUGUAGAGUUGAGAGUACAAGCACAAGAUAGAGGGUUCCUGAAGGGCAUGUGUGUCUGCUUAUUUCUCCCACUGCAAAAUGUUAAGCCAAAUAUUUGAAAAGAUCUCUUUCCCUUCCUAUUUGUGCCUGAAACAGAAGGGUAAACUGCUUGGUUGAAAUGGAUUCUUGACAUUUCCUCCCAAAUCUGGUUCUUCCAAGAUACUCUGAGGAAGGGCAAUAGAUCAGUGGUUGAGAAUCAGUCCUGCAUGCAGGUUCUGUGAACUGCCCUGCGACCUAUAUAGGGUGGUAUAUAAAUUUAAUAAAUAGUAAUAAAAUAAUAAUAAUCCUUGACAUCUCCAGGUAGGGAUAGGAUAGACCUCAGUCUGAAAACCUGGAGAAUGGUUGCCAGUCAGCCUGGACUGAACUGGAUUCACCAACUCAGUAUAAGGCAAAUUCCUAUAUGCUCUUAUACCUUGACCUUGAUUUUUGAAACUGUUGUAUUGGCACUGAUUUAUUACACUUUGUCUUCCCAAAUAUGUGUGUCUCUUUUAUCUCUUAUUUUGGCUGUCAGUUUUGCCAUUUCCAGAUAGUCCAUUCACUUUUGAAAAUUACCUCCUUGGUUGAUACUUCUCCUUCUAUCCAUUUCUGAGAGUACAGGAUGAAACUGAAUAAUCUUGACACCGAGUGUGUUUUAUAAACUCCUGUCCUGCCCCCACACAUUUGCCUAGGGUUUUCUUCAGGGCGACCUCUGCUCUGCUGCACCUUGAGUUGUCCUUCUUUGUACUGUUUCUACCACAACCAGAGGUUGAAAAGGGGCUUCAUCUUGUCCCCUGGCCCGUGUCUUUCAGGUGACCACGAAAGGCGAGUCUUUAGGAUCCUCGGGAACAAUCACGCUAGGCUUUGAAUGGCCUUAUGAGGCCAGCAACGGGAAAUGGCUGCUGUACCCAACUCAGAUCCUGGUGAAAAGGAGUGGGAACGAGAGUCGGCUCUGUGUACCCCCCGGGGAAGUCAUCAACAACCGCAACCUCACAGUGAGUCUGAUCUCUAGCGCGAGCCCUUUCUCCCUUUUGCAUUCUCUCUCUCUCUCUCUCUCUCUCUCUCUCUCUCCAUUUACUCCUUUUUCUUUGUACCCUUUUCAAUGGGCUACACCUUCCACCUUGGCCUGCCACCAUGUAGUGUAUGUAGCUACUUCUACUAGCUAUACCUGGGAUGCAGGUGGCGCUGUGGUCUAAACCACUGAGCCUCUUGGGCUUGCUGAUUUGAGGGUCGGCGGUUCGAAUCCCUGCGAUGGGGUGAACUCCCUUUGCUCUGUCCCAGCUCCUGCCAACCUAGCAGUUCUAAAGCACACUAGUGCAAGUAGAUAAAUAGGUACUGCUGUGGCGGGAAGGUAAACGGCAUUUCCGUGAGCUCUGAUUUACGUCACAGUGUUCCGUUGUGCCAGAACCAGUUUAGUCAUGCUGGCCACAUGCCCAGGAAAGCUGUCUGUGGACAAACGCCAGCUCCCUUGGCCUGAAAGUGAGAUGAGCGCUGCAAUCCCAUAGUCACCUUCGACUGGACUUAACCAUCCAGGGAUCCUUUACCUUUACUAGCUAUACCAGUGGUUCUCAAGUGGUGUUGUGUGUCGCACUGGUGCAACAGGAGAGGAUAGUCUUCUUGAGCACAUGCUUUUUCAGGAAGAGAAAGCUGACCAGUUCUUCUCCUUUCCCAGCUACACGACUGGAGCAGGACCUCAGCACGGAGGAAGCGCGAUCUGCAAACAUCUCCGAAGCGUGAGCUUCCCGUCACCUUGCCAGCUUCCAAAAAAGCCAAGUCAGAAACGUUACUGGUGAGCAUAUUGGCCAUCUUGUGUCUUUUCCACUUCUGUUCAGGAGGGCUUUUCAGGAGCAGGUAUGUCCCAAGCUGGGAACUAUGGUUAAACAGCUUCAGAAACAAGCCUUCAUAUUCUGGAGCCAUUAACCAUUGUUUCCUCAUUUGGGCGAUACAAGAAACCAUGGUUAGCUGAAGACUUCUUGGUUUGUUUGCUCAGCCAGCAUGAAGGGAGGGGUGAGUCAGCUGCAUCCACGGGCACAAAUCUUUGUCAGAUCAGAGCUUAUUAAAUCAAGUUAUGACCAUCCAAACCUAGCCAGUGAGUGGUUGAAUGGGAGUGGUACAUUUUUUCAGGCAGGAAAUAGCAUAGUAGUUCUAGGGAUCUGGGCACCCUUUUCACCUCUGGACUAUUUUCAGAUACAAUCUUCAAUUGGACUAUAUCCCCGUGUCCUAUAGGGCAACUGGGGAAAACAUGCAAAUGUUUCAGAUUGUACCCAUGUGAAGGCCUCCAAAUUAAUAACCGGCCAUUUAUUCCUGCACCAUACCUCCAGAUCAUAGAAUCAUAGUGUUAUGUAUUCUGUGGGGCCUGUGUUUGCCUGAGCUUGAGUCUGGACUAAGGAUUCUGAGCCCCUGUGUUCUGAUUCGAUACAUGAUAUCCAAUCACAGAACAUUUCAGAAUUUGGGCCUCUGCCAUUGGCCCUUAAACUCUGAGUCAUGAUUCGCAGCUUGGAAGUUUAGACAGCCAAUCAUAUUGGGAGUGGGAGUGGCCCAGGCCUUCAAGAAUGUAUAUAAGCAGUUGCUUUGCCCCUGUUGUCCAGUUCUGUUAGUUCAAUAAAGGUUCUUGCUGUUAUCUCUGUGUCUUGCCUUGUGGGAACCCCCCUACACUUCACAUAGAAUUGUAGAGUUGGAAAGGAACACGAGAGUCAUCUAGUCCAACCCCCUGCAAUGCAGGAAUCUUUCCCCCAAUGUAAGGCUCACACCCCUGACCCUGGGGUGACCCUGAGAUUAAGAGUCUCAACCUCUAUCAGCUGAGCUACUGCAUUUGGUUUAGGAAGAAAGGUGGGGGGACCUAAGAGAGAUGUACAGAAGUGUCCCUGGUGGUGUGGAGUGACUUGUAGUAUUCCUGGGCUGUAGCUCAAUGGUAAUGUUCCCGGGUCCAAUCCCCACUGUCAUCUCCUGGUCGGGCUGGGAUUGUCACCUGUCUGAAAUAUCCAGACACUCGGCUGGGCCCUCGUAUCUAUGGAAACGCCUCUCCUGAUAUGCCCCGCUGAGGACCUUAAGGUCCAUGAAUAACCAUAGUUUAGAGGUCCUGGGCCCUAAGGAAGUCAGACUAUCCUCCACCAGGGCCAGGGCCUUUUCGGUGAUGGCUCCAACCUGGUGGAAUGUUCUGUCCCAUGCAACUAGGGUCCUUCAGGAUUUAACCUCCUUUCGUCGGGCCUGUAAGACAGAGCUAUUCCGCCUGGCCUUUAAUUUGAAUUCAGCCUGAUCUCUUCCCUUUCCCUCCCCUUUUAUGAAGAUCACCCGCUCUGAGACCCCACAGCUAAUUCUCCCCGGCCUCCUCGCUGGCCCAAGUAGGACUAAUUCAGCCAGCUAGCCCUGGGGGUUAUCUAAUGCUUAUUUCCCCUAAAUGGAUUUUUGAUUUUUGAAUUUUAUUGUUAUUCGUGUUUUUAUACUGUAUUUUAUGCUGCUUUUAUAAUUGUUUAAAAUUUGUUGUUAGCCACCCUGAGCCUGGUUUUUGAACCGGGAAGGUCGGGGUACAAAUAAAAAAUUAUUAUUAUUAUUAUUAUUAUUAUUAUUAUUAUUAUUAUUAUUAUAUUAUUAUUAUCCCCCCCUUCCUUUGUUUCCAGAGCUGUUCCAAAGGAACAUGUCGCUGUAUCUGGUUUGAGUGCCCCUUGUGGGAUGCUGCAGAUGUGACAAACGUGAUGGUUCGUGCCCGGGUCUGGAACAGCACGUUCAUCGAGGUAGACGCUCGUUCUGUCCCCUCGCAAGGAUUUUCUCUGGUUAACGAGAGAGGGAAUGUUCUUGUCAGGCUUCGGGGAAUCAGCUUCCUUCCCCCGUGGCAGUUGAUAAGAGAUCAAAUGGAAGGAACGUCUUACCAGUCAGAAUCUUUAAUAAUCACAGCAAGAGAACAAAGAACCCAUCUCCUAGAAAUGGCAGUGCUCCCAAUUAAGGAUUACACUCGCCCCCAUCCCUAUUAAUCUACGUCACUUCUAUGUUUUGUAAUCUGAGUUUGUAGCCUCUGCGCUUUCUGUUCUGCCACUUUCUGAGCUCUCCGGGAGUUUGGGGGAGGCGGGUGGAUUCUGUCCAGAGACUCUGAAUCUGUUAACUCUCUCUCUCUUAGUCUUUCUUCUCCUAGCUGUUCCCCAUCCAGUAUUUCCCAGCUUCUGUCUUCUGAACUAUGUCCCUCUGCAAACCACUGUUCCAAAUCUAUACUGUCCUCCUGCUCCUGGGAAGAUUCAGGAUCAGGAGAGGGGGAGGCUCCCACCAUUCUUCCUCAGUGCAGCCCUCCUCAACAUGGUCCCUGACAGUUCUGGAAAUUCCAGAAUGUCCAAUUUACAUAAUUUAAAGUGGGUGAAAAGGCACCCUUCUCCCUAGUACAACAAACCCACUAUGAAAAAACACACAAACUGAGACUUGUGGCUUGGAAAGUGACUGGGAUGAACGAAUGAUGGGAUGGGAAGAGUCAUAAAAGCAAAUCGGGUUGAAUGCAAGAUGGAUGCUUGUUGCCGUAUAACUGCCCUGUAAACAAACCGAAACAAAUUUCUCAAUAAAGGCAGAAUGUAAUCUAACCUCCAAGUAAGCUGUUUGUCAGCAAAUCAGGAUGUUCAGUGAAAUGGUCUCUCAUUCGAAGGCAUCUUCCUGUGUUCAGUGGGUGGGAGUACAUUGGAAAAAGAGUUUAUGUUGCUGCUUUUUGAUAUGCUCUCUCUUUCCUAUCCACCCCCCAUGGAAAUGUAGGACUACAACAACUUUGACCGCGUGAAGGUGGAUGGAAAAGCCACGCUGUUUCUCAGGACAAACUCCUCCACCAUCAACAUGAAAAACGACACUGUGUGGGUGAGUGAAACUGGAUUUGUUGGCUGAGGAAACUUCAGAAAGUCCUGAGGUCCAACUACCAAUCCCAAUGGAAGGCCUCCCAGUCACCAUUCCUUUUUCUCUCCCAGUUAAACUCCCAUAAUUAGCGAACUCCGUUAGUUCUUGAGCAGCAGCUUUGUUAAUUCAAAUGAAAUUGAUUCAUUUUCAAAGCAAAGCUGCCCUCACAUCCGCAUCUGUAAACUCAGGCCUAGGCAUGGGAUGUUUUUCCCAAUGUUGAUGAAUUAAUUUACCGAGAUGAGAAUACGAGGCCUGAGCUGGGAGCAUUUGAACCCCACUUUCUACCUCAGGUGUGGCCACGUUGAUCUUCACACACCAGGUCGAUGAGGUUUUAGGGGGUGAAACUUAAUUUUUGCACAUUUCUUCAGUGGGGAUGGGAACCUUAAAAAAUAUUUUUGGGCGUGAGGAAUUCAAAUCUGCCAUUGUUUUUAUGACUGGGCAACAAUCAGCUUGGUAAAUCAACAUUUGAUGAAGGAGCACGUGAACUGCUCUCGGGAAAACUAAUGAAUUUCCCCUUCUGACAAUUCAGGUGAUGCUAAAUAAUAACAGUACAGUGGUACCUCAGGUUACAUACGUUUCAGGUUACAUAUGCUUCAGGCUACAGACUCCGCUAACCCAGAAAUAGUACCUCGAGUUAAGAACUUUGCUUCAGGAUAAGAACAGAAAUCGCGUGGCAGCAGCAACAGGAGGCCCCAUUAGCUAAAGUGGUGCUUCAGGUUAAGAACAGUUUCAGGUUAAGAACGGACAUUCAGAAUGAAUUAAGUACUUAACCUGAGGUACCACUGUACAGUAAUAAAUAAUAAUAUCAGUACAUCAUAUAACUGCAAGUACAAUGGUACCUCAGGUUACAGACGCUUCAGGUACAGACGCUUCAGGUUACAGACUCCGCUAACCCAGAAAUAGUACCUCGGGUUAAGAACUUUGCUUCAGGAUAAGAACAGAAAUCACGUGGCAGCAGCAGCAGGAGGCCCCAUUAGCUAAAGUGGUACCUCAGGUUAAGAACAGUUUCAGGUUAAGAACAGACCUUCAGAACGAAUUAAGUUCUUAUCCCGAGGUACCACUGUACUUGGAACUCAUUUUUAAUGAUUUCUGUGCAGCUUGACACACAUUUUAUUUACCAAGCAAAAGUAAAUUAUACUCAUUUAAACCAAAAUACCUUUCGAAUUCCCAAGUCAUGUUACACCCCUUGUUUGGGGAAGUUGAAAGUUGAAAAAUUCAGCGCUGAGUCAGUGUCCCUUCCAUUCUGCCCUUCCUCCCUUGAGGCAAACCCAUCUCUCCCCUUUUCCCCCCUUCCUUCAGUUCUCAGUGACCAUCGACUCUGAGCUGAUCGAGGAGCAACCAACCGAGAUUGAGCUCUGGCUGGUGUUGGUUGCCGUAGCAGCCGGACUUCUGCUUUUGGGCGUCAUCGUCUUACUGCUGUGGAAGGUGAGAAGAGGAGGGUUUUUUUGAAAUUGGGGAGCAAGGGGUGACAGGCUAGAAACAGCAGCUCCUUCCUUUCCUCUCUCUUGGCCCCCAUAUUUGUAGAGAGACACUCUCAAAACUGCUUCUGCAAAGCCAACCCGGGCCGCACAAAAGAGAAGAAAACACGCAGCAACCCACACAAUUUUCUGUGGCAAGCUCAAAUGCCUUAGCAGUAUUUUCAGGGCUGAUAUAAAUAUGCUAUAGGCGGGCUGGCCUCGCUGGAGAACAAAAUGUUCAGGCAUUCAGCCGUCACAAAAAAAACAAACAAACUAGCCAAGCCAGUUUGAAAUGGACCAGGCAGGAAGUUAACUGCUUCCUGCCCCAGCUUUAUCCAGAAGUGAUGUAAUCUGCUCUGACUUGGGUGUUUGCAUUUAGCUUGUGCAGUUAAUAUUGGAGAACAGCCAAGCAGCUCAGUGUAUCUGUGGGAUGCUUGCUUUAGCCGUUUUUGUCACCAUAGAGAAACCGGUUGGACUGGAAGGAAACUAUAUUUAGAACCUGAUUAACCAAGGCAUCAGCUGAGUAUUUGGGGUCCUUUGGUGCAUACCUCAGGAUAAGAUGAUAACAAUAGUCAUCUGUAUUAUGGUCGGUCCUUCACCAACUCAUUGAGCGAUAGAUAUAGAUAGAUAGAUAACAGAUAGAUGAUAGAUAGAUCGAUAGAUACAGUGGUACCUCAGGUUACAUACGCUUCAGGUUACAUACGCUUCAGGUUACAGACUCCACUAACCCAGAAUAGGGCUUCAGGUUAAGAACUUUGCUUCAGGAUGAGAACAGAAAUCGGGCUCCGGCGGCGCGGCGGCAGCAGGAGGCCCCAUUAGCUAAAGUGGUGCUUCAGGUUAAGAACAGUUUCAGGUUGGCACUAACCUGGAGGUACCACUGGAGUAUAGAUAGAUUUGAUCCCUUCCAAUCGGGAUUCAGGCCUCACCAUGGGACUGGAAACUGUCUGGUCACGCUGGCUGAUGAUCUCCGCGAGCUAGGGACAAGGUGAGAGUUGUUUCUGGUUCUGCUGAUCUCUGAAGGCUGAGCAGCACUGACACAUCCUGGAAUCGCCCAGAGGCUGGAGCUGGGGGCACUGCUGCAGUGGUUUCGCCUCCUUCCUCCUAACGUGGUUCAGAAAGUGGUGGUGUGGGGAUGGAGGUUCAGAAUCUCCGGCCCUCACUCUGUGGUGCUCUAGGGUCUGGCCCUCUCCCAUGCUUUUAACAUCUAGUAAUGAAGCCGCUGGGAGAGAUCAUCAGGGGGGAUUUGGACUGGGUGUCCAUCAAUAUGCAGAGAUACCCAGCCUAAUUCCUCUUUCAACCAGAACCAGUGUGAAGGCGGUGGAAUCCUGUGUGGAGUGCCUGGAGGCGGUUGGAGGGAUGGAUGAUGCUAAUGAACAGUUGAACCUGACAAGACAGAAGCAUUGGUUUUUGGGGACAGGGGCGGGCUGAUGUGGAGGACUCUGUCCUGAAUAGUAACUGUGCCCUGAAGGACCAGGGUGCGUAGCCUGGGAGCUGGCUUGGACUAGGCGAAGGUCCAUGGAGAGGCAGGUCAAUCCCAUUCAGGGAGAAGCAGUCUACCAACUCCACCUGGCAAUGCAGCUGAGACCCUACCUGCCCGUGGACUGUCUCGCCAGAGUGGUAUGCUCUAGCAUCUCUGCUGGACUACUGUAACACUUCUACGUGGCUACCUUUGAAGGUGACCCGGAAACUAAGCACUCAAUCCAGAAUGCAGCUAGACUGGUGACUGGGGCGGCCAGCGAGAGCCAGAUGCACACCGGUCUUAAAGACCUACACUGGCCUCGUGUACGUUUCCUGUUAACCAAAGUGUUGGUGUUGACCUUUAAAGCCCUAAACAGCCUCGGCCCAGUAUAACCUGAAGGAGCGUCGAUCAUUCUGCCCGGACGCUGAGGUCCAGCACCGAGGGCCUUCACGGUUCCCCAUUGCGAGAAGCAAAGCUGGUGUGGAACCAGGCAGAGGGCCUUUCGGUGGCGCCUCACUCUGUGGAACGCCCUCCCAUCAGAUGUCAAAGCGAUAAAUAACUACCUGACAUUUAGCAUCUUAAGUGCAGGCCUGUUCAGGGAAGCUGGAAUCUGUGAUAUUUUACUGUAUUUUUUGUUUCUAUGGAAGCCGCCCAGAGUGGCUGGGGAAACCCAGCCAGAUGGGCGGGGUACAAAUAAUAAAUUAUUAUUAUUAUAUGAUUUUUAAAAAUAUAAACAUACAACAAAAAAACAAUUCAAGAUCCGAAUACCAAGAUUGCUCUGAAUAUCUUGACUUCCCCCAUCCCUUCCAUGGGUCCUAGUGGUAAAAUUUACAACUGCAUAUCAAUAGUAUCCAAGUUUUAUCCUUCCAAAUUAUCCAUACUUUCGUUAGUUUGCAAGUGUGGUUAAAAUCCUGCUAAUGUUUUAACCUGCUUACAAUGGUCUUGUAAAUAGAUUGUAAACUUUCCCCAUUUUUUUAAAAGUUCUUGUCCUCUUCUUCUCUGGUCGGGGUUGUUUCUUCCUUCCAUCUCUGGGCUAAUAGCAUCCAUGCGGCUGUUGUUGCGUACAUAAACAGUCUUUUUUGGUCCUUUGGUAUCUCGGUACCUGUAAUUCCUAAUAAGAAGGCUUCUGGUUUUUUAACAAAAGUUAUUUUAAAUAUUUUUUUUCAUUUCAUUAUAUAUCAUCUCCCAGAAUUUUUAAAUUAUUUUACACUCCCACCACAUAUGAUAAUAGGUACCGUCUUUUUCUUUACAUGUCCAGCGGGAAUCUGAACUUGUUCUUAAGCAGUUUACUUUGUUGUUGCUUGGAGCAUGCUGCGUACUGCCUGUGUGCCUGACCCUUUUCAGAAAUCCCUUAGUUGUUGGCAUCUGUCUGUCUCAAGAGACAAUGGAGUGCACCUCCAGGGGUGAAGUCAAACUGCUGCGUUAGCAGUACCAAAGUGACCUUCCCGGGGCGCAAGCCUAAAUUGGCCCGUUUUUCCAGAGCAACUCCAACCAUUACCUUGUCAUUGAGGGAAUGUGUGUUUUCAAGCCUCCCUCUGCUUGUAUUGGUUCCCAGAAAGGGGCGGGAAAGGAUUCAUACCUCCUGUUCCUAGAGUACCAAAUGCAGAUUAAAAAUGUGGAGGCAGUCAUGGCUUGCAGAGCACUUCCAAAGCUAAGUCUCCACUAGUUCUGUGUUGCAUUCCAACUCCCAGAAAUAACUGGCCAUAUUCAAGUGGGGAGUUUCACCAGCCCAGCUGAAGUGGCAAAAAGCAUCUCAUUUACUCUAGUGACAACUGAACACAGGAAAAUAACCACCGCCCGAGAGGAUGUUUUCCUGCUCCUCCCUAUUGCUUAAUAUCUUUGUGUGCUGCAAAUUCAGCAUCCAAGAUGCUCAGAAUAUAGAAAGUGAAUCCUGUAAGUGCUCUCCAACUGUGGUUGCCUGUAUUGGCUGCUGUGGAAAGCUCUCCUCCGGAAGAUCACUACAGGCAAGAUGGGUCGUGAAUAUACCUGCAGCUUUCUUAAGAGGGUAGCAUGGAAGUUGACCUUUGGUUCUGUGCAGGUGAAUGCAAGGGCACGCUUGAAGUUUUGACCACUGCGUGUGGCAUCCUUGCGGCACCAGAUUCGCCAUUUUCUCAGUGGUGUCGGCUCACUUCUUAUCAAUUCUGCUUGGUAUUUUUUGCCUUGGAAUUGUAGCCUUGCGGAGGAGCCCACAGCAGCCCCAGAUUGUGUGCAUUUGGCAACCCCCAAAACUAUCACUCCUGGCGCCUGGCAAUAAAAGGAGACCAAUCCCAUCUGCAUGUUGAAAGUUAUAUCCUUUGCAACAAAGGGGCUGGAACGCAUGAGCUGGUUGUCUCCCCAACCCAUUGCACAUUGUUUCCUUGUUGUGCUUGACCUCUGACCCCCUGCUUCCUCAUAGUGCGGCUUCUUCCGGCGGGCAAGCACACGAGCCAUGUACGAGGCCAAAGGCCAGAAAGCCAUGAUGAAGAUCCAGCCAUCUGAAACUAAGCGGCUGACCGACAGCUACUAGCUCCUGUCUCAGGGGGAGGGGAAACUGCCCACCCCUUUGCCCUGUCUCUUGGUAAAUCAAGCUCUUGCAGCAGGUCUACUCCUCCUGUUCACUGUCUCUGUCAACCUCUCCACUUCUUAAUCCUUCCCAUAAGACCCUGGUGUUGAGAGCUCUGCCCCAGUGCUGGUUCAGGGAAAUUGGACUUUAUACUGUUUGAGUUACAGUGGUACCUCGGGUUUCAUACGCUUCAGGUUACAUACGCUUCAGGUUACAGACUCCGCUAACCCAGAAAAAGUACCUCGGGUUAAGAACUUUGCUUCAGGAUGAGAACAGAAAUCGUGUUCUGGUGGCAUGGCGGCAGCGGGAGGCCCCAUUAGCUAAAGUGGUGCUUCAGGUUAAGAACAGUUUCAGGUUAAGAACGGACCUCCAGAACGAAUUAAGUACUUAACCCGAGGUACCUCUGUACAGUCAAACCUCGGUUCGCGAACGGCACCGUUUUCGAACGUUUUGGCUCCUGAACGGCGAAAACCCGGAAGUAAAUGCUCCGGUUUUCAAACAUUUUUCGGAACCUGAACAUUGGCAUGGCUUCUGCUUGAGUGCAGGAAGCUCUUGCGACCAAUCGGAAGCCGCGCCUCGGUUGUUGAACGUUUCGGAAGUCGAACAGGCUUCCUGAAUGGAUUACGUUUGACAACCGAAGUUUGACUGUAUAUGGGUCUAAGCGCUGGCCCAUUUAAACGAACGGACAGGACUAACUUACGUCUGCUCCACUCACAGAGCACAACUAAUAACCACAAUAAUCGGUAUUCUUAGCCACUCCCCACCUGGGGGCAAGUGGGGCAGUGCUGAACCUCCUGCCCACCUGCACAGGGGGGAGCCCAGUUGGCCGAAGUGGCCUUUGCCAGGUGAAUCCCUUGCCCAUCUCUCUCCAUCCACUCUUGCUCACAGUCUGGGGAGUGCACCUAGCAGCCAGGCCAAGCUGGGGCCCAGAGACCUCCGGCGGUUGGCAGGGAAGAAUGGGGAGCUGAGAACAGCAACCCCUCCGAUGUGUCUGGGCAGGAUGGGUGCCUGGUUCGCACCCCUUCAAAAUUGUGUGCCUGGGGCUACAGCCCCCUUGGCCACCCACUACACUAUGCCCCUGUAUGGGGAGGAAUGGUUAAGCAACCCCCACACACCUCUGCUGCUCUGAUCAAAUUCAGAGGUGCCCCUGCCGCUUUUAAAAACUUUUUUUUUUAAAAAAGAAAAUCUGAUUAUGACUCUCCUGUGUGACUGGGCCCUACGCCUUGGCUCUACUCUAAUGAGCUACUAUGGGUGCUCAUACUUCAGAGCCCUCUUUCAGCGCAGGAGGAAAUGCAGGUGUGCAACACGGAGCCUUGCGAUUGGGAGGUAGUACAAAGCCCCUGGAUUGGCUGUGCCCAGUAGGAAAACCAAGAGCCUACCCUUGUUGUCUAUGGGGCAGAGAAUUCUGCCUGUUCCUUUCCCACCUCCCAACUCUGACUAUCGAAGCCAAGGACCCUGAGAUAAGAGCCUGGAUUUGCAGGUGGCCGAGAAGCACAUCUGGCCUCAGCCCUUCUCUGGACAUUUCUCUCAGCAUCCAACAUCUGAGGUGUCCAGAUUUCCAAAACCAGCCCUCUCAACACCAGUUAGCACCAGGCAUUGCAGGCCCUCCCUCUCUUAGUUGUCUUCAAGGCAUGUUCCUCACACAUUGCGCUUAAUGCUCUCCCCCAGGUGUCUCCAGGUGUCAUGUCUGUUGGCCUCUUUGUUUUACCUGUCCGUCUCACUAACCCAAAUGUGUUUCUUUUCCUAGGCUUUAAGAACCACCUAUGUUUCAGGUGGCUUCUGAGGUGGCACCUCCUCACUCUGACAAGGGACUUUCCUCUUUCUCUCUCUUUACUCUCAAUCUUCUUUCUGUUCACUGGGCCAUUCAUUCCAAGUGACCGUUCUGAGGUGGUGCUGAGUUGGCGACACUGGCGGGGGUUGACUUUGAUACAGGAGUCAGUCUAGCGAACGCUCUAAUACAGGGUUUCCCCAAGCUUCGGUCUCUAGCUGUUUUUGGACUACAACUCCCAUCAUCCCUAGCUAGCAGGACCAGUGGUCAUGGAUGAUGGGAAUUGUAGUCCAGAAAAAGCUGGAGACCCAAGUUUGGGAAACCGUGCUCUAAUAUAUACCCAGAUUGGCAGCUCACCCUCACAUAUUUUGAGUUGCUACGUGCACACACAGUUUUGUUACAGAAUCCUGGCAGAUGUCAAAGAUCAGUGGCCAAUCCCAGUGUUAAACCAUUUAAUUCAUUGUGCCUUCGCCAUACCACCACUGAAGGACAACAUAAAAAAGAAUUAGCAAAACUUUGAACCAAGUUUCGAGCCGACCAAGUUCCAAACCAAUUUUGAACCAACCUCUUGGUUGCCAAGUUGCCAUUUUGUUGGCUCUCACUCAGAAAACAACAUGGCGGGCCACGUCACUGCCGCCUUUUCCUCCCCAAGCUGCAAAAAUAGUCUUACCUUAGGGCCGUCUAUGGCAGACAACUACUCCCAACACAUGAGAGAGGAUAAUGAGGUCAUUCUUUUUCUCAAUUUUGAUUGAAGCUGGUUUAGAGGUAAAAAAGGGUAAACGACGCCUGGACUGUUAAGUCCAGUCAAAGGCGACUAUGGGGUUGUGGUGCUCAUCUCACUUUCAGCCAGAGGGAGCCAGCGUUUGUCUGCAGACAGCUUUCCGGGUCAUGACAGCAUGACUAAACCGCUUCUGGCGCAACAGAUCACUGUGACAGAAACCAGAGUGCACGGAAACGCCAUUUACCUUCCCACCACAGCGGUACCUAUCUAUCUACUUGCACUGAUGUGCUUUUGAACUGCUAGGUUGGCAGGAGCUGGGACAGAGCAAUGGGAGCUCACCCCGUUGCGGGGAUUCAAACCGCCGACCUUCUGAUCGGCAAGCCCAAGAGGCUCAGCGGUUUAGACCACAGCACCACCCAUGUUUGGGGCAUAGCUGUCAACUUUUCCCUUUUCUUGCAAGGAAUCCUAUUCGGAAUAAGGGAAUUUCCCUUUAAAAAAGGGAAAAGUUGACAGCUAUGGUUUGGGGCAGAGGUUUGGUUUGGGGGCAGAGGGACACAUCAAAAUGCAACCUUUUAUAAGAACCGACAAAAUAGAAACAGGUUGUGGUGAAUACUGUGUGCACACGACUUCCCAAACCACUGGAGGCAGAGUAGAGUGUGUACACAACCCUAGUUUCUCCGUUUUGGAACCGAUUUCGUGCCUUUUCAGCCUUUCAGCCACCACAGGAAACUGGUCCAAUGAACCGGCCUUCUCCGCUACCUCCCCUCUUCCUCUCUCUCGCCUUGCCUCUAUUCUCCAUAGCGUCCCUUUGCUCAAAUUCCCAACUUCGGUCAACAUGUCCCGCCACUAAUGCGUCUCUUUUCCCCUCCUCUCCCUGCGCAGUGCAACUUUUUCAAGCGGACCCGCUACUACCGAAUCAUGCCCAAAUACCACGCCAUCCGGAUCCGGCAGGAGGAGCGCUACCAGCCGGCUGGCGGCUUCCUGGCUCCGAGGCACAAGAAGCAGUGGGUCACAAGCUGGCAGGAGACGGGGAGUUACUACUGACGCUUGCCUUCCUCUCCCCCACCCCCUCCACCCAUGCCGGCUGCUUCACUCCCUUCUGGACUUGGCGUUGAACCAACGACGAAAUGGCUAUUGAAACCCUAAGUUAUGUGACUCAGGUCGGUGACCACGACCCAAGAGCUUUCUCUGGACGCAGUGAUCUUAGGAAGGGGAUGUUCCCUGCUAGGAUGAGGGGGGGAGAAGCUUUUUCAGUCUUUGUGGGGCAGCCUGGUGCGGCCCGAGGCAAAAAUUGGACAGAGCAACAGGUGUGAUUCUCACCUUUGUGCAACAGGCUGCAUUCCAGCCACGCAAAAGCUGGAGGCCUCCUAACUCUCCAUUCCGGUUCAAGGACAUCUGCCAGCUAGGAAGGGGACUGAGGAGAUGUGGAAGGCUGUUUCCUGGUAAAAGUCUGGAGGGGUCUGCACUUGGCACCUGGGCUUGACUCCCUUUACCCUCACCCCCUGAAAUACAAAGCUCAAAGGGGCAGCUUUUUCACUUACACCAGUUAUUUAUUUCCCCACCCACAACCCACCACCACCAGGGUCCUGAGGACUGCAUUUCUGUGAGGUAUGACCAUCAGCUUAGCUUCAUUCUGGACAGAUCGACCCAAGUCAGCUGUGUUGAAGUUGUCUUGGUGACCGAAACACAAAGACAUCUCUCUCUCUUUCUCUCUCUCUCAGCUGUGGCUUCUCAGAUGCCAUUGUUGUUUCACACGGCCACUGCUUCUUGCAUUUACACUCCGCUUUCCCUCCGGAAGGACUGUGGGUGGCACUGUGGGUUAAACCACAGAGCCUAGGACUUGCCGAUCAGAAGGUCAGUGGUUUGAAUCCCCGCGAUGGGGUGAGCUCCUGUUGCUCGGUCCCUGCUCCUGCCAACCUAGCAGUUCAAAAGCACAUCAAAGUGCAAGUAGAUAAAUAGGUACCGCUCCGGCGGGAAGGUAAAUGGCGUUUCUGUGCGCUGCUCUGGUUCACCAGAAGCAGCUUAGUCAUGCUGGCCACAUGACCUGGAAGUUGUACGCCGGCUCCCUCGGCCAAUAAAGCGAGAUGAGCGCCGCAACCCCAGAGUCGGUCACGACUGGACCUAAUGGCCAGGGAUCCCUUUACCUUCCCUCCAGAAGGCACGGAGCAAUUUCCGAACAGCUCUUAGGCCGUCUCCCAUCAGAGGUGUACCUAGGGGUUGGUGAAAGCAGCCCCGCCAGGAAUGCAGUCCCAGGGUCCCCCCACAAAAACCACCUAUGAGACUAGACUGUGUGAUGUAUAUGUGACACACUGCCACUGUUGCGGUGAGAUCAAAUGCAGGAGAAGAUCCCCAUGCUUCAUGUAGAACAAAGGCUUACAAUUAUUAUUAUUUUUGCCCUUCCUCCUCGCUUUGCCCUCACUCCAGACACUUUUGAGUACUUGGGUGGCUAAAAUGUAGCAAUUGCUUUAAAGUGAUUUCUUUUUUUCUCACGGGGGGAGCGGAUACGCUGACACAGCUUCUUGUCGAGGGUGCAAGGGGUCCCAGGUACGCUUCUGCCUCCCAUCCCGGCAGCUUGCAGAGUCAUGCCAGCUUAGUGGUGAGACUGUAUCAUAGAAUUGGAAGGGACUCCAGGGGUCAUCUAGUCCAACCCCCUCCAGUGCAGGAAUCUUUUGCCCAAUGUGGGGCCCUGAGAUUGAGCGUCUCAUGCUCUACCAACUGUUCUCUGGGCAGCCAGAUGGUUCCUCUUAUGCAAACUUUGGGAACAUCGGAAGCUGCCUUGUAUUGAGUCAGAUCCUCGGUCUAUCUAGGUUUGUAUUGUCUACACUGACUGGCAGCAGCUGCCCAGAGCUUCAGAGAAGCGUCUUUCUCAGCUGCACCUGGAGGUGAGGGCUGAACCAGGCACCUUCUGCAGACACUUGUGCAAAACCUCUUGUGCAUGGACAGCCGCGUGUGCCAUGGUGUGAGUUAGCUUGGCUAAUGCAGAUGCGUGCAACUAAGCUUUCAUGUACUUUCCCCUGAUAGCAUUAUCUUUGAUGUUUACACUUUCUCCCCCCCCCCCCCUUGGUUCAUUUUUUUUUUAAAUUGCUGAGAAACCAGGGAUUCCAACAUCCUUCCUUUGGGGCCUUGCUAUAGAUGACACCCGUCUAUCUUAAUUCUCUUCCCUCCGACACACACACACAUGCACCCAGGGCCUUGUUAUAGACAUUACACUGAACGCAAGCCAUUUUGGCACAUGUACAAGUGUUUGUGUGAAAGACUGGACACAACUUGUUGAUUUGUACAGCUCAGCUGUUGCACGCAUAGACCGCAGGGAGGUGCCAAGUUGAAUACAAUAAGGUAAGCCCCACCCUGCAUAAUUGAUCAUAUGAUGCAGUGCACACACCUCAUUUGAAUGGGAAUGCCAAUCAACUUUGCAGGGGCCCGGCCCCCCAUAUAUUUUAUUGUGGGGACCGAAGCCCCCACAGCCCCUAGGAAUUGGCUCCAGUGAUAGACUUACAGUACACUUACUGAAUGUGAGUAACUAUGAAUGUACAAAUCAGCUACGUAUGUACACAGAUUGUACACUUGUUGGAUGUAAUGUGGGAACGACCCUAGACUAAGCAUAAUUUGGAGAGAAGGUUAAACGGACUUCAGUCCCUGUGCUAUGGCUUCAGCUGCCUCCUUCCCCAACCCCAUAUUGCUAUACCGCAAAAACACUGGAUGUAUUGCCACUGGAGCUCUGACUAUGCCAAAAACUACUGAUCCUUUUUUAAUCACUGUGCCGUUUCUUGUAUCCCCUCCACAAUUCUUUGGAGGGAGAGAAAGUGGUUUUUACUACUUACUGCGGUCCAGCUUCUUAAGGAGCGCAAAGGAGACUUCUGAGCUUGAAAUGCGGGGAGUGGGCAGAAAUAUUAUAAUGAUUCCUUUUGAAACCCCUUUCUGCUCAUUCUGUUGGAAAAGAUGUGAAGCCACUUUCUGCACUUUGGGGAAUGCCAGGGAAGAGGGCUCUACGCAGGGCAGGCUUUGUGUCUGAGGAGGCCCUGGGCAAUGUACUCUUUGGCGGGUUCUCUCCUCGAUCUGCGAGCCCCGGUUGGCUUACCUCUGGGGCAGGAAUUGUUCUCAAGCCAGUGGACCAGAUCCUGGGUUUCCCCACUCCUGCCAACCCACUCAGACAGGUGGGUGAGGCUGCUGACCUGUCAGUCACCAGAUAUCACCAUGGCAUCAGGUGACCCGUUUUUCCUUUGUAGCGUGGCUUGUGUUCGAGUCACACUGCCGAGGAAAACCCAAGCCGGGCUUGACGUCACAGCCGAUCAGCUGGUUUCAAGUCAUGCUUCCUGCAGGGUUCUGCUGUGCUGUGGAGUUCAGGCUUGGUCAGUAGCACCUAGCAAGCCCCGCAGCAAAGCUCAUCCCAGUGCGCUUGAAGUCAGCACCUGCCAGCUGAUUGGCGCUGGCAGCAAACACCCCUUGCCAAGGUGCUACUUCAAAGCACACUUCAAAGCCCCUCUAUUAUGUCCUCAGGGGUAUGGCUGGUGGGCAUAGUUUGGGGGGCCAAAUUGGGAUCCAUGCUGGACCUAGUUAGGCCCAGGAAGUUGCCCACCCCUAGUUUACUUCUGGGUGACCGUGCUACAAGUACCGUAUUUUUCGCUCUAUUGGACGCACUUUUUCCCCUCCAAAAAUUAAGGGGAAAUGUGUGUGCAUCCUAUGGAGCGAAUGCAGACUCCUUGGCUUCAGCGAUAGCAAUGCGAAGCCUCCGAAGCACAGAGGGAGCGCACCCUCCACGCUCCGGAGGCUUUGCGUUGCUUUCGCUGAAGCCUGGAGAGCGAGCGGGGUCGGUGCGCACCGACCCCUCCUGCUCUCCAGGCUUCAGGGAUAGCUGCCUGAAGCCUUUAGAGCGCAGCGGGAACUCGCGCUGCGUUCCAAAGGCUUCGGGUUCCUUUUGCUGAAGCCGGGAGAUCAAGACUCUCCUGGCUUCAGCAGAGAGGGAGAGCUGCGCAGCGCCCCUUCAGCGAAGCGGGAGGAGAAAUGGAAGGGGCUCCGUUUCUCCUGCCGCUUCGCUGAAGGGGCGCUAAGCAGAGAAGGGGAUAAUUUUUUUUUCUUGUUCUCCCCCUCUAAAACAAGGUGCGUCCUAUGGUCGGGUGCGUCCUAUAGAGUGAAAAAUACGAUGAUAUGGGGAGCUAGGUCUAGCCACCAACUUAAUUCCUCACAGUGCCUCACAGGAACACAAUGCCAUGAAUAUUAUGUGAAGUGUAAAUGGUAACUAGAGCUGCUUCGAGCGCCUGGGCAGCUUUUUGUUUAAUGAAGAGUUCCAGAGGAAGUGUCAUUCAUGGGCCCUACUGAGGUGCUAGCUGCCCCAGGAUGCUGGUGGUCUUGGCCAAAACAGUUGGCCCUGGAAGGUGUGUUAGUAAUAAGGGUUUCUCUCUCUCUCAAAACUGACCAGCUACAGCCAGUUCAUGGGGAUGGGGCGUUUGUGAAUGCCAAGAAUGGGCAGGCUUAAAGCUCCCGUUUCAGACAUUGCUCAGCGCUUGUGGAGAAAGGAUGGGAUGGUAGGGACAGCCUGCAUUUCAGUGGAAUACAGCAAGGCAGAACGAGACUUGCUCCCCGCUUCUCCCCCACUGCCCAGCCGCCAUUUUGAAUCCUGAGGAAAAGUUGGCCUCGUGUGCUCCACGUUCCACAUCAGAAAGGGGCGGGGUUUGAGGGCAACUGCUUCUGCGAUUGGGCAGCACAGCCGCCUGUCUUGCCAAGAAGUAGGUGCCCAUGACAGUUCAGUCCGCGAUGCUUUCAUUUCAAAACAUCCCUUGCCCGUGUCUGACUCGGAGAACUUACUGAAGCUGGAUUUGGGGUUCUUUAUAAAAGCAUGUUUCCAUUUUCAGGUUUCGUAUCUAAAUAUCCAAAGUGUUGACCUGUUCGUAAGACACAGUUCCUCACUGUUUUACAAGUGUGGUUGGCACCAAUGGAAACUACUGAUCUGGGCUGCAAAAAAAAGGGGGGAGAAAAUCUGAAAUAUCCCCUUCCACACAUCACAGUUAAGGAAACUACGGUUGUGUUGAAUAUCAGAGAAUGAGCACACACCCUCUGCCCUCUCUCCUCAUUUCCCAGCUGUAUAUUAAAUUAUUAAGAAUGUACUUAACUAUAGCUAUGUGUAUAUAAAUAUAUAUAUAUAUUUGUUGCUCACUGGAAUUUACCACUGUUUAUGGUACUGGAGGUCUGGAAUCAUUGUGCCUUGGUUGUAAAUAAGCUUGAGUGGCUAUUUUAUUUUAUGAAUAAAAAAAUGACUCUGAUUUGUAA